AUGAUGCUCUGCUCCCCCACUUUGGCCAGUGGCGUGGGCUGGCCUGGGUGAUGUCACAGCCGUAUAAAGACCCCCGCCGCCUGGCCGGCUGCUCUGAGCAGAGUCAGCGUUCCCGGCCCGGACGCCUCGGCUGGAGGGACUUCUGUCAGUGGGAAAAACAGAACUACACGGCGCUGGCCUGUAGUUUUGUUUUUUUUCUGAGGGGUUCCUACGCGACUCAGCUGGCUUCAUCUGGAUUUUCUGACCCAUUUUUCUGGAUAAAGGUUGCAGACCUGCUGUAAACAGCCCUCCCCUGGGCCCCCCCCACCCCCAAGGCAUCCUUGUGCAGACAAGGUGCCAACCAACAUGUCAACACAGGCGCCGACGUUCACACAGCCGCUUCAGAGCGUUGUGGCACUUGAGGGUAGUGCCGCCACGUUCGAAGCUCAAGUUAGUGGUUCUCCAGUUCCUGAGGUGAGCUGGUUUCGUGAUGGCCAGGUUCUUUCUGCCGCUGCUCUUCCCGGCGUUCAGAUCUCAUUCAGCGAUGGCCGUGCUGUUUUGACGAUCCCCGCCGUGACCGCCGCACACAGCGGACGCUUUUCUGUCAGAGCAACCAACGGAGCUGGACAAGCCACAAGCACUGCUGAACUACAAGUCACAGCAGAGACGGUGCCGCCAAACUUUCUUCAAAGACUUCAGAGCUCUACCGUGAGGCAGGGCAGCCAGGUGAGGCUCGACGUCCGGGUGACAGGCAUCCCCACGCCUGUGGUGAAGUUCUACAGAGAAGGGGCUGAGAUCCAGAGCUCGGCAGACUUCCGGAUCCUGCAGAACGGAGACGUGUACAGUCUGCUGAUUGCCGAAGCCUUCCCAGAGGAUUCUGGGACCUAUUCAGUAACAGCAACAAACAGCAGCGGACGGGCCACGUCCACCGCAGAGCUGCUGGUUCAAAGUGAAGAAACUGUUCCUUCCAAGAAGACAAAGACCAUUGUGUCCUCAUCCCAGAUGGAGACUUCUCAGACCACAGUGCAGAGGAAGGUUGAGGCCAGUUUUCAGGCCACCACCAUGAUGGAGAUGCACGUAGAAACAGGAAUGAUGACUCAGCAUUUGGCUCACAAAACCCCCCCACGGGUCCCCCCCAAGCCAACGUCCAAGUCCCCACCCUCCUACGUUUCCAAGGUAACAGGAGGCCGUCAACAGUCCCCAUCACCUGUGAGACACGUGAAGGGACCGACUCCAGCCUCCGUCACAUCUGUCUCUCCCUCCAGCAGAAUAUCUGCCACUUCUAUCAGACCAGUCAAAUCUCCUGUGAUGGCCAGGAAACAGGUAUCUGCCUCUGCAGAGGUGCUGCCACCCUGGAAGCAGGAGGACUACGUGGCUGAGGGCAGUUACGCCAGCAUGACCAGCAUGACCAGCAUGACCAGCGUCAGCAGCGCUGCUCAGCUGCACAUGGAGAAGCAUUGGGAGCAGCAAGUGGCCACCAGCAGACAGGUGAGGACGACUCCACCUUUCUGGAUGUGGUUUGAAUGCACUGCGCUUCAUCCGUCCAGCAUCCAGACAUUAGUCCUUCAUUUUUGCUUAUAUUUUAACUAUGAAGGCAAAGAUGACAUAAAUCUAGCUGUGACUGAGAAAAAAGCUGAUGCGGUCGCCACCGUGGUGGCCGCUGUUGACCUCGCUCGUGUGCGUCAGCCCGUGCCAGAGGGCAGCUGGGCCGAAGAGGCUUUCGGGAUGGAAUUAGAGCAGGACAUGGCCUUAAGUCUUGAGGAACAAGCCGUUGCAAUAGAAUCAUCUCCCGCUGACUCUGCAGUGUCCACAGACCAGCACAGAGUCCAGACGCUCCAGGUCCGAGGACUUAUUCAGAGAACAACAGAAAUGUCCUCCCGUGUGGACACUGCUGCCGUCUCAGUUCCACAUUUCACAGUUUCCAAAGUUUCUGUUCCUAAACCUGACCUGAGCCACGAGAUGGCUAAUGCUGCUCUCUCAUUGGCCGGUCAGGUGUCCGUGGCCGGCUCUGCCGUCGCUGCUCUGCACAAAGAGCUCUCCUCCCCCUCUGCUCCCAGAAAGGUCAUCAAGCCGGUCAAGUCUCCCAGUCCAUCUCGCAGGGUGGCAUUUGUGGAGGCGAGGGAGACCACAGAGCGGCCCCCUACUCUGUUUAGGGACAUCAGAUAUGAAAGGCAGUUCGAGGGCGGGGCUUAUGCAGUGAGUGAGGAGGAGUUUGAGGACUGGGAGCCGCAGGUUGGUUCUUUCCUGCCGUCCUCUGAGACUGCUGCUGUGCCCACAAGAGCUCAGGAACCAGCUGUUCCCCCAACCAUCAUCGCUGGCCUGAAAAACUUGACUGUAACAGAGGGCGAGUCUGUGACCCUGGAGUGCCAGAUCAGCGGCCAGCCCGCCCCAGUCAUCAUGUGGUUCAGAGAAGACUACAAAAUUGAGAACUCAAUCGACUUCCAAAUCAGUUAUGAGAACGGAUAUGCCCAGAUGGUGAUCCGCGAGGCGUUUGCUGAAGACAGCGGGCGCUUCACAUGCACCGCCACCAACCAGGCGGGAACCAUCAGCACAUCCUGCUACCUGCUUGUCAAAGUAUCAGAGGAUAUUGAGAGCAGAGAGGAAACUGCUGUGAUAGAAACUGGAAUGACACAAACACAGAGUUUUUCUGUUGAGACAAAGGAGCAGAAAGAGGUGAGCACAGGAGAAUCUGAAGCUCCCUUCUUCAUCCAAAAACCCACCGCACAGAAGCUAGUGGAGGGAGGAAGUGUCUACUUUGACUGCCAGAUUGGAGGGAACCCGAAACCCCACAUCAUCUGGAAGAAGAACGGCGUACCGCUCACCACUGGAUACAGAUAUAAAGUUGCCUACAGAAAAGAGACUGGCGAAUGCAGGCUGGAGAUCUCCAUGACUUUCGCUGAUGAUGCUGGAGAGUACUCCGUCUUUGCUAAGAAUCCCCUUGGAGAAGCCUCAGCCUCUGCCAGACUGCUGGAGGAAGCGGAAUAUGAAACCUGCAUGAAGCAGCAAGACGUAACAUAUAAAAGUGAAGUAACGACAACAGUGACCCAGGAGCCGUCUGUGGUCAUCAGUCAGUUUGAGAAGGAACAGGAGAGAGUGACGGCCCCUGUGAGCUUUGUCUCUGAGACGGAAUUCCUUAUUUCCGCGUUUGAAGAGAGGAUCAUUCAGGAGAUUGAGCUCCGCAUCAUGAGAAUCUCCUACAGAGAGCUGGUGAUUGAGGAUGGAGAGAUGGCGGUGACUGUUGCAGAGGAGGAGGCAGUGCAGCCGGCCUUUGGCACACCAGUCAAAAACUACCGCAUCAUGGAGGGAAUGGGCGUCACUUUCCACUGCAAGAUGUCUGGAAAUCCACUCCCAAAGAUUGUCUGGUACAAAGACGGCCAGCGCAUCAGACCUGGUGGUCGAUAUCAGAUGGAGGUUCUUCAUGACGGAAGAGCAAGCCUUCGAUUGGCUGUGGUGCUGCCUGAGGAUGAAGGGGUGUACACUGCCUUUGCCACCAACAUGAAGGGCAAUGCUGUCAGCUCUGGAAAGCUCUAUGUGGAGCCAUCUGGAAUUGCCACACCUCAGAGAUACACUCCACAGCCAUCAAUGCAGAGGAUCAGGUCCACAUCUCCUCGUUCUUUGAGUCGCUCCCCGGGCCGUUCGCCAAGCCGCUCACCUGGACGCUCACCAGCCCGCCGUCUGGAAGAGACAGAUGAGAUUCAGCUGGAAAGACUUUACAAACCGGUGUUUGUCUUGAAGCCCUCAUCCAUUAAAUGCUCUGAGGGACAAACUGCCAGAUUCGACUUGAAGGUUGUAGGCAGACCAAUGCCUGAUACAUACUGGUUCCACAAUGGACAACAAGUGGUAAACGACUACACACACAAGAUAGUGAUUAAGGAGGAUGGUACUCAGUCCUUGAUCAUCGUCCCAGCUGUACCGCAAGACUCUGGAGAAUGGACGGUUGUUGCUCAGAACAGAGCUGGACGGACAUCUGUUUCAGUAAAUCUCUCUGUUGAAGCCCGUGAAAGCCUGGCUCGACCUCAGUUUGUGGAGAAGCUGAAGAAUAUCACGGUGAGGCAGGGCACUCUGGUUGAGCUGGCUGUCAAAGCCAUGGGAAAUCCCAUUCCAGACAUUGUGUGGCUGAAAAACAGUGAUAUUAUCACACCACAAAAGCAUCCCCAUAUCAGGAUUGAUGGAACUAAAGGAGAAGCCAAAUUCCAGAUUGCCUCAGCUGCAGGCUCAGACAGUGCCUGGUACACUGCUACAGCCAUCAACAAGGCUGGUAGGGACACUACUCGCUGUAGGGUCAAUGUUGAGGCAGACCUCAGCGCCCCUCAGACAGAGAGGAAGCUCAUUAUCCCCAGAGGAACCUACAAAGCCAAAGAGAUUGCACCACCAGAGCUGGAGCCUCUCCAUUUGAGAUACGGACAAGAGCAGUGGGAGGAGGGUGACCUCUAUGACAAAGAGAAGCAACAGAAACCUCUUUUCAAAAAGAAGCUGACUUCCAUCAGAAUGAAGCGGUUUGGACCGGCUCAUUUUGAAUGCAGACUGACCCCUAUUGGUGAUCCAACCAUGGUAGUGGAGUGGCUGCAUGACGGCAAACCUCUGGCUGCUGCCAACAGGCUGCGCAUGGUCAAUGAAUUUGGCUACUGCAGCCUUGACUAUGAAGUUGCCUAUGCCAGAGACAGCGGCGUCAUCACCUGCAGGGCCUCAAACAAGUUUGGAGUGGACCAGACCUCUGCCACUCUGAUUGUCAAAGAUGAGAAAGGCCUUGUUGAGGAAACACAGCUUCCUGAAGGCAGGAAGGGGGCGUACAGGGUGGAUGAUAUUGAGCGCCAUAUUCAUGAGAGAGGACCUGCUGGUGUUAGCGGUGAUGAAGAAUCAGAGAAGACAAAACCUGAAAUUGUCCUGCUUCCUGAACCGGCUAGAGUACUGGAAGGAGACAUUGCACGAUUCCGCUGCAGAGUUACUGGCUACCCAGCACCAAAGGUUAACUGGUACCUCAAUGGACAACUUAUUCGCAAAAGCAAGAGAUACAGACUUCAUUAUGAUGGCAUUUACUACCUUGAAAUAGUUGACAUUAAGUCCUAUGAUUCAGGUGAGGUCAGAGUGGUUGCAGAUAACCCUUUAGGCACAUCUGAGCACACAGUGAAACUAGAGAUCCAGCAGAGAGAGGACUUCCGAUCAGUGUUGCGUCGAGCCCCAGAGCAGAGGCCUGCAGAGGUCCCACACGAAUCUGGCAGAACUGGAUUUGACAUUGUGAAAGUUGAUCGACCAGGCGAGGUCCCACAGGACAGGGAAGUUGUCAAGCUCCGCAAGGCACAGAGAGUUGUUCAUGAGAAAACUUCAGAGGAGUCGGAAGAGCUGAAGAGCAAGUUCAAGCGCAGAACAGAGGAGGGCUUCUACGAGUCCAUCUCAGCUGUGGAGUUCAAGUCUCGGAAAAGAGAUGACUCCUAUGAAGAUCUUUUGAAAAAGACCAAGGAUGAGUUGCUUCAUCACUUGAAAGAAAAAGAAGAACUAGAAAGGAAGAGGUUGGAGGAAGAGGGCAAAAUCACCAUCCCCACCAUCAGACCAGAGAGGGUCCAGCUCUCACCCAGCAUGGAGGCACCUAAGAUCUUGGAACGCAUUUCUAGCAAGACUGUUGCUCCAAUGGAUGAGGUCCGUUUUCGAAUCAGAGUUGUCGGUAGACCAGAACCUGAGUGCCAGUGGUUCAAGAACGGCAUUCAGCUGGAAAAGUCUGACCGUAUUUACUGGUACUGGCCAGAGGAUCAUGUAUGUGAACUGGUAAUUAGAGACGUCACAGUAGAAGACUCUGCCAGUAUCAUGGUGAAGGCCAUGAAUGUCGCUGGAGAGUCUUCGAGCCACGGCUUCUUACUUGUGCAAGCCAAAGCAGCAAUCGAUUUUACUCAAAAACUAGUAGACGUCACCGCUAACGAGAAGGAUACCAUGAUGACCUUCGAGUGUGAAACCAAUGAACCUUUUGUCAAAGUGAAAUGGCUCAAAAACAAUUCAGAGAUAUUCUCAGGAGACAAAUACAGAAUGCAUUCUGACAGAAAGGUCCACUUCCUGUCUGUGCUGAUGAUUGAAAUGAGGGAUGAAGCAGAAUACACCUGUGUGGUUAUAGAGGAUGAGAAUGUAAGGACAAGCGCACGGCUCUAUGUUGAAGGUGCCCCCCUGGAGCUCAUCAAACACAUGGACAACAUUGAGGUACCAGAGACCUAUGCUGGAGAGUUUGAGGUUGAGGUAUCCCGUGAGGAUGCAGAGGGCAUAUGGUACUUUGGAGACAAGGAGCUCUCUCCUAGCAGUAAAUAUAUCAUGUCCUCUCGCCGUGGAAGGCACACCCUGUCCGUCAAAGAUGUCAGAAAAGAAGACCAGGGGAAAUAUACCUUUGUAUGUGGGGAUCUGAGGACCAGUGCCUCUCUGAAGACAAAAUUGCGUCCAGUGACACUGAUGCAGCCCCUAACUGACCUUACAGUAUGUGAGGGUGACAUUGCCCAGCUAGAAGUUAAGUUCUCCCAGGAGAAUGUGGAGGGAUCUUGGAUGAAGAGUGGCCAAGCCAUCACGGCUUCAGACCGUGUUCACAUUAUUAUUGACAAACUCGUCCACAAGCUGCUGCUGGAGAAUGUCAGCAGAGAAGAUGCUGCUUCCUACUCUUUUGUGGUUCCAACGCAUGAAAUCUCCACCUCGGGCAAACUCAACAUUCAAACUAUUGACAUCGUUGUGCCACUGAAGGACAUCUCUACCAUUGAAGGGACAAAGGCUGUCCUGGAGGCCAAGAUCUCCGCCCAGGAUGUCAGUUCUGUCAAAUGGUACCACAAUGAUAAACUGCUGAUGGCCAGUGAUCGAAUCCAGAUGGUGGCAAAAGGAACGAAGCAGCGACUGGUCUUUACUAGGACCUACGCAUCAGAUGAAGGACACUACAAACUGGUGGUGGGGAAGGUGGACACCAGCUGCAACGUGACCAUCGAACAAAUUCAAAUUGUAAAGCACAUGGAGGACAAAGUGUGCUCUGAGUCGCAGAACGUAACUUUCAAUGUGGAAGUUUCCCACCCUGGAAUUGACCCGGCCUGGACCUUCAGAAACCAGCAGCUCAAAGCUGGACCCAAAUACAAAAUGGAGACAAAGGGUAAGGCUCACUCUCUGAUGAUCAUUGACACCAUGAAGGAUGAGGAGGGCCAGUACAUGUUUCACGCUGGGGAAAAGACAUCCAGCGCCAAGCUCACAGUCUCAGGCGGAGCUAUUACACGCCCCCUGCAGGAUGUGACCGUCGCAGAGUCUCAGACUGCUGAGUUUGAGUGCGAAGUUGCAAACGCCAAUGCUGAGGGAAAGUGGCUGAAGGACGGCCAGCCCCUGGACUCCAGUGAGAACGUGGUGAGUGAGGUGAAGGGGGCCGUCAGGCGCCUCGUCAUUGUCAUCACCAGACCACAGGAUGUGGGAGAGUACACCUACCAGGUGGCCAACUCCAAAACCAGCGCUAACCUCAAAGUAGAGGCGGUGAAGAUCAAGAAGACUUUGAGAAACCAGACGGUGACGGAGACCCAGGAGGCCGUGUUCUCGCUGGAACUCACACACCCCGACGUCAAAGGAUCCCAGUGGAUCAAGAACGGAGUAGAACUGCAGAACAGUGACAAGUUUGAGAUUACCUCUGAGGGAACGGUCCAAACUCUAAAGGUGAAAAACUGCAACACUACGGAUGAGACGGUCUAUUCCUUCAAAUUGGGAAAGCUGUCUGCCAACGCCAGACUCAACGUUGAGACCAUCAAAAUUGUAAAGAAGAUCAAGGACGUGACCUCACUGGUGGAUGGCACUGCCUCCUUUGAGAUGAGCCUGUCACAUGACAACGUCCCCGUCAAGUGGAUGUUUAAAGGCCAGGAGCUGAAGUCCAGCGACAAGUGCAAGAUUCUGUCAGAGAGAAAAGCUCACAAGCUGAUCCUUCAGAACGUAGACAGCAGCAGCGCGGGAGAAUACACCGCCGUGGCUGGACACCUGCAGUGCAGCGCCGUACUCACAGUGGAGGCUCUGCGAGUCACAAACCCCAUGAAGAGCGUGGAGGUCCCAGAAACCCAGGUGGCCACGUUCGAGUGUGAAGUCUCCCACUUCAACGUGCCGUCCACAUGGCUGAAGAACGGCGUGGAGAUCGAGAUGAGCGAGAAGUUCCGGAUUGUUGUUCAGGGGAAAUUGCACCAGCUGAAAAUCAUGAACACGAGCAGAGACGACUCUGCAGAGUACACUUUCAUCUGCGGCAACGACCGAGUGUCUGCAACUCUUACUGUCAACCCUGUCCUGAUCACUUCCAUGAUGAAGGACUUGAACGCUCAAGAGCGUGACACCAUAACCUUCGAAGUCACCGUUAACUACGAGGGAAUCUCCUACAAAUGGCUGAAAAACGGCGUGGAGGUGAAGUCAUCGGACAGAUGCCAGGUCCGCACGCGACAGCUCACGCACUCGCUCAGCAUUCGCAACGUCCACUUUGGGGACGGAGGAGAAUACCAGUUUGUGGCUGGAUCCGCCGCCACCUCUGCUAACCUGUUUGUGGAAGCUCGCCUAAUAGAGUUCACCAAGAAGAUUAAGGACAUAAAGAUCACAGAGAAGAAGAAGGCCAUUUUUGAGUGUGAGGUUUCUGAGCCAAACAUCCAAGUGAUGUGGAUGAAGGACGGCCAGGAGCUGGACUCGACUGAGGAGAGAUAUGUGGUUACAGCAGAGAAGUUUGUUCAUCGCCUCAUGAUCCAGACAGUGCGCAUGUCUGACUCUGGCGAGUACUCUGUGGUCGCUGGAUCCAGCGUCUCCAAGGCCCAGCUGACUGUGGAGGGCCGCGACGUUCGGAUCUCUGAACCCGCUGAGCGAGAAAUCACAGUUCUUGAGAAACAGAGAUCCACCUUUGAGUUCGAGGUGAACGAGGACGACGUGGAGGGCCGCUGGCUGAGGAACGGUGUUGAAAUCCAGUUCUCCGUGGAGGAACGGUUCAGCUACGCCGCCAUCAGGAAGCUGCACCGCCUCACCAUCUCUGAGACCUACAGGAGCGACGCUGGAGAAUACACCUUCAUCGCCGGCAAGAACAGAAGCACCAUGCACCUCCGGGUCAACAUCCCAGAGCCACCAAAGAUCCUUCGUCACAUGGAGGCCCAGUCUGUGGAAGCCGGGAAGCCAGCCCGCUUUUCUGUGCAGGUGAGCGGCGUUCCCCAGCCGCAGGUCUUCUGGUACAAAAACUCUCAGGCUCUGUCCCCGGGCUUCAAGUGCAAGUUCCUCCACGACGGCAACGAGCACACGUUGCUCCUGAUCGAGGUCUUCCCUGAAGACGCUGCCGUUUACAACUGUGAGGCCAAAAAUGAUUAUGGAGCCGCGACAAGCUCCGCCUCUCUCAACGUGGAAGUGACAGAGGUGGUUUCUCCAGACACGGCAGCUCCGGUUGCUCCUCCUGUGAUCAUCUCACCCAUUGCUGACACCUCCGCCCGUGAAGGAGAACCGGCUCGCUUCCAGUGCAGAGUCCGCGGAGACGACGUGAGGAUCAACUGGUUCCACAAGGACAAGGAGAUCAAGCAGUCCGAGUUCUUCAGGAUGUCUCAGUUUGACGACAGCUGCCAGCUGGAGAUCUCCAGAGUCUAUCCCGAAGACGAGGGGGAAUACACCUGCGUGGCCACAAACGCCGCCGGGAGAGUGUCUUGCUCUGCCACGCUCACGCUGGACGGAAAAAUACAAACUCUGAGCACUCCUCCAGAGUCUGAGUGGCAUGUCUCCACCAGCCUAAAGAAACCUGCCAUCGGCCAAAAGCCGGUUUUCAUCCAACCAAUCACAAGCUGCGUGGUGCCACAUGGGGAGGUGGCCCGCUUCCACGCACGAGUAUCCAGCAUGCCAACGCCAGAGGUCAGCUGGUUCCACAACCGGCAGCCUGUUUGUCCCACUAAGAACGUAGUGUUCCACUUUGAUGAGGUGACGAGCACCGCCACACUCAUCAUAGUGGACGCCUUCUCUGAGCACGCCGGACAGUACACGUGCAGGGCGACCAAUAGUGCUGGAGAGGCUGUGUGCUCAGCCAACCUUACCAUAACCAGAGAGGAAGAAGCAGUUCAAGUGAGGGAGCAGAUUGAAGCCACCAUUGAGCAGGAAGUGAGAGAGGUGUUUUGUCACGGUAGCAAAGAAGAAGCGCCACUUGGCGGCACUGAACUCGCCAGUGCUCGCCAGCUCCGUGGAGCCUUCUCCGACACAGAGGACUUCAUAGAUCAGGGCCUUGUGUCAGCUAACCGUUGCUCCAGCAGAACAUCUUCUAUCAGCUCCUGGACAGAAAAUAUUAAACCCUCCUUUACUAAGAAACUUAAGUUUCAGUCUGUGUUGGAGGGGGAACCGGUUGAAUUAAAAUGUAAACUGAUUGCUUGUCCUCCCCCAACCAUCCUAUGGUUUCACAAUAACAGAUCUAUUCCUAAAGAGCGUAGACGCAGGAUUUGUACUGAGAGCAAAAUGCAUAUUCAUAACACAAGUCUGGUAAUUGGGAGUAUAAAAGACAAGGAUUCUGGCAGCUACAGGGUAAUGGCAAUAAACUCAGAGGGGUCUGCUGAGUCCACGGCAUCACUUUUGGUUUCUCUGAGGGAAGAGCAGUCUGCUAACUACCUGGGCUUUGUCCGGCGUUCUGUUCAAGCCCAUGAGAGCGUAGACACCAUGGCAGAGGAGAGGAAGGAUCGGAAGUUUAGGGUUGAUCUCAGGUGUGUUGGGUCUCCAUUUGACAAAAUGUCUAAAGUCCAUCAGGGCAGAUCUCGGUCCAAGAGUGCUUUGGUGCGAACCGUGUACUUCAAAUCUAGUACUAGUUUAAAAGAGGUUGAAACAGAGAAGGAAUCCAAGCGUUUGGAGACAGCCUCUGAGCGCGCACCCUCACCUCCACCUAUGUUUGACAAGUCAGAGCGCUUCAAUGACAGGUUCAGUGACAUCUACUGCUACCGCCGUUCUGGUGCCAGAUUCAGUGACAAGUUCAGCGACCGAUGCAGUGACAGAUACAGUGAAAGAUUCAGUGACACAGAGAGCCUCCACAAUGAGGUAAGGACAAAGCUUACCACACUGCAAAAAGCUGUCAAACAGAAGAAAAGGCUUUCUGUCUGUACCAUGUCCUCAUCAGAGUUUGAGUUGGAGUCUGUUGCUAGUGAGUCGAGCUAUGCAGAGUACAUGGAGAAGCUCAGGGCCAAGCCUGCCUCUUUAUCUGAUGUGCAGACUCCGGCAGAACUUUCAGGAAAAACAUCUGCUCGGCCUCGCACAAGACAUUUGUUUGAACCUCAGUCCAGAACUAGGGCAAUUCAAAUGCUGAGAGGUGAGUUAGUUGAAACCAUGAAGCCUCAAGGAGAAAAAACAACAGAAAAAGAAUAUUCAGAGAUUCGUGAGGACAGACGGGGUGAAUUUUUGGUCAAAUCUGAGUCAGAUGCAAAACAUAAGCAGAGUAAAAGUGAACUCCAUAGUGUUAUCAUUGAUCACACAGUGGAUGCUACAAAGACCGAUGUUGAGCGAAGUCACACAAAGGUCUUAGAAAGUGAAAUCUAUGCUGCAAGUGGGGAAUCUGAUGGAGUUAUGCCAGGCCAAGAGGGGGCUUCAUCAUUUGCUGGGUCAAAUGAGGAAGAGGGUGCAGGGUCUUUGAGGGCUCAGUAUGAGAAGAGCCUGGAAGCUGACCGAAGAGAGUGUGAGGAGAAACUUCUUGCUCUGAGAAUUAGAAAAUGGCAGCAAGGGAGUAUACUGCCAGAGGAGGAGGAGGAGUUUUAUCCAGAAAAGGAUUUGCCAAUGCCAACUGAGACCCAGGAUGUGGAGCUACAGGAACACAUUUACACACAGCAGGUGGUAGAGAAAAGGUCGCCUAAGUCUUCUUUACAUGAAUUACCCACAGUAAAGUCUAAAUUGGUAGAUUCAGAAGCUGCAAAAUCACUAGAAAGGAAAUACAAAACAGAAAUGGAAAGUUCUGGACUUAUUGCAGCAAGCACAGAAUCAACAGAAGCUAAAUUUAAAGAAGCAGAAGUAGAGGUAAAGCAUGGUCUAAAACCAAAAUCUCCCAGGAUAAAAGCUAGAUCAGCAGAAGUGGAAUUAAUGCCAGAAGACAGGCUCAAAGGCUCGCCUAGAUCCAGGAAGUUAGCCGAAGAAAGGUUCCCCAGUGGUGAACCAGAAGGUUCUGAAGCUGAGGAUUCUUUAAGAAUGCAUUAUGAGAGAAGCCUGGAGGCAGACCGAAUGGAGUGUGAGGAAAAACUACUUGCCCUGCGUAUCAGAAAAUGGCAGCAGGGUGUGCAAAUGUCAGGAGAGGAGACAUUUUACCCCGAAGCAGAUCUCCCAGUGCCAGAGGAGACCCUGGAUGUGACACCUGUGGGGCAGCAAUUAGUAGUGGAGAAAGGAGCACCUGUGGGACAAGUGCUAACACCUGAAGCAGAAAAAGGACCAGAAAGAGCUGAUGAGCUACCUAAAAAAGGACUGCAAUGUCAGACAAAAGAACUGGAAAAGGAAAGAUCACCAACACUUAGACAAAAAUCACCUAGAACAAAAGGAAGGCCUUUGGGAUUAGAGUCACCUUCCACAAAAGAGAAAAUGUUGUUUGACAAGUCACAAAAACGAGAACUACAACUUUCCAUGGAGAACCUCUCAGAGCUCAAGAAUGAAAGUGAAACGUUUGUCAGUGAAGAAGAGGCCCUGACCCAGAGAAUAAUGAAAUGGCAACAGGAUGUUCUGAAGGAACAGGGACAGGCUGUGAAACUGGAAUCUGACUUGGGGGAGGCUUGUUCUCAAGUCCCAGGUGAUGUCCCUCUGGACUCUGGAAGAAGCUUCACUGAUACCUCUGUUUCCCAAUCCCUUCAGGAAAUGACUGUUGCAAACAGCAAGAAGAUUUCUCUAGUAAAAGAAGCAGAAGAAAGUAUUCUGUUAAGACACUCUGCUCCUGCUGGAUUCCAAGAUCCAGAGGGGGAUAUCUUGCAGUGGUCUCCUGACAACCAGCUACCAACUGAAGGCCGUGAGACCAGGUUGGAGAGAGAUAGCGAAUACUUUGUAAGUGAGGAGGAAGCGCUUGCUCAGCGCAUCCUAAAAUGGCAACAAGAUGGUGCUGAACCAGAAGAAGUGGCCGAACUGGAGUCUGAGUGGGCUUUGGACAAUCAAAGCAAAUUGACAGAUUCUAAAUUGCUACAACAAGCCCAGGUUUCUCUGUUUCCUGAUGAACUACAUCCGAGUUUGUCAACACCACACACUGCUAUUUCUGAGGAAACCCUGACACCAGCAAAACCUUCCACUCUUCAGAGCUUCAGGACAGAGGUCAGAGAGAAAAAAGCCAUAAAAGAGGAGAUUGAUGCCACAAGACAGAUUAGAGAAUCAAAACAAGAAAGGACUUCGGAAGUUUCAAAGAUGGAGAGAAGAGAUGAAGAUUCCGUAAGGUCAAGACAGAGUGGUGCAAGAGACAAGGAAAGUUUUGACAAAAGAACAAAGGAGAGAACCGCUGAAGAACCAAAGAUAACAAAGACAGCUAGUUCUAGGAGCCUAAAUGAAGAUCAUGCAAGUUAUGCUGGUUUAUGUCCAAUAUUUGUGCAAGAAAUAUCCUCUCUCAAAGUAAAAACCGGUGAGAUGUCUGAGUUUUCCUGUCAUUACAAGGGUGAACAUCCACUGACUGUUUACUGGCUCAAAGAUGGUCAGCCAUUAGACCAUAACCCCGAUUAUGAUAUUGUAAGUAAGCUAAAUAACUCAAAGCUUGUUGUUUUCUACCCAACAACAGACCACGAUGGUAUCUAUGAAUGCAUCGUCUCUAACAAACAUGGAAAAUCUGUCUGCAGUGCUACUCUGCAGAUCUCUGACAAGAAAGUAUCAAGAAAGGCAGGUGUCACACAGGAAAUUACUGUUACCAAAGAGCUGGAACAUGAAGAGGAAAAUCUGGAAAAUGUGCUUGAAGAAGAACUUCAGGGCUAUAUGGAUACAGGAAAGGCAACUCUGCAAGUCCCCCAGACUGUGAUUCACAAACGGCGGCAUUCAGAUGAGUCGUUCACCUCCUCGCCAGUGGAAAUUAGAAUAACAGCUGCCACUCCCAUUCCUGAGAUGCCGGAAGAAAAAACCGUGCCUGUUAUCUUUGAUACUUCUCAGCUGCCUGGAAGUGAUGAUGCUGUGAAGCAGUUUGUGGAGAAAGUACAGGUGUCUCCAGAGUUGGUGAGGCCAUUACCUCAAAAACCUCCUCGUAGUACAGCAAGCAUUCAAACAAGUGAAACUGAGAUGGGCAAGGAGCCUAGAGAGUAUAUGUUUGACAGAACUAGUAGCUUCAUUCCUUUCAAGUCAGAAAAGGUUCCUGCAGUGAAACCCUUGGGCAGAGCAAAAACUCCAUCAGAAGAACCUAUGACCAUGAGUUCAGACAAAAGGGAACUUACAGAUAUCCUCUAUGGUCCAAAAGCAACAGGUGGUGAGGAAGACAAGAAAGAACUUCAUGGACACUUAGAUGAGGAAAUAAAGAUGUUGGAGAAGUCUUCUGCCUUGGUACAAGAGGUGAAGACGGUGGCCGAAGAGGCCACUGAAGAGCUGAUACCGAUGCUAGGACCAUCUAUGGACAGUGGUGUAUUUGUCAGUUUGCCAGAAUCACAGGAAUACGUGUUGGACAGAACAGAGAAAGAGCCGAUAGGGGAUAUUGGAGAGUCAACAGUAAAAGGUGAAUAUGACCUGACUGAAGCUAAUGAAAAUGCAGAAACUGAUCUGUUGAUUGUCAAGCCCAAAUCAAAUCUUCCUUUGCCACCAUAUGACGAACAAGAGGGAAUUAGUUUGGAGGGGGUCUUGAGAGAGGAAGUUAGAGAAACAACAGUAGCAGCAGUUGGUGCCAUUGAGGAAGAGGUAACCUUUGGUUCUGUUUACAACUACUACAAUCCUCCAGCAGAUUGGGGCAGGCCACUUUCUCCUGAGUCAGAGAUGUCUAUAGAGAUUGGCAGCACUGUUAGUGAAGAGAUAGCCGAGGAGAUUCUGCUAGAAGUAGAACUGGAUGAAAAUGAGGUGAAAGAGUUUGAAAAACAAGUGAAGAUAAUUACAAUUCCCGAGUACACCGCUGACAACAAGAGCAUGGUCAUAUCUUUGGAUGUUCUACCGAGUAUUUAUGAGGAAGGGACGGUGGACUUUGUAACUCAGGAACACGAUGAUUUGAAAAUAGCUUUUGAGGUGACAGAGAUGCCCCCUAGGUUCAUCAAUCCCAUCUGUGAUGUGGAAACUUCUGAGGGUUCUACUGUAAUGUUUGAGUGCUCACUGAUGGGAAUUCCAUCUCCUGUUGUGUCUUGGUUCAAGGGUGACAAAAAAAUUCCACACAACAACAAAAAGUACUUGCACUCCUCAGAUGGAGACAACCACCUCCUAAAGGUCUUUAAAGUGUCACCACAGGACAGUGGUGUGUAUACCUGCAGGGCUAUUAACUUAGUUGGGGAGACUUUAUGCAGGGCCUGCUUAGUGGUCUUAAAUGCCAAGGCUUUCUCUGGGAAGACCAGAGGCAGGGAGCUGACUGCUGUGUCUCUAGGAAGUGCUAAAGUCCAACCACAAAAGUUUGACUUAAUGGUUGGAAACCCAUCAUUUGAUAGUGAACAGAUGUCAGAAAUUGAGCUUGAGUUUGAGUUUGAACAAGAGGUUGACGAGUCCCAGAGGGGAGUGAGGUUGGUGGCCAACACGGACAAUGAAACUAGUGAACAGGGAUUAAAAUAUGUGAGCAUUAACUUUGACGUCUUUGCUGAGCCAGCAAAGGAUGAUAAGAUCGAAUUCAAAGGGAAGUCAUCAGAUAUGUGCAGCUUCCAGUUUCAGUGUCUGGUUAAAGGCAAACCAAACCCCACUGCUGCAUGGUACAAAGAUGGAGAUCCUGUCACAGACAACUACUCUGGUGUCCAGUUACCACAGACAUCUACACUUGAACUCAAGCCAGAACCCAAACGUUACUCCUCCUCUUUAGAGAGGAAGAAAGAAAAACCAGUUUUCCUUUCCCAACUCUCCCCAGCAUCCGUAACGUCAGGAGAAACAGCACAGCUCACUGUUAGAGUGGCAGGAUUUCCAAAGCCAAUUGUUCAGUGGUCUCAUAAUGGCAGGGUCAUAAAAAGUUCCUCUGUGUUUAGGCUGAUUGAGGAAAAGGAGGAGUAUACACUGGUAAUCACCCGAGUCACAUCCGAGUAUGAGGGCGAGUACUCAUGCACUGCAACCAACAGAUUUGGACAGAUGUCAUGCUCCACAUACCUCGAGGUGAAAAAGCCUGAUGUCAGCCAGGCAGAGAAGUGGGUGGAGAAGAUGUUUAAGACCACAGGUCAACCUCCCAGUUUCAUAGUUCAGAUUCUACCUGUGAGAUGCUCAGAAGGAGGUGAGGUUUCUUUUCAGUACAAAGCCAAAGGGGAUCCAGUUCCUGAUGUGAAAUGGUACAGAGGAGCUUUCCAAAUUCAACCUAGUAGAAACUGCAUCAUCAUAACCAACCCUGAUGGGUCUGGUGCAAUCAGUAUCAAGAAUGUGAAACAGGAGGACAGUGGCUUGUAUACUUGUAAGGCGACCAAUCAGUUUGGUGAGGCAACCUGUAGUGCUGAACUUAUUGUGUUCAGAGAGCAAGAGCAAGUGACGGUCAUUCAGAAGAAAGGCUAUAAAGUGUCAGUAUCAGAACAGGCAACGCAGUCUCGCCUAUAUCAGGUUAGCCUGCCAGGUCAGGACAAAGCAAAGCCGGAUCAGAUGGUGUACACCAUCGGCACAGAGGACAGGCAGAUCAUCCCCAGUGAACAAGUGGGCUCGCUGAGGGAGGUAGAUAUCUCCGCUGCCACGGUCCACCGCGAAACACUGACCCAGCAAGCAGCGGUCCUUCACCGCCAUGACAUUGAGGAAACCGUGUCGGCUGUUCCCACUCGCCCACCUCAAGUGUCAGCUGUUCCUGCCAAACAGCUUCACAUGGCAGCGUUUACGUCCUCUGUAGAAGAGAGUAAGGACCUAAAAGAGGAUCACUGUGAUCGGAUUCAGAGUCCUGAGGUCAUUGAACUGAAAGUAGCAAAAGAACAGAAGUCUAAGGUGAUGGUGGCUGUUGCUGAGGAGCUAACUCCUCAGCUUACUGUAGGCAAAGAGUCUCUUAGUGACAAACCUGCUACUCUUGCAUCCACCUCUGAGCCCAAACACCUAAUAAGUGGGCAUCAGGUUGAAGCCCAGUUGCCCAUCAUGAAAGAGAAGUCUGUGGACUUCCCCACACCACAGGAAGAAAAGGGCUACAAAGUUAAAGAGGGGAUAAAGAUUUUAUACUCUACUCAGUCUACAGAGAUGCAGGUGCUGGCUGAAAGCCACACAUCUGAACUGUCUACAGCAGACUCUGCUCUCAAGUCUGCUGUUGGGAAAGAACCGUAUCAGCCAACUUUGGCCCCAUUAAGUGAGUCUAAACAAACUCUGUCCAAGGAGACAAGCUUCUCUGUGGAGAAACCCACAGAAAAAGCAGCCCAGUUGUCUAAGGAUAAAAUGAUGAUGGCAGCUUUAACAACUGAAGAGAGGUGCAUGCUACAAGCUGAGCCCACACACCAGCUUCCUGGUCUGGACAGCUCAGUCUCUGUUCAGUCACAAGUAGAAGGAGAACAAGUGCUGCAACUGCAGGUUAUCACAGACCAGGAUCUCCUUCCAUCUGAGGGGGGCUUUACCUGUGAGAGACCAGCUCAGGAGAAAGCAGAAACCAGUACAAGUCCUACUCUGCUUCACACUGUUAGCCAGGAUGAGCAGAAGACUGUGGUUUGUGAAAGCUCAUCGCAGUUUGAUGCAGCAACAAAAUCAGUGAUCGUCCAUCCUCAGAAAGAGGCUCCCACUCUGCUGCAUUUUCAAUCCACCCAGCCUGUGGAGGUGCUGCCCAAAGAAGGAAUCAUCACACAUGAGAGACCUGACCAGCAGGUGGCAGACCAAAAACAAGAGAAAUGGAGGAGUCAUGCUGCUGUUUCAGAGGAGAGAAGGAAGCUCACAGCAGAUUAUCACACAGAGCUUGAUUUGUCUGUGACUGGAGUUCAGCCUCAACUUCGAACUGAGUCCAGACCUCAGAAUGUCCUCCAGCUAGCCUUUCAGCCUUUGCAACUUCCGAAAGAGACACCGCUCACUGUAGACUUCAAGCAGCAGCGAGCUUUAGUGCAGAAGGAGGACCGCUGGAACACAAUGCAUGUCACCAGUGUGUCAGACAGUCAGACCUUAGAAGAGGGUCACACAGAACGCUUAGGCAGCGUGGACUCCUUCAAGUGUCAGACGGCUAUUGAACCAAAAGUCUCUACUGAGCCAAUCCAAAUUGAGGAGAAAGAAAUCUCCACAGAGAGUAGUAUGUCUCUGGAGGCAGCAGAGCAGGAUUUUGCUAUUCAGAUUCAGGAAGGUCAGUCUGUCAGGCAGUCUAUCAUGAUGCAUGAGAAGCAGGUGCUGACAGGAGAACUCUCUCAGGAGAUCAGCAAAUCAGAGUCCACCAAAGUUAUGGUCACCACACAGCCAAAGCUGUCUAUUAUGGCAUCAGAGUCUAAAGAUAGCAGAGCUCUUCCCAAAGAGAUGGCCUUUAUGAUUCAGAUCCCUAAAUCAUCCAGUCUGAACAUACGCCACCAGCUCAGAGAAGCCCUGCAGUCUGCUGUAGCCACUGAUCAGCCUGUGUUGCUUGCUGAUGUUGUAAGGGGCCUACAGGCUGCAGAGGUGCAUGAGGUCAAGGUUCAACGAGAACCCAAACAGGCCAUGUUCACAUAUCUGAUCACAUCAACCGGUCUUCCCACUGAGAUAACCGUGACUUUAGAGGGUAAAUAUCCGCAAACAGCUGACCUCAGGACUGAACUUCAGGCAGCUCUUCACUCCAUCAUGUUCCAGGAGGCUCAGGUUCUGACAUCAGAACAGCAGGGUACUAUGCAGUUAGAUAAACCCCAGAGGGCUCAAGUCACUUCAGGAAGCUCAAAGGAAAUGCGAUCUUCACAGGUUGAGGUGGUUUGUGUUGCAGACAGCACUGUGGAUUUUAGUGCUGUGAGAUCUCAGGCUGCUGCACUGAAAACUGAAUCUGAAAUCAGAGUUGAACGUGUGGUGGGAGAGCAAGAGGUUGUGAUGCAGCAAUCCAAAGCAGCAAAAGCUGAGCAGUCCAUCUCCUCCCAGAUCAAAGUGUCCACCCAGACUCACACUACUUUUGAGCAGUCUGUACAGGUUUCAAAGCAAGAGAUGACAUCAGUAACUGUAAAAAGCACAGAAAAAGACACAGCAGCCUUAGUCACCACUGCCUUGCCCAUGAGCACUGUUCAUGAAGUUGUCAGCAUCCAACAGGAGCACAGAGAAGCAACUUUCCAUGAGGAGAUCACUGUAUCUAGGCCACAACAGCAAGAGUCCCCAGUUAUAGUCACCUCUUUAGAGGACGUAUCUAUUGAAGAAUACAGUCAGGUUACCUUCAGCACAACCAUUAGACAUGUCUCUAAGGUAAAAUGGUUUUUCAAUAAGCAAUUGGUGAAACCUGGCAAAGAGUUCAAGUGUACCAAAGAUCAUGACACAUACUCAUUGGUUAUCAACAAAGUUGUCAAGGAGAAGCAUCAAGGAGAAUAUGUUUGUGAGGCUGAGAAUGAAGCUGGCAGGACAACAACAUCUUCAACGCUCACUGUAGUCUCAAGAGUGCCACCUGUUUUCAGGCAGAAAAUCAACUCUCUGGAGAUAAACAUCGGUGGACACGCAAAGUUUGAAUGUGAGACUGAAGACGCUCCAAAUGUGACCUUCAAAUGGUACAAAUCUUCCGUUGAGAUCAGACAGAGCGAGAAGUAUCGGAUCCUCAGUCGCCCUACCAGUUCCUCUCUGGAGGUGGUGAAGCCUGUAAAGGCAGACAGCGGUGAAUACACCUGCAAGGCUUCAAAUCAGCACGGCACUGACAGCUGCACCGCUACGCUCGUUGUUACCGAGAUGUAUCCACCAGUAUUUGUAUCAAAACCAGAGCCAGUGGCCUCCUUUGUGGGAAAACAGGCAGUAUUCCAGUGCUCUCUUACUGGGUCUUCACCCAUGGAGGUUGUCUGGCACAAGGACAACAUAGCCAUCUCCUCUGAAGGAAACUAUGUCAUGAAAUGUGAAAAGAACAAGUAUUCUCUUCACAUUAAGUCUCUUGAACUGACUGACCAGGGUGUGUAUCUUUGCAAGGCAUCCAACAGUGUUGGCACUGCGACUUUUAUUACAGAACUCAAGGUGAUCAAAAAACCCAGUUUUAUUAAGACCUUUGAACCAGCAUCAGCUGCUGUCGGUAACCCACUGAGGCUGGAAUGCCAGGUGGAUGAGGACACUGCUGUGAGUGUCACUUGGACCAGGGAUGGCAAAAAAGUCCACCAGAGUAUGGAUUGUAAGCUGUCAUUUGAGGAUAAGGUGGCUAUUCUUGAGAUACCCAAGUCCAAGCUGAAGGACUCUGGGAAGUAUGUAUGCACAGCCACAAAUGAGGCUGGGACCUCGACCUGUGAGGCUGUAGUGACAGUUCAAGAACCUCCAACUUUUGUCAAGAAAAUGGAGCCCAAGAUUACAUGGAAAAAGGGUGCACCUGCAAGCUUACAGUGUACUGUUAAAGGAUCACCUGAACUUCACAUCCACUGGUUCUGGAAUGACAUGGAGCUCAGCGAUGGAGAAAAGUACAAAAUCUCUUUCAAGAAUGGUUCUGCUACCUUAGAGAUAUUGAACCUUGAAAUCACACAGAGUGGCAGCUAUACCUGUGAAGUGUCAAAUAAUGCUGGCAGCGAGAGCUGCAGCACUCUUGUAUCUGUUAAAGAGCCGCCAUGCCUUAGAAAAGAUCUACAGACUGUAGAGGCAGUGAAGGGAGCAGCAGCUCAGCUGGAGUGUGAAGUCACAGGAACAGCUCCUUUCGAAAUCAGCUGGUUCAAAAAUAAGAAAGCUAUCACCAGUGACGAAAAAUUCAAAAUAAUCUCCCAGGAAACACUGUCUAGACUGGAGAUCCGAACGUUUGAAAGUGCAGAUGUUGGAGAUUAUCAGUGUGUUAUAGCCAAUGAUGUAGGGAAAAUCACCACUAAGGCAUUGGCUAAACUAAAAGAGCCGCCUGUCUUCUCAAAGAGAGUUGAGAGUGCCACAGCUGUAGUGGGAAACUCAGUAAAACUACAAGGAACCAUCAAGGGCUCAGCUCCCAUCACUGUCAAAUGGAUGAAAGACUCUGAGUUAAUAAGAGAUGGAGAUCCAAAUAUCACGAUGGGCUUUGACAACAAUGUUGCAAGUCUAACAAUAACAGCAGUAGCUCUAAGCAAUGGUGGCAAAUAUUCAUGCUGUGCUGAAAAUGAGGCUGGUCAACAGAAGUGUGAAGCCACCUUGACUGUUCAAGAACCUGCCAGAAUUGUAGAACCUGCAGAAUCUAUUAGUGUGACUGCAGGUGAUUCUGCCACCUUAGAGAGCAUUAUCUCUGGAAGUCCGGAUCUAAAAGUAAAGUGGUUAAAAGAUGGGAAAGAGAUGAUCAGUGGCCGGAAAUACAAGAUUACUCUGAAAGAUAAUACAGCCACCAUGAAGAUCCUUACAGCAGAAAGAGGAGACACUGCAGAGUACCGGAUGGAAGUAUCAAACAAAGUUGGAAAGGACCAGUGCAUAUGCUCAGUCACUGUUUUAGAUCGGAUAAUGCCUCCAACUUUCACCAAGUCUCUCAAAAGGGUUGAUGGCAAUAUUGGUCAUGACGUGUCUAUGGAGUGUAAGGUGUCUGGGUCCCAACCCAUGACCAUAGCCUGGUUCAAGGAUGAACAAGAAAUACAUUCUGGAGCCAAAUUCCAGCCAGAGUUCAAAGACAGCUCUGCCUCCCUAAAAGUCUUCAAGCUGGAGAAGGCAGACUCUGGUGUUUACACAUGCAAAGCCACUAACUCAGCUGGAUUCAAGGACACAAGCGGCACACUUUAUGUCAAAGAACCCCCAGCAUUCUCACAGAAACCAAACAACCAGGAUGUCAUACCAGGAGCCACAGUUUGUCUCAACACAGCCUUCACAGGAACUGCACCUUUGACCGUCAAGUGGUUCAAAGAGGAAAAGGAAAUUGUAACUGGAGGCAUGUACUUCAUAAAAAAAGAUGCAUCCUCCAGCUCUUUGCAACUUCAAUCUGUAAAGCCAAGUGACUCCUCCAAGUAUACCUGCCAAGUGUCCAACGAUGCUGGGAUGGUGGAGAGCACCGUCUUACUCUUUGUGAAAGAGCCUCCGGUGUUUGUGAGGAGGCUCGAUGCGACUAAGCUCAUCACCAGCGGCGAGUCGGCCAAGCUAGAGGCCAAAGUGGUGGGCAGCCCAACCAUUGGAUUCAAAUGGUUCAAGGAUGAAAUGGAGAUCAGCUCUAGUUCUAAAUACAUUAUCAAGCAGACUGACUUAGAGACAGCUCUUGAAAUAAUUAACUGCACAGUUGAGGACAGUGGAGAAUACAUGUGCGUAGCAUCAAGUCAGGCUGGAAGUGACCGCUGCAGCAGUACAGUCACAGUCAAAGAGCCACCAAUGUUUGUACGUAGUUUGGAACCCAAAGAUGUGGUAAAAGGUUCUGAGAUGACUAUUGAGUGCCAAGUCUCUGGUUCUUCUCCUUUCACUGUGACAUUCUACAAAAACUCCAAAGUAAUCAGGAAUGACAAAAAGCACAGAAUCACAGUGAAAGAUGAACUGCUGGCCUUACAGGUGCAGGUAGUCGAGGCAGGGGAUGUUGGCUCAUACCAGUGCAUCGUUGAAAAUGAAGUGGGGAAAGCAUCCUGUGAUUGUCAAGUAACGCUUAAAGAACCACCAGUGUUUGUACAAAAGCUGGAGAACCUGAGCUCACUGGUGGGAAGUGAGGUUUCUCUGCAAUGCACUUUGAAGGGCUCUGAGCCCAUGACAGUGUCCUGGCUAAAGGACAACCGUGAGCUCAAAGAGACUGAAAAUGUUCGCAUAACUUUUGAGAACAAGAUGGCUGUGCUGCACCUCAGUAAUAUACAGGGCCAAGAUGGUGGAAAGUACUCUUGCCAGGUGCAGAAUCAGGCGGGCAGCCAGACAUGCUCCGCUGUACUUGCAGUCAAAGAACCUGCUAAGAUAACGGAGGAGCCAAAGUCGGUCAGUGUGACCCAGGGUGACCCGGCCACACUGGAGGCCCGGUUCUCUGGAACAAAACCACUAAAGGCCAGAUGGUUGAAGGCCGGCAAAGAGCUGACUUCAAGCCUCAGAUAUAAAGUACAGAGCACGGACAACAGCUCCGUGCUCAAGAUAAUCAAAACUGAGAAGGGUGACAGCGGUGAAUAUGCUUUUGAGGUUUCAAACGAUGUCGGACACGGCUCUUGCGAGGCUACAAUUACAGUUCUCGAUCAAAUAAUUCCUCCAACUUUUACAAGAAAACUGAAGCAGACUGAAGGUAUCAAAGGAUCCUUUGCUCACCUGGAAUGCCUUGUAUCUGGUUCCCUGCCGAUAACAAUCCAGUGGUACAAAGAUGAAAAGGAGGUCCAAAGUGAUGAGAAACAUAAAUGCACAUUCUUUGAGAAUGUUGCUUUUCUAGAAAUAUCAGAUCUGAACUCCAAAGAUGGAGGCAGUUAUACUUGUAUGGCCACAAACAAAGCGGGAACAGUCCAGUGCUCCGCGAUCUUGUUCGUGAAAGAACCUCCAUGCAUACUUGAAAAGCCUGAGUCUAUGAAUAUUUUGCCUGGUUCAAAAGUCCAGUUUAACAUGCUGGUCUCUGGCACUCCACCACUUAACAUCAAGUGGUUUAAAGACAAAAAGGAAAUUGUAUCCAGCAAUGAUUGCUCUGUGACAAAAGACAAUACGUCCAGUUCUCUGGAGCUCUUCUUUGCUAAAACAUCAGAUUCUGGAGAAUAUGUUUGUGAAGUACAGAAUGAUGUGGGCUCUACAUCCUGCCAGGCAACCCUCUUUGUCAAAGAACCUCCCACAUUUACGCGCACCCCUGCACGACUGUCUGUGGUGCGCCCUGGUCAGAGUAAGUUGUUCGAGUGCCAGGUGACUGGCACGCCUGAGAUAGAUGUCAAUUGGUUCAAAGAAGGCUCAGAGAUUGUUGCAAGUGAUCGGUACAAGGUGGCCUUCUCUAAUUCUGUGGCCACUCUGGAAAUCUGUGGGGCUCAUGCCAAAGACAGCGGCCUGUAUUACUGUGAGGCUCGCAAUGAGGCUGGCAGCGAGAGCUGCACCAUGGAGCUUAAAGUGAAAGAACCACCAACAUUUAUAAAGGAGUUGUCUCCAGCUGACAUUGUGAAGGGCUCCAGCGCCCUUUUUGAGUGUGAAAUUGCUGGGACAAGUCCGUUUGACGUAACAUGGCACAAAGAUGGAAAGGAAAUUAAGCCCAGUGCUAAACAUGGUUUCUCACUCCUUAAUGGCAAUGUGGCUCUUGAAGUUCACAAAUGCGAUACUUCGGAUGUGGGUGAAUAUCAGUGUACUGCUGCUAAUGAGGUGGGAAGCUGUACAUGUAAGACAACUCUAACCCUCAAAGAGCCACCAUCUUUUACCAAAACAAUUGAGAACAGUGUCAUUGUUCUGGGUAAAAUGGCAGAGUUUCAGUGUGUUGUUGUGGGCUCUCCUACUCUCUCUGUGCAAUGGCAAAAAGAUGACAGCUGGAUCAUGGAGGAUCCCAAAAUUGAGAGAACAUUUGAGAACAAUGUGGCAACACUCAGGAUUCCUGCCUGUAAUGCCAUUUACAGUGGCAGAUACACCUGCCAGGUGGCAAAUGAGGCAGGGCAAGAUAAAUGUUCUGCCUCACUAACGGUCCAAGAGCCACCUCAGAUCAUAGAGAAGUCUGAGGUGAUAAAGGUCACAGUGGGAGAUCCAGUCAGUCUGGAUUGUAAGGUAAAGGGUUCCUCUGAGCUCCGUGUGAAAUGGAUGAAAGAUGGCAAGGAGCUUCAGUCCAUCAGGCAGCACAAGCUGGUCUUUGAGAACAACAUCAGCAGCCUGAAGAUCCAGGCGGCUCAGAAAACAGAUGAGGGGGAGUACGUGUUUGAAGUGGCGAACCACAUUAGCAGCUGCUGCUGCCAAGUGAAAGUGGUAGUACUAGACCAAGUAAUUCCCCCAAGCUUUAUAAAGCCACUAGUAGAUAUGCAGGAAAUAUUGGGCUCCUUUGUCCAGAUAUGUUGCAAAAUAUCUGGUUCUCUCCCUAUUGCUGUGGAGUGGCAGAAAGAUGGCAGCAAAAUCUCCAGUGGGGUCAAACACAAACUCAUUCAGCAGGACAACUCUGUGUCAGUAGAAAUAGAACAGCUCGAGAAAUCUGACGCAGGAACUUACUCUUGCAAACUGACCAACUCAGCAGGAAGCUGUGACUGCAGUGGAUUUCUUACAGUCAAAGAACCCCCCAGUUUUGUGAUGCCUCCCGAGUCACAGGUGACUCUCCCAAAUGCCACAGUGCGCUUCAAAAGUGUGUUUAUUGGCACUCCUCCGUUCACCAUAAAAUGGUUCAAAGAUGACACAGAGCUCAUGACUGGGCCCACUUGUUUCACUGGGCAGGAUGGAUUGUCCUGCUUCUUGGAGCUCUAUUCAGUGGCCGUCAAUCAGAGUGGAGUUUACUCUUGUCAGAUCAGCAACGAUGCUGGCUCUGUACGAUGUAGUGCCGACCUGACAGUUAAAGAACCACCCGAGUUUGUGCUGAAACUCCCCGCUACAAAGUUUGUAAAACGGGGUGAAUCCCUCCGCUUGGAGUGUAAAGUCGUUGGCACACCUCCUUUGAAAAUGACCUGGUUCAAACAUGACAACAAAAUCACAGAUGGGGGCAACUACACCACAUCAUUUACUGACUCAGUCGCAGUUCUGCAACUGCAUUCCACCAGCUCUGAUGAUGAUGGAGUUUACACCUGCGAGGCUCAGAAUGAUGCUGGCAGUGUCAGCUGCAGCACCACCCUGUCUGUGAAAGAGCCCCCGUCGUUUGUCAAAGUAGCUCAGUCUGUCGAAGGGCUGAAGGGUAAGGAUGUGAGCUUGUACUGCGAGAUGAGUGGUACUGCUCCAUUCCAGAUCACUUGGUUCAAAGACAAGAAACCUCUGAUGGAGAGCAGGAAGUAUAAGAUGGUGGGCGAGAGCAGCUCGGCUACGCUGCAUAUCAUUGGAAUAGAGCCUACGGAUGUCGGUGAAUACGAGUGCAAAGUGUCGAACAGUGUAGGAAGUGACACCUGCCAUGCAUCCAUUAAACUCAGAGAACCGCCGUCGUUUGUGAAGAAAUUGACAAACAUAACAGUGAUACUGGGAGAGGAGGUGACCCUUAUGGCCACUGUUAAAGGCUCUGAACCCAUUACUGUGUCCUGGGUUCAAGACAAGGAUCACAUUCUCAGGGACGGUGACAACAGGAAAAUCACCUUUGAGAACAACCAAGUUGCACUUACAGUGUUUAAGGCUGACGCAACUACAGCAGGCAAAUAUACCUGUCAACUCAGAAACGAUGCCGGAAGUGUGGAAUGUUUCGCUAACGUGACUGUUCUAGAGCCUGCCAAGAUUCUGGACAAGCCAGACGCUCUGAGCGUGACAGCUGGUGACAUUGCCGCCCUUGAAGUCAAAGUGUGUGGGACCCCAGAGCUCAUCCCCAAAUGGUUCAAAGACGGAGUUGAGUUGGCCUCUGGAAGGAAAUACAAGAUCUCUUUCUCCCGAAUGAUCUCUAGCCUGAACGUGCUCUCCACUGAGAAAAUGGACUCUGGAGAAUACACCUUUGAGGUUAUGAACGACGUCGGAAAGGACCUGAGUAAAAUAAACCUAACAGUUCUAGCAGAUAAGGUUGUUCCUCCAACCUUCUCAAGGAAACUGAGGGACUCCAACAUGGUUGUGGGAGAAGCUGCAGAGAUGGAGUGCAAAGUUUCAGGCUCUCCGCCCUUCACUAUUUCUUGGUACCAUGAUGGAACAGAAGUACAAAGUGGACCCAACUAUGAGGUUUCCUUCAGCGACAACAGCUGCACUCUCAGCAUUCCCACAUUGAAGCUUGCAGAUUCUGGAGUGUACAAAUGUAAGGCUGUCAACAAGGCUGGAUCCAGUGAAACUACAGCCACCCUGGUGGUCAAAGAACCUCCUUCUUUUGUGGUGCCACCUCAGCCGGUGGAAGCCAUGCCAGGAUCAAAGGUGACCUUCUCAGCCAUUGUGAAAGGUAGCGCUCCCAUGAAACUGAAAUGUUUCAGAGGACCAAAGGAGCUUCUGUCAGGAAAGGACUGCGAAUUCUCCUUGAAGGAUAACCAGGUUCUUUUGGAGCUUUUAAACGUGGACAGAUCCCACGCUGGGGAGUACACCUGCCAGGUCAUCAAUGAUGCCGGAAAGGAGAGCUGCGCUGUCAAUCUCUCCGUCAAAGAGCCGGCAGCUUUCUCAAAGAAACUGAAAGACGUGAUGGUGGAAAAGGGCAAACCGUUAACACUGGAGUGCUCAUACACCGGAACUCCCAAGAUAACCGUGAACUGGUACAAAGAGGGCCAGGAGAUCUUUGCUUCAUACAAGUACAACAUCACUACGACAGAGAGCUCCUGCAUCCUGGAGUGCCUCAGCACCGACGAUAAGGAUGCUGCAGGAAAUUACUCUUGCAAAGUGUCCAAUGACGCUGGGAAAGACACCACUGAAGCAGUGGUGUCCAUCCUAGAGCCUCCAUACUUCCUUGAAACAUUGGAGCCGAUGGAGGUGACAACAGGAGACGCCGUGUGUCUUAAGUGUCAGGUAGCGGGCACACCUGAGAUCAAGGUGUCCUGGUUCAAGGCCGAUGGUAAAGUCAGGUCCAGCCCCACCUGCAAGCUGGAGUACUCCAAAGGCGUGGCCUGUCUGAAGCUCAGCAAAGCCACUAAAGCUGACAUUGGAGAGUACACCUGCAAGGCAGAGAACAAAAUAGGCUCCGCCUCCUCCACCUGCAAACUCAACGUGCUUGAGGCCAAAACGCCGCCAUCCUUUCCCAAGAAGAUCACCAGCCUUCAGGAAACGGAAGGUCAACCAAUCCGCUUUGAGUGCCGCGUUGCCGGCUCGUCGCCCAUUGAGGUUUCAUGGAUGAAGGAUGGCAAACCUGUAACACAAGGGGGAGACUUUGCCAUGCUUUAUGAUGACAACACAGCCGUGCUGGAGAUCAGCCGUGGUGAGAUGAGACACUCUGGGGAGUACACCUGUGUGGCCACCAACAGCGUGGGCUCAGCAUCCUGCAGAGCGAAGCUGACCUUGCAAGAACCCAGAUUUCCUCCAGUCUUUGACAGGAAGUUGUCACCACAGGAGGUGAUUGUGGGUGACAGCAUUGAGCUGGAGUGUCACAUGACGGGCUCCGCCCCCAUGAAAGUGACAUGGUCAAAAGACCAUAAAGAUAUUCGCACUGGGGGGAAUUACAAAAUCAGCUGUGUGGAGAACACCCCUCACCUGACCAUUCUUAAAGCAGACAAAGGUGACACGGGAAAAUACUUUUGCCAUGCAUCUAAUGACAUGGGCAAAGACUCUUGUUCUGCUGAUAUCACGGUCAAAGAGCGUAAAAACCCUCCAAUGUUCACCAAAAAGCCCUCAGAAAACAUCGAGGACACCGAGGGCAAACUGGUUAAAAUUGAGGGCAGAGUGACUGGCUCACAGCCCAUAUCUGUCAACUGGUUCAAAGAUGACAAGGAGAUCCACAGCUCUGAUAAAUACGACAUUAGCUUUAAAAGUAAUGUGGCUGUGUUGUGUAUUAAGAGCAGCCAGGUGACUGACAGUGGUAGGUAUUCCUGCCAGGCCUCCAACGAAGCUGGAAAAGCAUCCUGUGACAUCAGCGUGGGCAUUUCUGGUGGGUUUCAAGGAGAAAGACAGGAACUAGAUACAUUAAAAUUUUCAGAAGCCAAGAAACCUCCAGUAUUUGACGUCCCACUCAAACCCGUGUCUGUGGACGAGGGAGACAAGCUUAGCCUAAAGUGCCACAUCUGUGGAACUCCUCCUCUGAAGAUCCAGUGGAUGAAGGACAGGAGGGAGCUGACAUCUGUCGGCAGCACCAGAAUAAGCUUCUCAGAUGGGACAGCAGGUCUGGAGAUCAGCCCGGCCUCCAAGCAUGAUGCAGGCGACUACCUCUGCAAAGCCACAAAUGAUGCUGGCAGUGAGUUCUGUAAGGCCAAAGUCACCGUGAAAGAAAAACCAGGAGCAGCUUCGGCUCCUGCUGAAGCUCCAGCUGCUGCUCCAACCAAAAAACUGGACAAUUUGUUUUUCAUUGAGGAGCCAAAAGCUGCACAUGUCACUGAGAAGGGAACCGCCACCUUUAUCGCCAAGGUGGGUGGAGACCCCAUCCCUAGUGUGAAGUGGAUGAAGGGAAAGUGGCGGCAGAUGACACACGGUGGCCGGAUCUCCAUUGAACAGAAGGGCCAGGAGGCCAAGCUGGAGAUUAAAGAGGUUACCAAGUCAGACUCGGGUCAGUACCGCUGCGUGGCAUCCAACAAGCACGGAGAGAUUGAGUGCAGCGCCGAAAUGCACGUGGAUGAAAAGAGAGAGGCAGCACAGGUCGAAGGAGACCUUCGCGCUAAACUCAAGAAGACCCCUUCAAAGCAAAAAAGUCCACAGGAGGAGAAGGACAUCGACAUCGUCGAGCUCCUGAGAAAUGUGGACCCCAAAGAGUAUGAGAAAUAUGCCAGAAUGUACGGCAUCACUGAUUACCGCGGCCUGCUGCAGGCCAUCGAACAGCUGAAGAAGGAGAAGGCUGAGGAAAGUGGAAGACCGGAAAUGGAACGUGGAGACAGAGAGUCUGAUGAAGAAAUGGCUCGACUGGUGGCCGACCUCCAGAAGAGGAUGGAAAGAACUGAGCCUGUCACUGUGGUGAAGGACAUCUCCAACCAAUCCGUCUUCGUGGACAAGGAGGCGCUUUUCGAGUGCGAGAUCAAGAUCAAUUACCCAGAGAUUACACUGUCCUGGUACAAGGGCACACAGAAACUAGACUCAGGCGACAAGUAUGACAUUAGCGUCAGCAACGACCGCCACCUGCUCAAGAUCAAGAAGUGUCAGUUGGCUGACCAGGGUAACUAUCGUGUGGUGUGCGGGCCGCACAUCUCAAGCGCCAAGCUCACCGUCACGGAAGUGGAGGUGGAGAAGCAUCUGCAGGACACAUCGGGUAAGGAGGGCCAGCCCUGCACACUGUCUUGUCAGUUUUCUGUUCCUAAUGUUGCGGCUCAGUGGUUCAAAAACGGCAAGCAGUUAGAGAUGAAGGGCAGGUACUCGUCUGAGGUCAAACACAAGGUCCAGAAGCUUCUGAUUAGGGACCUGAAGCCAGAAGACCAGGGCCGAUACGCGUGCAGGUUCCAACACCUGGAGUCCUCAGCAGACCUCUGGGUAGAAGCUGAACAAAUUCAUUUCACCAAACGUAUCCACAACGUUGAAGUCAACGAGCGGCAGUCAGCCACUUUUGAGUGUGAAGUUUCCUUCGACAAUGCAAUUGUUUCAUGGUACAAAGACACCUGGGAACUAAAAGAAAGCCCUAAAUACAACUUCACAAGUGAGGGCCGAAGGCAUUUCAUGGUCAUUCAAAAUGUGACCAUUGAAGACGAAGGCGUGUACUCAGUGAUUGUGAGGUUGGAGCCCAGAGGAGAGGCUAAGAGCACAGCUGAGCUUUAUUUGUCUGGCAAAGAAAUUGAACUGGCAAGGGUUCCUCUGGAUAUCCCAGACUCCUCAGUUCAGAAGCCCGACAUGCCAUCAUUAGUGGCGCUCCAAGUUGCCAAAGUUGCUAUUGAGGAGAAGGUGGAGACCAAGAAAGUUGAAAUGAAAGAGGAAACCCCAUACAAAGUUGAGGAGAAGCCUGAAAUGAAACCAAAGGCAGAGGUGAAGGAACCAGAAGCCAGAAAACCUGUGCAGGAGAAGGUCGUCGUAGCUGAGAAGAAGGAAGCUCCUACUCCUAAAGAAGCAGAGGAGGUGAAGAAGACAGUGCCUGCUGAUAAACCUGGUCUGCCUGGAAAAGUUGAGCCCAAAGUGAAGGCUCCGGCAGAGCCCACAGCCAAACCGAAGGAACCUGAACCAAAACCCAAACCAACUGCAACUCUUAAAGUAGAACCUGAAGCAAAGCCGGUGGAGCUGAAGAAGCCAGUAAAAGCUCCCGCUGAGGAGAAAGUUCCAGCGCCUCCAAAGGCAGCCAAGAAAACCGAGAUGGAAGUCUCUUCCCAAAAGGAGGAGCCAACACAGGGGGAGAAAGCUUUGAAGUCCAAACCCCAACCUGAAGAAGUGUCUCACAAAGUACCUCAGGAAAAGCACGAUGAAGCCAAAAUUGCACUCAAGGUGAAGGACAAGACCCCUGAGGUGGUCCCGGAGAAGAAGCCUGAAGGAAAAGAGGAGUUACUUCCUGAAAAGGUUCCUCAAAAAGUAGUUGAAGAGAAGAAGAUGCCUGAAAAAAUUCCUGUAAAGGUCCAGAGUGAGAAGCCUGACAAGAUGCCUCAGAAAGAGGCAGAGCCUGUAAAGGUUGCUGAAAAAACUGAGAAGAAGGCUGAAGUCAAACAGCCGCAAGCAGCAGACAAAGCUCUUCGCAAAGAGUUCUUUAUCGAGAAGAUCUCACAGAGACCAGAUCUUCAACACGAAAGUCCCAUGAUGAUCCAUGAAGAUGAAGAAGAGAAACACGUGGAGUUUGACCCACAGGUUUUCACUGAUGAAGGGUUUAUGCUCCUCCGGCUACCAUUCAAGAAGGCAUGUUGUUUUUGUUUGUUUGUUUUUUGUGUCUGUCUUUGUAGAUACUCUUCAGCAGAUUGUAGCUCAGAGCAUCUUAAUUUUGUGAAACUAAUGAAAAUAAAGCAGGAUAAAGUUUUUUCUGAGGAGUUUCUGUUUAAUGUGUUUUUUUAUUCUGUCCUUCAAGAGAGCAAACCAAAAGUUCCUGUGAAAGUCCCAGAAACCGAAAAGGUUCCUGAGAAAGCUAAGCAGGAAAAGACAGUCACUCCACAAGCAGAAACAAAGCCAGUGACGGAGCCAAUACCGGAAGUAGCUACCAAAAAGGAUACACAAGAGAAACCAGCUGUGAAAGUACUCACACCACCUGAAACAGAUGAAACCAAGGGACCUGUUCAAGCUCCAGGAGGAGUCAAGAAAGAGGGACAGCCAGCAGAAGAAGCAGGCAGAGGCCGAGGCAGAGGUCUUAAACCCAAGCAGACCCCAUCCCCAGGAGAGGGCAGGGGCCGUGGAAUGAAGCCCGGGGGCAAGGGUCCACCACCACCAGAGGAACCAUUUGGAGGAUUCAAACUCAAAGCCGUCCCACUGAAAUUCAUCAAGAAGCUUCAGGACAUCGUGUUGAAGGAGGCUGAGUCCAUUGGAUCAUCUGCUGUCUUUGAGUGUGAGGUGUCACCUUCCACUGCUGUCACUUCUUGGAUGAAAGAUGGAGGUAACCUGCGUGAGAGCCCCAAGCACAAGUUCACCUCCGAUGGCAAGGAUCGCAAGUUGCACAUCAUUGAUGUCCAGCUGUCUGACACCGGCGAAUACACCUGUGUGGCUAAGAAUGCUGGCAAGGAGAUAACAUGCACAGCAAAGCUGAUUGUUGAAGAGCUCCCAGUGAAGUGGAUGAAAGAGCUGGAGGUGGAGACGUCGACAAUAAAGGGCCAGCACACCUACCUGACCUGCGAGUUAAGCAAAGAGAAAGAUGUGAUCUGGAAGAAGAACAAUGAAGUCCUAAAGAAAAAAGAUGGCAAGGUUCAGAUCACCAUCAUCGGUUUGCAGCAUGCAGUGACCAUCCAAAAUUCCUCUGAGGACGAUGCUGGGACAUAUACCUGUGAAGUAGAGGGCCAGGAGGAUGUCAAGACCACCACAAAUGUCAAAAUAAUAGAAAUUAUCAAGGAUUGGAUUGUAAAACCGCUAAAAGACCAGCACGUCAAACCAAAAGCCAGUGCCACAUUUAAAUGUCAGCUGUACAAAGACACUCCCAAUUGGAAAUGGCUCAAAGGAGAAGAUCCAAUAACUCCAUCUGACAAGAUUGAGAUUAAGAAGGAUGGAAAGGACCUGGAACUGACCAUCAAAAACUGUCAGCCUGAUGAUGUAGCAGAAUACUCCUUGGAAGUUGAAGGACGAACCUACACAGCUAAGCUAACUCUUGGAGAGCGUGAGGCUGAAAUCCUGAGGCCACUGGCCAGCGUUGAAGUGGUUGAAAAGCAGGAUGCUACCUUUGAGACAGAGAUCUCUGAGGAUGAUGUUCCAGGCCAAUGGAAGCUCAAAGGAGAGGUUUUGACCAGAUCCCCUACAUGCGAUAUCCAAAUGGAAAGAGGCGUGCGGCGACUCAUCUUGAAAGACUGCCAGUUGGAUCAGGCUGGAGAAGUCUCCUACCAGGCCCUCAAUGCCACAACAACUGCAAUGCUGAAUGUCAAAGAAAUCGAAAUGGACUUUGUUGUCCCACUGAAGGAUGUUUCUGUGCUGGAAAAGAAACAGGGUAAAUUUGAAUGCACCAUCACUAAGGAUGUCCCUAAAGCCAUGUGGUAUAAAGGGGCUGAUAUCAUAACUUUGGACCAAAAGUACGACACCAUCAUUGAUGGAAAGAAGCACAUGUUGGUCAUAAACUGCUGUGAGUUUGACGAUGAGGAUGACUAUACAAUUGAAGUUUUAGGCAAAACUUCUACUGCAAAACUCACAGUGGAGGGUAUCAGGCUUAAAUUUAUUUCACCACUCAAGGACCAAACUGUAAAAGAAGGUAAAACAGCUCGCUUCGAGCUGGAGCUCUCUCAUGAGAAUAUCCCUGUCUCCUGGUUCAAGAAUGAUGUUAAGAUCCAUCCAAGCAGAACGGUUGUAACUCAAAUGGAUGGAAAGAAGCAUGUGCUAGAAAUAAAGCAAGUGACCCUAGAUGAUACCUGCCAAAUUAAGGCUGAGGCCAAAGGAAUUCCUUCAAUGGCCAAUCUGACAGUUAUAGAGGGAGAUCCUUACUUCACAGUUAAGCUCCAGGACUACACUGCAGUUGAGAAAGAUGACGUGGUUUUAGAUUGCGAACUCAGCAAAGACAUUGACGUCAUGUGGUACCAUAACGAAGCUGAGCUCAAAGCCUCUAAGAUGGUGACCAUCAAAGCAGAGGGCAAACGCAGAACCCUCAUCAUCAAAAAAGUUGGGAACAAUGACAAAGGUCAAUAUACUUGUGACUGUGGAACAGACAAGACAACAGCGACUCUUCAUAUUGAAGCUCGCCACAUCAAAGUGGUGCGACCAAUGUACGGCACAGAGGUAUUUGAUGGAGAAACGGCUCGAUUUGAGGUCGAACUCAGUGAAGAUGAUGUCCAUGGACAAUGGAGGCUAAAUGGAGAAGUCCUUAGUCCAUCUGCUGAUGUCGAGAUCGUGGAGGAUGGUGCCAAGCACACAUUGGUAUUGUACAACUGCAAAGUGCCUCAGACUGGCGAGCUUGUCUUCACUGCGGCCAAUGCCAAAUGUUCAGCCAAGAUAAAAGUGAAGGAGCUGCCAGUGUCAUUCAUUACACCACUGGCUGAUGUGCAUGUGUAUGAAAAGGACGAGGCAAAGUUUGAGUUGGAAAUUUCUAGGGAGCCCAAAAGCUACCGGUGGCUGAAGGGGUCUCAGGAGUUGUCAAAUGAUGACAAGUUUGAACUCAUCGAGGAGGGGAAACGACACACUCUUGUAGUAAAAUCCGCCAGAUAUGAAGAUGAAGCCAAAUACAUGUUUGAGGCUGAAGAUAAGAGAACAUCUGGGAAGUUGAUUAUCAAAGGUAUUCGCCUCGAAUUUAUCAAGCCUAUAAAAGAUGUGACUGUUAAGGAGCGAGAAACAGCAGAGUUUAGUGUCGAACUCUCACAUGAAAAGAUCCCAGUGUCGUGGUACAAAAAUGAUGUCCGUCUACAUCCAAGCAAGCAGGUCCACAUGUCUCAGGAAAGAAGAGUCCACACUCUAUCAUUUAAAGAAGUUGUCUUGGAUGACACUUCUAUUAUCAAAGUGGAGGCCAUGGGCAAAACAUCAGAAGCCAUGCUCACUGUUCUUGAAGGUGACCUGUACUUCACAGUGAAACUCCAGAAUUAUACAGCAGUUGAGAAGGAUGAAGUGAUUUUGUCCUGUGAGCUGAGCAAAGCAGUCACAGAUGUCAAAUGGUUCAAGGACGGUAAUGAAAUAUUUCCAUCAAAGAAUGUUCUCUUCCAAGCUGAGGGAAAGAAACGCGUCUUGAUUAUUAAAAAGGCAGCAAAGAGCAACAUGGGAACAUACACAUGUGAUUGUGGCACCGACAAAACCUCGGCAGAUCUAAACAUUGAAGACCGCAACAUAAAAGUUAUCCGGCCAUUGUACAGUAUGGAAGUCACAGAGACAGAGACGGCUACAUUUGAGACAGAGAUCUCUGAAGAUGAUCUCCACGCCAUUUGGAAGCUGAAGGGAGAGAUGCUCCAUCCAUCUGCUGAUGUGGAGAUCAAACAGGAGGGAACCCGCCACACUUUAACGCUCUUCAACUGCAAGAUGGACAUGGCAGGAAGUGUCGACUUCUCUGCAGCUAACGCGAAAUCCACUGCUCAGCUCAGAGUCAAAGGCCGAGUCAUAGGCCUGGAAAGGCCUUUAAGGAAUGCCACCGUGACGGCUGGGGAGACCGCCACCUUCGAGUGCGAGCUUUCCUAUGAAGACAUUCCUGUUGAGUGGUUCCUGGAGGGCAAAAAGCUGGAAUCAAGCGACAGAAUUGUGUUUAAGACCGUUGGAAAACUCCAAAGCGUAACAAUAAGAAAUGUCCAGAUGGAGGAAGCAGGUGAAGUUAAACUUGUCACCAAAGACUUCCAAACUGAGGCCCGUCUCACUGUCAAAGAGCCACCGGUAGAGUUCUCAAAGCCUUUGCAGGACCAAACAGUGGAGGAGGAAUCCACUGCCACACUGGAGUGUGAAGUUUCCAGAGAGAAUGCAGAAGUCCGAUGGUUCAAGGAUGAGCAGGAGAUCCACAAGACCAAAAAGUAUGAAAUAAUAACCGAUGGCCGCAAGAGAGUGCUGCUUAUUCAUGAGUGUAAGCUCGAUGACUCAAGAACUUACACCUGUGAUGCCAAAGACUUCAAAACCUCCUGUUUCCUUAAUGUUGAACCUCCACAAGUUGAGUUCUCAAAGCCACUUCAUGAUGUCGAGGUUAAAGAGAAAGAGUCUGCCAGGUUUGAGUGUGAAGUCUCCAGAGAGGACGCCAAAGUCUGCUGGUUUAAGGAUGGAACUGAAAUUAGGAAGGGGAAGAAGUAUGAAAUUAUUGCCCAAGGUCGUCAACACAUUCUGAUUGUUCACAAGGCUGUGUUUGAUGAUGAGGCUGAGUAUGAAUGUGCUGCAAAGACCUCCAAAUCCUCCGGCAUGCUUACUGUCGUUGAGGAGGAGGCCAGAUUUACCAAGAACCUACCCAACAUGGAAGGAACAGAGACAGACAGUGUGAGGCUCAUCUGUGAAAUCUCUAAGCCCAGUGCAGAUGUUACCUGGUACAAAGGAGACCAGGAGCUGCCUGAAGGAGGCCGAUAUGAUCAGAUUGUCGAUGGCAAGAAAAGGAUCCUUGUCAUACAAAAUCUGCAAACAAGUGAUGCUGGAGAGUACAACUGUAGACUGAGUCCUACCAUCAAAACCUCUGGAAACCUCAAAAUCAAUGAGCUGGCUGCUGAGUUUAUCUCAAGGCCUCAGAACCAGGAGGUGGUGGAGGGCCAGAAGGCAGAGUUCACCUGUUCUGUCUCCAAGGAGAGUUACAGUGUCAAAUGGAUGAAAGACAACAAGGAAUUGGAAGAGGGAGAGAAGUACCAGAUGGUAAGUGAUGGUAAACGGCGCUCUCUGGUCAUCAAGAACUGUGAGCCCAAAGACGAAGGCGGAUAUGUGGUGGUGAUCGGAGCCACCAGAGCCAGCGCCGACCUGAUGGUCCAAGAGAAACUGAAGGUCAUCACUCCUCUAAAGGACACAGAAGGUAACGAAGGACAAGAAAUUGUCCUGAAUUGCGAGGUGAACUUGGAGGGAGUAAAAGCCAAGUGGUUGAAAAACGAGGAGACGCUGUUUGAGAGCGGAAAGUAUUCCAUGGUCCAGAGGGACAACGUCUUCUCCCUUAGAAUCAAAGAUGCCCAGAAGGGAGAUGAAGCUAACUACAUCAUAAACCUGACCAACCAAAGAGGAGAGCAAGCCAAGAGCUCUUGCAGCCUCACAGUCAAAGAGGAAAGUCUAAAGAUCCUGGUCCCACUGGAAGACGUCGACACUCAAGAAAAGAAGACCAUCAGCUUUUCAUGCAAGGUCAACAGGCCCAAUGCCACACUGAAAUGGAUGAAAGCUGGCCAGGAAAUCACAUUCAACAAACGUGUUGUGUACCGCGUCGACAAAGACAAGCACACCCUGACCAUCAAAGAAUGCUCCCUGGCAGACGAAGGUGAAUACACCGCUGUGGCCGGAGACAGCAAGUCCACAGCAGAGCUGAUCAUCAGUGAAGCUCCGACCGACUUCAGCGCACAACUCAAAGACCAGACCAUCAUUGAGUUUGAGGACGCAGAAUUUACCUGCAAACUGACCAAAGAGAAAGCUGAAGUCAAGUGGUACAGGAAUGGACGGGAGAUCAGAGAAGGACCCAGGUACACGUUUUUAAAAGAAGGAAGUACUUGCACCCUGAUUAUCAAAGAGUGCAGGCCUGAUGAUGAGUGUGAGUAUGCCUGCGGAGUGGAUGAGAAGAGAUCCAGAGCCAGGCUCUUUGUUGAAGAGACCCCGGUAGAGAUUGUCCGACCACCCCAGAAUGCGUUCGAGCCUCCAGGUUCUGAUGUAGUGUUUGAGGUGGAGCUCAACAAAGACAGAGUGGAGGUGAAGUGGCUGAGGAAUAACAUGACAAUUGUCCAAGGAGACAAAUACCAGAUGAUGAGCGAAGGGAAACUUCACAGACUUCAGGUCUGUGAAAUUAGACCUAGAGAUCAGGGAGAGUACAGAGUCAUCGUCAAAGACAAAGAUGCCAAAGCAAAACUGGAGCUGGCAGCUGCGCCUCAGAUAAAGACCACUGACCAGAGCUACGUCACAGAUGCUGGGAAGCCCAUUGUCAUGGCGAUACCCUACACUGCCUACCCGAAGGCUGAGGCUGAAUGGUUUUACAAUAACCAGAGUCUUCCCACAGACAACAUACACACCUCUGCAGACUGCACUGAGUAUCGUCUGAAGGACCCCAAAAAGUCUGAUGAGGGGCGAUACAAAGUCCUGAUCAAAAACAAACACGGAGGAGGAGAAGCCUUCAUAAACCUGGAUGUCAUUGACGUUCCUGGCCCAGUGAAGAAUCUGCAGGUGGUGGACACUGCAGACGGCGAAGUCAGCCUGGCAUGGGAAGAGCCUGAGAGCGAUGGCGGCAGCAAGGUGAUCGCCUAUGUGGUGGAGAGACGUGACGUAAAGAGAAAAACCUGGACUCUCGCCACAGACCACGCUGAGAGUCCUGAAUACACUGUGACUGGGCUCCAGAAGGACUCCUUUUACCUAUUUAGAGUCAGCGCCCGAAACCGUGUGGGCAGCGGUCCCAUUGUUGAGACCGACAAAGCAGUCCAAGCCAAGAACAAGUUUGAUGUUCCUGAUGCUCCUCUAAAUGUCAUCGUUGGAAACGUCACAAAGUUUGGCUGCACAGUCUCCUGGGAGCCUCCGGUGUCUGAUGGAGGCUCUCCCAUCACCUCCUACAUCAUUGAGCUGCGUGACCGGACGUCAGUGAAGUGGUCUCCUGUCCAGCUGACUAAGGCUGACGAGCUCGGCGCCAUUAUCAACGAUGUUAUUGAGAACAAAGAGUACAUUUUCAGAGUCAAAGCUGAGAACAAAGCUGGUGUUGGCAGGCCCAGUGCUGCCUCCCAGCCAGUCAAAAUCAUGGAUCCUAUCGAGCCCCCCAGCCCCCCUCAGAACCUCUCCUGGAGCGACCAGAACAAGAGCUCUGUGCAGCUUACCUGGGAGACUCCUAUGAAGAACGGAGGCAGCAUGAUCACGGGAUACAUCAUCGAACGUUGUGAGGACGGCACUGACAAGUGGCUCCGGUGCAACGCCCGCCUCUGCCCUGACCUUUUCUAUAAGGUGUCCGGUCUGAAGUAUGGAACCAAGUACAACUACAGGGUGUUUGCUGAAAAUGCUGCCGGUGUUUCUGACCCAUCAAACACUAUCGGACCUCUGCUGGCCGAUGAUCCACAUGUUGGGCCAACCUUGGACCUAAGCGGUUUCAAAGAUGGCAUUGAGGUUAUCGUCCCUCAGCCUCUGACCAUCAGAGUUCCCAUCAGUGGAUACCCAACUCCUGUAGCCAAAUGGACCUUUGGAGAGAAGGAGCUAACUGCUGAGAAUGAGCGCGUUUCCCUGAUGACCAAGUCCACAUUCACAGAACUUGUUGUCACCCCAAGUGUCCGACCAGACAAAGGCAUCUACACACUUCACCUGGAAAAUGACGUCACAACUGUCUCAGGAGAGAUCGAGGUCAACGUCAUUGCGGCACCAAGUGCACCAAAGGACUUCAAGGUCCUUGAAGUAACACGGCAGCAUGUCCACCUUAGCUGGGAAGCUCCAGAGCAUGAUGGUGGAAGUCCUCUCACAGGUUAUCAGGUGGAAAAACGAGAUGUAUCCCGCAAGACCUGGGUCAAGGUGAUUACAGGAAUCCAAGAUCUUGAGUACACGGUCACAGAUGUGGUUGAAGGGAAAGAGUAUCUGUUCAGAGUUACUGCCUGUAACAAGUGUGGACCAGGAGAGCCAGCAUACAUUGAUGAACCAGUCAAUGUCUCUUCACCAGCAACUGUCUCAGACCCCCCAGAAAACCUGAAAUGGAGAGACAAGUCAGCCAGCGGCAUCUUCCUGACCUGGGAACCACCCAAGUAUGAUGGUGGCAGCAGCAUUCGUGGAUACAAUGUUGAACGCUGCCAGAGGGGAACUGACAAGUGGGAGCCCUGUGGAGACAUGGUUCCUGAACUAAAGUGCCAAGUUACAGGUCUGAUUGAGGGCCAAUGGUACGCAUACAGAGUUCGCGCUUUGAACCGACUUGGAGCCAGCCAGCCAUGCAAGGCCACAGAUGAGAUCCAGGCCGUUGAUCCCAAAGAGGCUCCAGAGAUUCAGCUGGACGCUAAACUGCUGGCUGGCCUCACCGCCAAUGCAGGCAGUAAGAUUGAACUCCCUGCUGAGGUCAAAGGUAAGCCAGAGCCCCGUGUAAAAUGGACCAAGGCUGACCUGGUCCUUAAACCAGAUGACAGGGUGACGAUUGACACCAAACCUGGACACUCCACUGUGACCAUCGCCAAGACCACGAGAGAUGACACCUCCACCUACAUCAUAGAAGCUACCAACAGCAGUGGUCGUGCUACGGCCACUGUGGACGUCAACAUCCUCGACAAACCUGGUCCUCCUGCCGCUUUCGACAUUUCUGAAAUUACUAAUGAAACGUGUUUUCUGGCGUGGAAUCCUCCACGUGAUGACGGCGGCUCAAAAGUCACCAACUACAUUGUUGAGCGGCGAGCUGCUGACAGCGAGAUCUGGCAUCGCCUGUCCUCCACUGUUAAACAGACCACCUACAAAGCUGUGGGCCUGGUUAAGUUCAAGGAAUACGUCUUCAGAGUGUUUGCUGAGAACCAGUUUGGCGUUGGUCCAGCCGCUGAACACCCAUCUAUCAUUGCCAGAUACCCCUUCGACACUCCCGGAGCUCCCUACAAAUUGGAAGGCUCAGAUAUUGCCAAAGAUUCCCUGACACUGACAUGGUACGAACCAGAUGAGGAUGGUGGAAGUCCAAUUACAGGCUACUGGGUGGAGCGAUAUGAGGCUGACCAUGACAAGUGGAUCCGAUGCAACAAACUGCCCAUCAAAGACACUAACUACAGGGUCAAAGGCCUCCCUACCAGAAAAAAAUACAAGUUUAGAGUUCUUGCAGAGAAUUUGGCAGGGACUGGAAAACCCAGCAAGGAGACAGACCCAAUACUGAUCAAAGAUCCUAUAGAUCCUCCAUGGGCUCCAGGUAAGCCCACAGUCAAAGACGUGGCUAAGACCUCGUGCUUCCUGAUGUGGACUAAACCAGAGCAUGACGGAGGAGCAAAGAUCGACAGCUAUGUCAUUGAGAUGCUGAAGAGUGGAACCACUGACUGGAUCAGAGUGGCAGAGAACAUUAGUGGCUUGGAGUAUUUCCUGAAGGGCCUGAUGGAAAAGCAGGAAUACUCGUUCAGAGUGAGAGCAGUUAAUAUUGCUGGAGAAAGCGAACCCAGCGAGCCCAGCGAACCAGUGCUCUGCAAAGAGAGACUCAAUCCUCCAUCAGCUCCGCGAUGGUUGGAGGUCAUCAGCAUCAGCAGAAACAGUGCUGAGCUGAAGUGGACGGCACCUGAGCGUGACGGAGGAUCACGCAUCACCAACUACGUGGUGGAGAAGCGCGACGUGAGGCGCAAAGGCUGGCAGGCCGUGGACACCACAGUCAAAGAGCUGAAGUAUACGGUGACCCCGCUCAAUGAGGGCUCGCUGUACGUCUUCCGUGUCGCUGCAGAGAAUGCAGUGGGUGUCGGGCCGUUCUGUGAGCUGGAGGACUCUGUUCUAGCUAAAGACACCUUCACCACUCCUGGUCCACCAUACGCUCUGACUGUCAAUGCUGUGACUAAGAAAUAUGUGGACCUGCAAUGGGAGGAGCCUAAAAAUGAUGGUGGCAGACCCAUUCUCAGGUAUUCCAUUGAGAAGAAGGAAAAACUCGGAACCCGCUGGGUAAAAUGUGGCAAAACCUCUGGACCAGACUGCAAGUACAGAGUAACGGACGUCAUUGAAGGAACAGAAGUCCAGUUCCAGGUCCGUGCCGAGAACGAGGCUGGAGUUGGACACCCGAGCGAACCCACCGAAAUCCUCACCAUUGAGGAUCCCACAGGCGUACCUUCACCACCCAUCGAACUUCAUGUUACCGGAGCAAGCAGGAACUUCCUGUCCAUUGCCUGGAAGCCUCCACAGCAGGAUGGGGGCUCCCCAAUUCGUGGCUACCACAUUGAAAUGUGUGAAGCUGGAACACAGAAAUGGAUGAGGGUCAAUUCUCGCCCAGUAAAGGAGCUGAAGUACCAAGCGGAGGAGGGCGUGGUUCCUGAAAAGGAGUACAUUUUCAGAGUGAGGGCCAUCAACGCUGUCGGAGAGAGUGAACCCUCGGACAUCUCUGAAAACGUCUUUGCCAAAGACUCAGACUGUAACCCAACAUUGGAGUUUCAGACCUUGGACCUGGUUGUCGUGGAGACAGAGAAGCUUCAUAUCCCAGUUCCCUUCAAAGCUGUCCCAGCCCCCAGAGUCACCUGGCAUAAAGAUGGCAAAGAGUUGAAAGCUGAUGAACGCAUUGGGUUCAGAAAGGAGUACACAUCUCUACACUUGGAGAUUGACAGCAGCGUUCACCCUGAUGCUGGAGUAUACAAAGUCACUUUGGAGAAUAAACUUGGAAGUGCUAGUGCCACUAUCAAUGUCAAAGUCAUUGGUCUUCCUGGACCUUGUAAGGAGAUAGUGGCCUCUGAGAUCACUAAAAGUUCCUGUAAAGUGUCCUGGGAUCCUCCUGAUUAUGAUGGUGGCAGUCCAAUUCUUCACUAUGUCCUGCAGCGACGUGAAGCUGGGAGAAGGACCUAUGUCAACAUGAUGUCCGGAGAGAACAAGGUCAGCUGGACAGUCAAAGACCUCAUCCCCAACGGAGAGUACUACUUCAGAGUCCAGGCCGUCAAUAAGAUUGGAGGCGGGGAGUUCAUUGAGCUCCGUAACCCAGUUAUUGCCGAGGACCAGAAACAUGCUCCCGAUCCACCUGUGGACUUGGAGACUCAUAACCCCACAUCCAGCACCAUCACUCUGACUUGGAAGCCUCCCAUGUAUGAUGGAGGUGCCAAGAUUAUGGGCUACAUUUUGGAGAAGCAACAGAAAGGGGAGGACAAAUGGGAGAGGUGCAAUGACUUUUUGGUACCCGUCCUGUCCUACACUGUCAGAGGACUGACAGAGGGCAAGAACUACACUUUCAGAGUAAAAGCUGAAAACGCAGCUGGGAUGAGUGAGCCAUCCCGCAACACGCCAUUUGUUAAAGCAAUGGACACCAUCGAUCCUCCAAAGGUUUUCCUAAGUGGCAGCCUGCAGUCUGGUCUCAGCGUGAGGCGAGGCUGUGAAAUCUGCCUAGACGCUAACAUUUCAGGCUCCCCGUACCCUCAGAUCACCUGGUACUGGAACAACCAGGAGAUCCAGCCUGAGCAGCUCCGCAAGAGGCCAGAGAAACCCCUAAAAAAGAAGGCGGAGGAGAAAAAGGAUGAGGAAAAGAAAGAGGAGGAAAAGAAGGAUGAGGAGAAGAAGGAGGAGAAGAAAGAGGAAGGGGAAGCAGAGAAAAAAGAGGAAAAGAAGGAGGAAGAGGUAAAAGAGGGAGAGGAGAAAAAAGAAAAGGAGAAACCAGAGGAGGCAGCAGCCGCAGAGCCAGAGAUGGAGGAAGAUGAUUACCCCACCAUUAAUGAGCGACUGGCUAUUGACAACAGCCACAGAGGUGUGUCCUCAGUAGUCAUCAGGGACUCCAUUCGCCGUGAUCAUGGAGUCUUUAUGGUGAAGGUGGAGAAUAACCACGGCAUUGCCUCUGCCACCUGUGAGGUCAACGUACUUGAUACUCCGGGUCCUCCUGUGAACUUGAGAUUUGAGGAAGUGAGGAAAAACUCUGUUAUCUGCAAGUGGGAUCCUCCCCUGGAUGACGGUGGAAGCGAGAUUCUCAAUUACACAGUGGAGAAGAAGGACAACUCAAAGCUGGACUUUGGCUGGAGCUCCGUCACUGCCACACUUAGAGGCUGCCGCUACUUGGUGCCCAAGCUCAUUGAAAAGAAGGAAUAUAUCUUCAGAGUCGUGGCUGAGAACAAGUUUGGCCCUGGUCCUCCAUGUGUCUCCAAACCAGUCGUUGCCAAGAACCCCUUUGAACCUCCUGAGGCACCUGAUAAGCCAGUCAUUGAUGACAUCACAGCCAACAGUAUGCUGGUUACUUGGAAUGAACCAGAUGGCAAUGGAAGCCCUAUAUUAGGAUAUUGGGUGGAGCGACGUGAGAUCAAUAGUUCCCAUUGGGCACGUGUCAACAGAGAAAUUGUUCCAAACACCGAGCUCAAUGUUGAAGGUUUGCUGGAGGGUCUGACUUACAUAUUCAGGGUGGCGGCUGAAAACCAAGCCGGUCCUGGAAAGUUUAGCGUUCCCUCUGAACCAAAGACUGCCCAGGCGCCAAUCUUGCCUCCAGGACCUCCAGUAGCCAGAGUAGUGGAAACCACUGACCACUCAAUAGAUGUGGAGUGGGAUCCACCUGCUGAUACUGGUGGAGGAGACAUUCUGGGAUAUCAUGUGGACAAGGCAAUGGCUGGAACAAAAGAUUGGUCUAGGUCUACAGAGCGCCCUUGGAAGACCCGAGCCUUCACAGUUUACGGUGUGCGUGAGGGAGCCAAGUACAUCGUUCGAGUCAUUGCCUGCAAUGCCGCAGGAGAAGGAACACCUGGAUUCACAGAGUCUGUGUUCGUCAGAAAUCCUGCAGAGGUGCCCGUCAUUGAACUGGAUCUAUCAGUCAAGAAUGGGGUUACCAUCAGGGCUGGAGAAACACUUCGCAUACCAGCCACGGUCACUGGCAAACCCUAUCCAUCUAUCUCUUGGACGAAAGAUGACAACAAACCUGACAAAGACCGUGUGGAAAUCCUCAGCGAGGGCAACACCAGCAUUGUUUCAAUCAAGAAUGUGCAGAGAAAGGACUGUGGCAAAUACCAGAUAUCUGUUUGCAACCCCAGUGGCAUAAAGUCUGCAUGGACAAGGGUAGACGUGAUGGAUGUCCCUGGACCCAUCACAGACCUGAAGCCUGUUGUUGUUACUCGCAAAAUGAUUUUCCUGAACUGGGAUGACCCUGAAGAUGAUGGAGGUAGUGACAUUACAGGCUUUAUUGUUGAGAGGCGAGAUGCCAAGAUGCACACAUGGAGGCAGCCUGUUGAAACGGCUUCAUCCAAGUGUGAGUGUGUGGGCAUUAUGGAAGGACAAGAGUAUUUUUUCAGAGUUUUUGCCAAGAACAAGUUUGGCGUGGGCCCACCUGUUGAAUUAGGACCUAUAAAGGCUGUGGAUCCACAAGGCCCACCAUCAUACCCUGAGAAGUUUCACUACACAGAGCGCACUAAGAACUCUAUCACAUUUGCCUGGAAACCACCUCGUAAUGAUGGUGGCAGCCCUGUGAUUGGCUACUUUGUAGAGAAAAAGAGGCAGGACCAACAGGCUUUUGAGCCCUGUAACACUGAGAUGUGCCCUAACCUUUCAAUGACUAUCGAGGGCCUGGAAGAGGCUUGGAUGUAUGAGUUUAGAAUCAAAUGUGCCAAUCUUAUUGGACAGAGUGAGCCAUCCAUUCCACUGACUGUGGUCAUCCAAGAUGAUGAAGUGAGUCCUGAGGUUCACCUGCUGAAGCACUUCAAAGCUGACACCAUCAUAGUGAGAAAGAAUGAGCCAGUCGAGAUUCCUGCUAAUGUGAUUGGACUCCCCAUCCCAAAGAUUGAGUGGUCCAAGGAUGAUGUGGUGAUUGAACAGUCAACCGAGACUCUUCUGAUAGACACCGAGGUGACUGGAAGGAUGAAUGCUAAGACUACCCUCUCUAUUCCCGCGGUGAACCGGAGGGAUCGUGGCAGCUACACUGUCUCGGCCUCAAACAAUAUGGGCUCAGCCAAGCACACUGUCUUUGUCAUGGUCCUGGACCGACCAACUCCACCCAGGAAUUUGACUGUGACUAACAUUAUGGCGGAGUCUUGCUACCUGAACUGGGAUGCGCCCCUUGACGAUGGUGGCACUGAGUUGACCAACUACAUUGUUGAGAGAAAGGAAGUGAUUACAGAGCAGCCCGAGCUAGAGGAGGGAGAGGAAGCUCCACCUGAGCCACAAUGGGUGGAGGUCACUAACAGCAUAAUCGAGAGGAAAUACGGGGUUUGGAACUUGGACACAAAUAAGACCUACAUUUUCCAGGUCAGAGCAGAGAAUCGCUUUGGUAAAUCUGACCCAUGUACAACAGAGGAAGUCAAGAUUACAGACCCAUUUAGCCUUCCUGGACCACCAGAGAAACCAGCUAUUUCAGAAUUCUCCAGGACCUCCAUGACAGUGACUUGGGAACCUCCCAGAGAAACCGGUGGCUCCAUGAUCAUUGGCUACUGGUUGGAGAAGAGGGAAAAAGGCACAGAAUACUGGGCUAAAGUUAACAAGACACCUGUGACCAAAAGGGGUAUCAAAGGCUGGGAGUAUCAGGUGACGCGUUUGUUUGAAGGAACAGAGUAUGAGUUCAGGGUUGCAGCCUGCAAUUCAGCAGGAACUGGACCUUUUAGUAUGCCGUCUGACUCUGCUUUUGCUGUUGAUCCCAUCACUCCUCCAAGCAUGCCCGCUGCUCCUGUAGUUGCUGACAAGACAAAGCACAGUGUCACGCUGACAUGGGAGCCACCUGUCAGUGAUGGAGGAAGUCCAAUCAAAGGCUACAUCAUCCAGAUUCAAGAUGAGGGUGGAUCAGACUGGGUUAAAAUUAAUGAUAUUGACAGCUUGCACCCUACCACAGAAUUUACUGUGCCAAGCCUCCGUGAGUUGAAGCGCUAUCGCUUCAGAAUCAUUGCAGUCAAUGACAUUGGUGAGUCCGAUCCCAGCCCCCGUACCAGUGAAGUUCUGGUGGAGGAUGUGCAACUUCCGCCUUUAAUCACAAUUGAUGUCAUGGCCGAUGACCUUGUGGGUAUCCGUGCCGGAGAUCCCGUCAGAAUCCCUGCCACCAUUAGAGGCAGACCUAUUCCUAAGGUGGCUUGGGACUAUGAAGGCAAAGCUGAAAGCCAAAAGAAGGACAAACUGCACACAUUGCCCGUGGACUCUGGGGUUGAAUCCACAGACACCACCUCAGUGGUGAACAUCCCAGUCAGCAAGAGAAGCCAUUCUGGUCGUUACACAAUCACAGCAAAGAACAAGUCUGGACAGAAACAUGUCAACGUCAGAGUCAUUGUCCUUGAUGUUCCUGGACCUCCAAAGGACCUAAAAGUCACUGAUGUCACCAGAACAACUAUGAGGCUGAUCUGGAAACUCCCUGAAACUGAUGGAGGAGAAAGAAUUAAGAGCUACUUCAUUGAGAAGAAGUCGGUUAUUGACAAAGCCUGGACAAAGGUGAAUGCUGCUUGUGCCAGUCAGGCCUUUGUGGUUCCAGGCCUCCUUGAAGGUCAGGAAUACUUUUUCAGGGUCAGAGCAGAAAAUAGACUUGGAUUUGGGCCAUUUACUGUCACAACUGAACCUGUUCGAGCCAGAGAUCCUAUUUAUCCACCUGAUCCACCCACAAAGUUGAAGGUCGAUUUAGUGACCAAAAAUACUGUCACUCUGAGCUGGGAGCCUCCCAAAAACAACGGUGGCUCACCUGUAAAACAUUACAUCAUUGAGAAAUUGAGCUGGGACACCAGUGGGAAGGAGAAGGAGACCUGGAAGCAGUGUAACAAAAGAGAUGUGGAGGAACUCACUUUUAUUGUUGAGGACGUAAAGGAGGGCGUAGAGUAUGAGUUCAGAGUGAAGGCAGUGAAUGCUGCUGGACCAAGUCGACCCUCUGCCACUGUUGGACCCAUGGUCAUCAAGGAUCAAACAUGUGCACCCACCAUCCAGCUCCGUGAGGCCAUGGAGGGAGAGGAGGACUGUGAUGUCAGUAUUGUUGCAAAAGUCAGCGGCUGUCCAUUCCCAACCCUGACCUGGCACAAAGCCAGCCUGGCCAAACCAGAGGAGAAAGUUGCAGUUCAGUAUGACCAACACAUCAACAAACUGGUUACCCAGGACAAGUGUACACUGCUGAUCCAACAUGCUAGCAGGCAUGACAGCGCCCUCUACAGUCUGACAGCCAGCAACAGUCUUGGCACCGUAACCAAAGACAUCAAGCUGUCAGUGCUAGGACCCCCUGGCGCACCUGUCGGACCAAUCAAGUUCACAGAGGUGUUUGCAGAGAGAAUUGGCCUGGCUUGGGAAGCUCCCAAAGAUGAUGGUGGAUCUAAAAUCACCAAUUACGUUGUUGAAAAGCGUGAGGACAACAGGAAGUCCUGGGUUCAUGUAUCCAGUGACCCCAAGGAAUGUGCCUAUGUGGUGACCCGACUCACAGAAAAUCAUGAGUAUGAGUUUAGGGUUAUGGCUCAGAACAAGUUUGGAGUUGGACCCCCACUAGUCAGUGAGCCAGAAAAGGCCAGAAACCUCUUUACUGUGCCUGGUCAAUGUGAGAAACCAACUGUCACUGACGUCUCUGUGGAAUCCAUGACUGUCAACUGGGAUGAACCCAAGUACGAUGGUGGAUCCUCCAUCACUGGCUACUUUAUUGAGAAGAAGGAGACCACUUCCAAGCGCUGGACUCGUGUCACUCGUGACCCAAUCAGGGCUUUACCACUUGGAAACAACUGGGAUGUCACUGGCCUGAUGGAGGGUGCCAUGUACCAAUUUAGGAUCAUUGCCAUCAAUGCUGCUGGCUGUGGUCUACCUAGCAUACCUUCAGACCCUGUACUCUGUAGAGACCCCAUCAAGCCACCAGGUCCACCUACUCCAAAGGUGACAGACUGGACAAAGUCAACAGUGGAGUUGGAAUGGAUCCCUCCAACAAUGGAUGGAGGAUCAAAGGUGACUGGCUACAUUGCUGAGUUUAAGGAGAUUAACAAAGAGGAGGAGGAGAAGAAAGCUCAGAGGAAGCUGCUGCUUCUGAGCGACGCAGAGGAGGAAAAGGAGCCUGAGACUGACGAGGGCUGGGAAAAGGCCAAAGACACUGAGAUAAGAGGGACAAAAUAUGUAGUUGAUGGUUUGAAGGAGGGCGGACUAUACCGCUUCAGAGUUCGAGCCAUUAAUGCUGCCGGAGAGGGAGAGCCGGGAUAUGUGUCUGAGCUCAUUGAAGUCAAGGACAGAACAAUUCCUCCUGAGAUGGACCUUGAUGCCUCAGUGAAGGAGAAGAUUGUAGUCCACGCUGGAGGCACCAUUCGCAUCAUCGCUUAUGUAUCAGGCAAACCUGCCCCGCAGAUUACCUGGUGUCGCGAUGAUGGUGAGGUGCCCAAGGAAGCUGCAGUGGAGCAGACCGGCAUCUCAAAUUCUCUGGUCAUCAAAAACUGCAGGCGCCAGCACCAAGGCAUCUAUACACUUAGUGCUAAAAAUGAAGGAGGAGAGAGAAGGAAAGCUGUCAUUGUUGAGGUCUUGGAUGUUCCUGGACCAGUCCGUCUUCCCUUCGAUGGAGAAAAUCUGACUAGCGACUCCUGCAAGCUAACUUGGUACUCCCCUGAGGAUGAUGGUGGUUCAGCCAUCACCAACUACAUCAUUGAGAAGCGUGAAGCUGACCGCAUGGGCUGGACCUCCGUGUCCUACACUGUGACAAGGAACAACGCCGUGGUGCAGGGACUCAAUGAUGGCAAGGGUUACUUCUUCAGGAUCGCUGCCGAGAACAUCAUUGGCAUGGGACCUUUCAUCGAGACGGAGAAAAUGGUUCUCAUCAAAGACCCUAUUUCCGUCCCAGAGCGUCCAGAGGAUCUGAUCAUCACUGCUGUUACCAAGGACUCUAUCUCUGUUGCCUGGAGACCACCAAAAUACGAUGGCGGUGCUGAGGUGACGGGAUAUGUUCUUGAAACCAGAAUGAUUGGCCGUGACAAUUUUACAAGGGUAGGUGGAGAAGACAAACUAAUGGAGAGGAAGUUCACGCUGACUGGGCUUAAAGAUGGCUCUAGCCAUGAGUUUAGAGUCUCUGCCGUCAAUGAAGUGGGACAAGGCAAGCCAUCCUUCAACACCAAAGCAGUGCAGUGCAAAGAUGAGCUUGAACCACCAUCUCUGGAACUGAACUAUAGGGAAAGUAUGAUUGUGAAGGUGGGUGACGCCUGCAUGCUGUCAGGACGCUACAGCGGAAAACCAACACCUUCUGUCACCUGGACAAAGAAUGGCGAAGAGCUUAAGGCUGACGAUGACAUUGGCCUCUUUAGCAGCUCAAACACUUUCAGCCUCAACAUCAGCAAGACCAAGAGAGACCACAGCGGCCGCUAUUGUGUCAACAUAGAGAACGCCGCUGGCACUCGCUUAGGAAUAUGCAAUAUCACUGUGGUUGACCGUCCUCAGCCACCAGAGGGCCCUGUAGUGUUCAACGAGGUCUACAGGAACUACAUGGUUAUCUCCUGGAACCCCCCACUAGAUGAUGGAGGUUGCCCCAUUUCCACUUACAUAGUGGAGAAGAGAGACACAAACAGAGAUCUGUGGAUGCCGGUCACCUCAUCUUGUACCAGAACAACCUGCAAGGUGCCAAAACUGAUCGAGGGUCGUGACUAUAUCAUUAGGAUCAUGGCUCAGAACAUGUAUGGCAUCAGUGACCCCCUUCUAUCAGCAGAGUCCAAAGCCAGAGAUGUUUUCAAGGUACCUGAUGCUCCCAAGCAGCCUACAAUUAAAGAAGUUUACCAUGACUCUGCCUUGAUCACCUGGGAGCCUCCUGCAGAUGGAGGAAAACCAAUAACAGGCUACAUUGUGGAGAGAAAGGAGACCAAGGCCAGCAGAUGGGUACGCUGCAACACAGAGAGGAUCCAUCCAAAGGUGGAGUACUGGGUGACAGAGCUGCUGAAAGGCUGCGAGUAUGAGUUCAGAGUGAGCGCUGAGAACGAGGUGGGAGCUGGAGACCCGAGCCCUCCAUCUAAGCCAGUGUUUGCAAAGGAUCCCAUUGUGAAACCCAGCCCUCCUGUGAACCUCAGAGCCAUCGACUUCAGCAAGGAGUCAGUGACUUUGCUCUGGGAGCCACCCACAGACACUGGAAGAGGAAAGAUCUUUGGGUAUUUGCUGGAGUUCCAGAAAGCCGGAGAGGAAGAAUGGCACAAGGCAAACCAAACUCCUGACUCCUGCCAGGAUACAAAGUUUAAAAUCAUCAAUCUGGAAGAUGGUGCUCUGUACCGCUUCAGAGUCGUUGCUGUCAACGCUGCUGGAGAGUCUGAUCCUGCUAAUGUGAAAGAGCCAAUCAGAGUGCAAGAAAGACUUGAACCUCCUGAAUUGAUUCUGGAUGCUGGAAUGACCCGUGAGGUGAAGGCAAUGGCUGGAACUCACAUCACUCUUAUGGCCAGCAUUAAGGGUGCCCCGUUCCCCAAGGUCAUUUGGAAAAAGAAUGAGGCAGAUGUUCCAACUAGGGCAGACAUCGAGACCAACCAGUUAGGCACCAAACUGGAGAUGAGAUUCUGUAAUCGUGAUGACUGUGGUGACUACACACUGACUGUGGAAAACCCAGCUGGGUCAAAGACUGUUACUUGCACAGUGCUGGUACUUGACAAACCUGGUCCAAUUCAGCACCUCCGGGUGUCUGAUGUCAGGAGUGACUCUGCUUACUUGUCCUGGAAAGAUCCCGAAGACAAUGGGGGCUCUCGUCUCACAAACUUUGUGGUUGAGAAAAAAGACACAGCUUCCACACAAUGGGUCCCUGUGUGUUCCACAUCUAAGAAGCGUAGUAUGAUGCUGAAGCAUCUGAUGGAGGGCACCUCCUAUGUGUUCAGAGUUGCUGCUGAAAACAUAUAUGGCCGCAGCGAAUACACUGAAACGCCAAAAGCUAUCAAGGCAAUGAACCCACUAUUCCCUCCUGGCCCUCCUAAAGAUCUGCACCAUUCUGAUGUGGAUAAAACUGAGGUAUGGCUUGUCUGGAAUUGGCCAGAUCGCAAUGGAGGAAGUGAGAUUACAGGCUUCCUGGUUGAGUAUCAGGAAGAAGGAGAAAAGAAUUGGGAUGAGUGGAAGACUGUGAGUAUUCCUGAGAGUCAUGUGACCGGCCUGGAGGAGGGAAAGACCUACCGUUUUAGAGUGAGAGCUGAGAAUGCCAUUGGCCUUAGUAGACCUGACACCACGGUGCCCAUUCUCUGUCAAGAGAAACUAGUGCCUCCAGUUGUUGAAGUAGAUGCCAAGCUAAUUGAAGGCAUCAUUGUGAAGGCUGGAACUACUAUCAGGCUGCCAGCUAUAAUGAGAGGAAUCCCUGUCCCCACUCCCAAGUGGUGUAUUGAAGGAGAGGAGAUCACUAGUGAGGGCAACAUCAAGAUCGACACUGAUAACUUCUCCACCAUACUCAGUAUUAACGAAUGUACUAGGAACCACACUGGCACCUACUUGCUCACUGUGUCCAAUGCAGCCGGAUCCAAGACUGUUGCCCUGAGUGUUACAGUCUUGGAUGUCCCUGCUGCUCCCAUUGGACCAGUUAAUAUCCUGGAGGUCACACCAGACUCCAUGACUAUUGAAUGGCGCCCUCCCAAGGAGGAUGGUGGAAGUCCAAUCACCAACUACAUUGUUGAGAAAAGGGAAUCCAACAAGGAGACCUGGGGAGGUGUUAGCUCUGGAAGCCUUGGCACAGAACUAAAAAUCACACGCCUACAAAGAGGAGCAGAGUAUGUGGUUCGCAUCCGUGCUGAGAACAAGAUGGGAAUUGGUGCUCCACUGGAGAGCAAACCCACUGUUGCUGAACACAGCUUCAUGCCACCAAGCCCACCUGGUAAACCACAGUCAUAUGAUCUCUCAGAGGAUAGUGUUACAAUUGGCUGGACUAUGCCUCUGGCAGAUGGAGGCAGCCAGAUCACUGGUUAUUUGAUUGAGCGUAGACACAAGGGAGGCAAGUGGAUUCGUGUAAACAAGACACCUUGCAAAGAUUUGCGUUACAAAGUCCUAGGUCUCUUUGAGGGAAAUGAGUAUGAAUUCAGAGUGUUUGCUGAGAAUAUUGCUGGCUAUAGCGGCCCCUCUCCUACUUCUGACCCAUGCAAACCCUGCCGACCCAUCACAGUUCCACGUCCUCCGAUCAACCCCAAAGUUAAAGAUUAUAGCAAAACCACUGCUGAUCUGGUGUGGACCAAACCUUCUAAAGACGGAGGUAGCCCUAUCCUUGGCUACACAGUAGAAAUGAGGAAGGGUGAUGCAGAAGAAUGGAAAAAAGUUAAUCUUGAUGACUUUAUCAAGUUAUGUGCCUAUCAAGUAAAGGGUCUAGAAGAGGGUGUGACAUACAAGUUCAGAGUAUAUGCAUCCAACAUGGUUGGUGAUGGAGAGGCCAAAGAAAUCCCAGACUCAAUUGUUGCUCAGGAUAUUCUCAUCCCUCCAGAGAUUGAAAUGGAAGCAGCUUGUCGUGAGCGAGUUACUGUACGUGCUGGCCACAACAUCAACAUCAUUGGUUACAUCAAGGCUCGCCCCGAUGCUGAGGUCAUUUGGUCAAAGGAGGAGACAGUUUUGGAAAACAGCAAGCGUGUGACUAUCACUCAGAAUUUCCCUCUUGUUCAUCUAAAAAUAAAAGAAGCUACAAGAGCUGAUCAUGGCAAAUACACUCUGAAGGCUUCAAAUGAAGGUGGAGAAGCUUCCUGCACUAUUGUGGUUAAUGUGCUAGACAGACCAAGUCAUUGCCAGAACCUGCACACUACCUACGUCACCAAAGACUCAUGCAUGAUCAACUGGGACGUACCUGUGGACAAUGGUGGAUCUGAGAUAACUCAUUACAUUGUAGAAUGCCGUGAGCCAAGCAUUAGCAUGUGGUCCAUGAUCUCUUCCAGCUGCACAAAUCGCAAAAUUAAAGCCAAAUUGAUGGAAGGCCAUGAAUACUUGUUCCGCGUGUGUGCUGCCAAUAAAAUAGGACCUGGACCCAGUGUGGAAACCAAGACUCCUAUUCUUGCAGUUGACCGCAUUGAAAAGCCAGGUGAGCCAGAAAACUUCAGAGCAACAGAAGUUGGCAAGAACUUUGUCAACUUGAGAUGGCGAAGACCUGACUAUGAUGGUGGCAGCCCCAACCUCCAUUACAAUAUUGAAUCUAAAACCAAAGAUGCAGAAGAGUGGCAAAAACUUAACCCAAGUUCUCUAACUGACACUUUCUUCUUGGCUGACAAAUGUGUGGAAAACCAGACAUACACUUUCAGGGUUCAAACUGUGAAUGAAGGAGGGGAGAGUGCCUGGGUGAAACUUGCUGAUAUAGUGGUAAAGGAGGACCUCCAGAAGCCAGUCAUUGAUCUUAAGGUGGCUGGAACUGUGACCGUGAAGGCUGGAGAGUCUGUCAGGAUGGAAGCUGCCCUGAGAGGAAAACCCCAGCCUGAAGUGAAAUGGACAAAGGACAAAGCUGUAGGAGACAACCCCAGACUGAGUUAUGAAACUGGUCCAGACUACUCCAAAUUCCUUUUGACAAAAUCCAAACGCACAGACACUGGAAAGUAUAUCAUUACUGCUACCAAUGCUGCUGGUACUUUUACAGCAUAUGCUAAUGUUAAUGUCCAUGAUGUCCCUGGACCUGUACGUAACUUAAGAGUUACUGGUAUUGGAGCAGACAAAUGCAGAGUAGUGUGGGAUGGUCCUGAGGAUGAUGGAGGAUGCGAAGUGGACAGCUACAUAUUAGAGAAGUGCGAGACCAGGAGGAUGGUCUGGUCUACGUACUCUGCCUCUGUAGUUACACCAUACUGCAAUGUCACUCGCCUGGUGGAGGGCAAUGAGUAUAUCUUUAGGGUGAGGGCAGAGAACAAAAUGGGAACAGGCCCUGCCACUGAGAGCAAACCUGUUACUGUCAAGACACAAUUCAAUAGACCUGGACCUCCUGAUGCCCCUGAGGUUACAAAGGUCAGUAAAGAUGAAAUGACAGUGGUUUGGGCUCCUCCUGAGAAUGAUGGAGGAAAGUCCAUCACUGGCUAUAUCCUGGAGAGGAAGGAGAAAAGGGCAGUUCGCUGGGUGGCCUGCACCAAGAGUCCCAUUCCAGAGAGACGCAUGAAAGUUAGUAAUCUUAUACCAAACCAUGAGUACCAGUUCAGAGUAAAAGCUGAAAAUGAGGUUGGUCUUGGGGAUCCAAGCAAACCAUGCAGACCUGUGGCAGCCAAAGAUCCCAUCGAACCACCUGGCCCCCCUGCAUUCCUGAAAGUUUCAGACAGCACUAAAACUUCUAUCACCCUUUCCUGGUCAAAGCCCGUCUAUGAUGGUGGCGCACCAAUCAUUGGCUACAGCCUUGAUUUGAGGCUGAAAAGUGAAGCUGACCCUGAGAAGCCCACUGAGGGCUGGAAAAGAAUUGAUACCCAUGGCCCAUUAGUGCUCACAGAGUUCACAAUUGGACAGUUGGAUGAGAAGCAGGAAUAUGAGUUUAAGGUGUCUGCACAAAACCAAGUAGGCUGGGGACGCCACGCCUACCUGAGGGAAGCAGUGGCCCCCAAAGAGAUCCUAGAGGCUCCAGAAAUUGAACUAGAUGCCAGCUUGAGGAAAGGCCUGGCUGUUAGGGCUGGCUGUCCAAUCAGGUUAUUUGCCAUCAUAAGAGGAAGACCAGCCCCCAAGGUUACCUGGAAGCGCCUGGGAGUGGAUAAUGUGGUCCGCAGAGGUCAUGUUGACCAGGUCGACACAAUGUCUUUCUUGACCAUCCCUGAGAGCAGCAGAGAAGAUUCUGGGAAGUAUUCACUGACUCUUUCUAACUCAGCUGGAGAAAAGGCUGUAUUUGUCCGCGUUAAAGUUCUUGACACUCCUGGUCCGGUUGGUGGAUUAGAUGCAACCGAUGUUACUAAAACAACAGCUCAACUAUCCUGGUUGCCUCCAGAGAAUGAUGGUGGCAGCCCUAUUACCAGUUACAUUGUAGAGAAACGUGAGGUGGACAGAAAGACUUGGGCAAAAUGCAGUGAAGACCAGAAAAAGACUAGCUUUAAGAUUACCAACCUUACACCUGGAAUUGAAUACUACUUCAGAGUUAUGGCCUGCAACAAAUACGGUAUUGGAGUUCCUCAAGACUCUCCUAGAUCCUACUUGGCUGUUGACCCUAUCAGCGAACCUGACCCUCCGAAGAAGAUGGAUGUGCUAGAGAUCACUAAGAACAGUGCUACACUUGGCUGGCUCAAGCCACUUAGAGAUGGAGGGGCCAAAAUUAAUGGCUAUCUGGUUGAUUACCAGGAGGAAGGUGCACCUGAAGAUAAAUGGACACCAUACUCUGUGGUGAAAGAUUUAACAAUUGUGGUGGUUGGCCUGAAGGAAGGACAGAAGUACAAGUUCAGAGUGGCAGCCAGGAACUCUGUGGGAACUAGCUUGGCUCGAGAGGCAGAAGGAAUAUUUGAAGUCAAGGAGCAGCUCAUGCCACCAAAGAUCAUCAUGCACGACAUUGUGACAGUCAGAGCUGGGUCUAAGAUGGUUGUUGAGGCCAUUGUGGCAGGAAAACCCCCUCCACUCUGCAAAUGGAAGCAGGGAAAUGAGGAUGUGUUGACAUCUGACCGCCUCUCUGUGGUUAAGACACUCACAACCUGCACACUUAUCAUUAAGAAUGUGACCAGAAAGGACAGCGGAUACUACAGCCUUUCCGCUGAGAACAGCACAGGAAAGGUCAACCAGAUCCUCAAAGUCAUUGUCAUGGACAUCCCUGGACCUCCAGAAGCUCCCUUACAGAUCACAGAGUUGGAUAUAGAUGCCUGCACAUUGCUCUGGAACUCGCCACAGGAAGAUGGUGGCAGCAACAUUACUAACUAUAUUGUGGAGAAAUGUGACAUCAGCCAGGGAGACUGGGUCACAGUGUCUGCAUCCUGCACCAAGACCAGCUUUAGAAUGACUAAACUGACACCUGGAAAAGAGUACUGCUUCCGGGUCCGUGCUGAGAACAGAUUUGGUAUUUCUCAGCCUGUCUACUCUGAGAAGAUGACAGCCAGAUAUCCAUUUGAUCCUCCCAGUGAACCCCUAAACUUGCAAAUCAACAAGAUCUUCAAGGACUGUGUCAUCCUAUCGUGGGAGCGCCCCAGCAGUGACGGUGGCAGCCCCAUCACCGGAUACUGUAUUGAAAAGAAGGAGAGAAAUAGUCUUCUGUGGGUAAAAGCUAACGAGUCUGUUGUCAAAGCACUGCAGUACACUUGCACAGGUCUAAUUGAAGGCUUGGAGUACACCUUCAGAGUGUCUGCACUCAACCUGGCAGGACAAGGCAAACCUUGCAAACAAACUGAUCUGAUCACUGCCAGGACUGCUGUUGAUUCACCAGGUAAACCUGAGCCAAUGGAUGUAACCAAAAAUUCAGUUUCAUUGGUCUGGAGUCGUCCUGAACACGAUGGUGGCAGCAAGCUGAUUGGCUACUUUGUGGAAUACACCAAGCUUCCAGAGGAGAAGUGGAAUCGUUGCAAUGCUAACUGCAUGAAUAUUCAGACAGAAAGCUACGUGGUUACAGGCCUGGAAGAAGGUCAACAGUAUCAGUUUAGAGUCAUUGCCAAGACAGCUAUAAACAUCAGCCUGCCAUCUGAGCUGUCUGAUCCCAUCCCAGUCAUUGCACAAAACGUUCCUCCUCGUGUUGAACUGGGCAUCAAUAUGAAGACUCUGAUUGUAAUUAAAGCUGGAGAGAAUGUUGUCCUUGAUGCUGAAGUGUUUGGCAAGCCUUUGCCCAAAGUAAGUUGGAAAAAAGAUGGAGCACCUCUGGUUCUUGCAGAGGGAAUGAAGAUGGCCCAGAAAAAACAUGUCCACCUGCUGGAGCUCUACUCAGUUACUCGAAAGGAGACUGGAGACUACACCAUCACUGCUGAAAACAUGAACGGCUCCAAGUAUGCCACCAUUAAAGUAAAAGUGCUUGACAAACCCGGCCCUCCAGCCUCAGUGAAAAUUACUAAGGUGUUUUCUGACCGCAUCAAACUGCGCUGGGAGCCCCCAAUCGCAGACGGCGGAUCUGAAAUUACCAACUACAUCAUCGAGAAACGUGAGACCAGCAGGGCCAACUGGGCUCUGGUCACCUCCAACAUCCAUGGCCACAUCACCGACUGUUCAGUGGAGAAGCUCAUUGAGGGUCAUGAAUACGAGUUUAAAGUUAGUGCUGAAAACCAGUAUGGGGUUGGAGACCCCUGCAUGACUGAUGCAGUCAUGGUCAAGAACCCAUAUGAUGUUCCGGGACCAUGUGAACCACCAGUCAUCACUAACAUUACUAAGGACUCUAUGACUGUCAGUUGGAAGGCUCCAGCCAAUGAUGGCAAAGCACCUAUUUUGGGUUACUUGGUGGAGAAACGUGAGGCUACCGAGCUGUCCUGGGCAAAGGUGAAUCGCCGCCCUGUCAUUGACAGAACAAUUAAAGCUAUUCAGCUGACUGAAGGCUCAGAGUACGAGUUCAGAGUCAUCGCUUUAAACAAGGCUGGAUUGGGUAAACCCAGUGAUGCAUCCAAUGCUGCUCUGGCUGUCGACCCUGUCUAUCCUCCUGGCCCACCUGCAUUCCCCAAGGUAGUGGACUCUACCAAGAGCUCCAUUAGCCUUAGCUGGACCAAACCUGCCUAUGAUGGUGGCUGUGAGAUCAUUGGAUACCUUGUUGAGAGCAAGCGAGUUGAUGCUGAGGACUGGACCAAGUGCAAUGUUCCAAAAAAACUCCAGGCAACCAAAUUUGUGGUAACUGGCCUGAUGGAAAACAUUGAGUACCAGUUCAGAGUCAUUGCUGUCAACAAAAUUGGGUACAGUGAACCCAGCGAGGUCCCAGGAAACCAUAUGCCCAAGGACAUACUAAUUCCUCCAGAGGGUGAAUUGGAUGCUGACCUGAGAAAGGCUUUGGUUCUGCGAGCUGGUGUCACAAUGAGGCUGUAUGUCCCACUGAGGGGACGACCAGCACCAAAGGUGACAUGGACAAAGGUAGACGCCAACCUUAAGGACAGACAAGGCUUGCUGAUUAAGACGUCAGAAUGGGACACUCUACUGAUGAUUGAGGAUGUAAACCGUUAUGAUGCUGGCAAAUAUGUGCUUUCCCUUGAGAACAGCAGUGGUUCCAAGAACUACAUCAUCAUAGUAAAGGUUCAUGAUUCCCCUGGACCUCCUGUAAACCUGGUUGUGAAAGAGACUUCCAAAACCCAUGCCAGCAUCACUUGGGAACCCCCUCUGAUAGAUGGUGGCAGCCCAGUCAAGAACUACAUUGUAGAGAAACGUUUGGCCGAGAGGAAGGCCUGGACCUGUGUGUCUGCAGAAUGUCCAAAAACUUCCUUCAGAAUUACCAACCUCGAGUCAGGACAGGCAUACUGCUUCAGGGUGCUGGCUGAAAACACCUACGGCAUCGGAGAAGGGGUUGAAACUGCAGGAAGUGUCCGAGCUUCAGAACAACCAGGUCCAGUCACAGACUUUAAAGCACAGAAAACCACCAAGGAAUCUAUCACAUUGGGAUGGAAGAAGCCCAUCAGUGAUGGUGGAAGUCAUGUUAGUGCAUACAUCCUAGAGCAGAAUGAAGGCGAGGAAAAAUGGAAGCAGAUCAUGAAGGGCAAAAACACCUCACAUGUAGUUGGGGAGUUAACAGAGGGAAAAGAGUAUCAAUUCAGGAUCAAGGCCCUCAAUGAGUCUGGAGAGGGACCACCAACUGAGCUCACAGCAGUAGCCAAGGACCAGUUUGUGCUACCCGACUGCAACUUGAGUAAUAUACAUGAUGGUUGCUGCACUGUGAAGGAGGGAAGCACCACACGCAUCAAUAUUCCAGUAUCUGGUAUUCCUUACCCUUCUGUCAUCUGGAAGAAAGGUGACAUGGUGCUCGGGGAUACCGGCAGAAUGUGUGUGGAGGCCUCCCCUGGAGUUACCACCCUUCUUCUCAGAGACUGCCAGAGAGCUGAUGCCGACACUUUCACAAUUGUAGCCAAAAACAGUGCAGGUUUGAAGGAAUGCAAGUUCCAGCUAAAGGUGGUUGGAAAACCUGGUAUCUGCACUGGACCCAUUCAAUUUAGUGAAAUCACGGCAGACGGAAUUACUCUGGAGUGGGGACCACCUACAGAUGAUGGAGGUGCAGAGGUGUCUAACUAUAUUGUGGAGAAGAGGAGGACCACGGACAACAAGUGGGCCACAGUGGCUUCAGCCAUUCAAAAGACCACCAUGAGGGUGAUUAGACUCCAUGAUGGUGUGGAGUACAUCUUUAGAGUGUUUGCUGAGAAUAAGUAUGGGGUUGGAGAUUAUUUAAGGUCUGAUCCAGUCAUCGCUCAGCAUCCCUUCCAUGUGCCUGAGGCACCAGCUCCUCCACAGAUUGUAACCAUCCGCCAUGAGUCAGCAAUUCUAAUUUGGACCGAUCCCGCAGAUAACGGUGGCUCUGCUAUUACUGGAUAUCAUAUCGAAUUUAAGGAGAGGAACAGUCUGAUGUGGAAACGUGCCAGUAAGACUCCUCUAAGAGUGAAGGAAUGUAGAGUUACUGGGCUGAUAGAGGGGCUAGAAUAUGAGUUCAGGGUGAUGGCCCUGAACGUGGCUGGCCUUGGAAAAGCAAGUAAAGUCACUGAGACUGUGGUUGCUCUUGAUCCUAUUGAUCCUCCUGGAAAACCAGAAGUUAUCAAUGUUACCAGAAACACAGUCACACUAAUUUGGACAGCUCCCAAAUAUGAUGGUGGCUACAAACUGACUGGGUACAUGGUGGAGAAGCUAGAGGCUGAUGGGAAAGCCUGGACAAAGGCCAACCAUGUCAACAUUCAGGGUUGUGCCUUCACUGUCACCGACCUAACAGAAGGAUCCCAAUAUCAAUUCAGAAUAAGGGCCAAGAAUGCAGCUGGUGCUAUUAGUGAGCCUUCAGAUUGUACAGAGUUCCUAACCUGCAAGGAUGAGUACGAACCUCCAUCUAUCACUAUUGACCCAGGCAUGAAGGAUGGUGUCUCAGUCAGGGCUGGAGAUACAAUUGUUGUUUCUGCUUCUAAGAUUGUAGGUAAACCGCCCCCAACUACUUUCUGGUCCAAGGGAGGUCGGGAGUUCAAGAACUCUGACACCGUCACUAUCACCAGCACCCCCACCACUUCAACUCUAGCUAUUAAGUAUGCAAGUAGAAAGAACACUGGAGAGUACACCAUCACUGCUAGCAACCCUUUUGGUAUUAAAGAAGAACACGUUAAAGUGAAGGUACUAGAUGUACCUGGACCACCAGGUCCCAUUGAAGCAAGUAAUAUUUCAGCAGAGAAGUGUACUCUGACCUGGCUUCCACCAGAAGAAGAUGGAGGAAGCUCUAUAAAGUCCUACAUCCUUGAAAAGAGAGAAACUAGUCGCCUACAGUGGACCAAGCUGGCAGAAAAUGUUAUGGACUGCCGAUAUGUAGCCGCAAAACUGAUCAAAGGCAACGAGUACAUCUUCCGAGUGCAAGCUGUGAACCAGUAUGGCAUCGGAGACUCAAGCCAAUCGGGUCCAGUCAAAAUGGUUGAUAGUUUUGGCCCACCAGGUCCACCCUCAAUCCCAGAGAUUGAUAAUGUCAGCAGGAAUUCAAUCACCAUUUCAUGGAAGAGACCAGCAAAUGAUGGUGGCUGUGACAUUAGAGGAUAUUCCGUGGAGAGAAAAGAAAGAAAAGGCCUAAGAUGGGUCAGAGCCCAUAAAAGGUCAGUCCCUGACCUCCGCUUUAAGGUGCAAGGCCUGACUGAGGGAGUCGAGUAUGAGUUCAGGGUCACUGCUGAAAAUAAAGCUGGAUUUGGGGAGCCAAGUGAGCCAUCGCGCCCAGUGAUGACAAAAGAUAUUGUUUAUCCCCCUGGUCCUCCAUCCAAUCCAAGAAUUACAGACACCACAAAAACCACAGCUACUUUUGCCUGGGGCCGGCCCCACUAUGAUGGAGGUCUUGAAGUGGAAGGAUAUAUUGUUGAAUACAAGAAAGAUGGUCAUGAUGACUGGGAAACAGAAACACAGUACCCAGUGAAAAUUACAGAAUAUGUAAUAGGUAAACUUCAAAAAGGAGGCAAAUACCACUUUAGAGUCUGUGCCAUAAACUCUGAGGGAGUGGGUGAGCCUGCAGAGGUUGAAAAGGUAACUGAAUUAGUGGAUCAAGAAACACUGCCAGACUUUGAACUUGAUGCUGAGCUCAGAAGAACUUUGGUGGUGAGAAGCCGUUCUUCAAUUCGUAUGUUUGUCCCAAUCAAAGGCCGUCCUGUUCCAGAAGUAACUUGGAGCAAAGAUGAUACAAACCUGAAAGUCCGUGCUCAUAUUGACAACACAGAAUCUUACAGUCUACUUGUUAUCCCUGAAUGCAACAGAUACGAUGCUGGAAAGUAUAACCUUUGUUUGGAAAAUGUUGCUGGUAAGAAAACUGGUUUUGUCAAUGUAAGGGUUCUGGACACACCAGGUCCACCAGUCAACCUCAAACCAAGAGAAGUGACAAAGAACAGUAUCACUCUUCAGUGGGAAAUCCCAAUAAUAGAUGGUGGUUCUAAGAUCCAUAACUACAUUGUCGAAAAGAGAGAAGCCACCAAAAAAGCAUACACAGUGCUCAGCACCACAUGGCAAAAGUGCUCUUUCAAAAUCCCAGAUCUUGAGGAGGGGGCUUACUAUUACUUCCGUAUUUCUGCUGAAAAUGACCUCGGAGUUGGAGAGCCUGCAGAAACCCCAGAGCCUAUCAGGGUGUCCCAAGCUCCUUCUGCACCAGAAAACUUGUAUGUUACAGAUGUAACUGCAGACAGUGCAAACCUGACAUGGACCAAACCCCUCCAUGAUGGUGGAAGCUUGAUUACCGGAUAUGUCAUUGAAGCUCAAAAGAAAGACUCUGAACAGUGGGUCCAUGUGGGCACCAUCAAGGCUUUGGAUUUCACAGUAACAGAUCUGACUGAGGGUGCUGAGUAUACCUUCCGUAUAAUUGCUGUCAAUGCAUCAGGUAGGAGUGAUCCUCGUGAAAGCAGGCCCGCUGUUAUCAGGGAACAAACAUCCUCACCUUCAUUUGAUCUUCGGGGUGUGUACCAGAAGACCGUCAUCGUCAAAGCAGGGGAUCGCGUGAAAGUGGAGAUUCCAGUGCUGGGUAAACCAAGGCCUGUUGUUUCCUGGAAGAAAGGUGAUAUGGUUCUCAAGGAGACCCAAAGAAUCAAUACAGAAACCACACCAACAUCAACUAUUCUCAACAUCAGUGAAAUCAAAAGAACUGACGAAGGAGAGUAUUCUGUCACUGGAAAGAAUUUGCUAGGUACACUAACAGAAACAAUCACAGUUCUGGUCCAUGACAUUCCAGGUCCUCCAGUUGGUCCUAUAAAGCUGGAUGAAGUCUCAUGUGAUUAUGUUCUAAUGUCUUGGGACCCACCAGAGAAUGAUGGAGGUGUUCCCAUCAACAAUUAUAUUGUUGAGAUGCGGGAAACAACUGGUACUUCAUGGGUGGAGCUGGCAGCAACUGUAAUCCGCACCACUUUCAAGGCAGUCCGACUCACAACUGGAACCCAAUAUCAGUUCCGUGUCAAAGCUCAAAACAGAUAUGGUAUUGGACCAUGUAUCACCUCAGAACCUGUAUUUGCUGCAUAUCCAUUUGAUGUGCCUGGCCAGCCUGGUAUUCCAGUGGUCACAUCUUUUAACAAGGACUCUAUGAUUCUAAGUUGGAAUGAGCCUUCAUCUGAUGGAGGCAGUCCCAUUCUGGGAUAUCAUGUGGAUAGGAAAGAGAAAAAUAGCAUUCUGUGGCAACGGGUCAGCAAAGCUCUCGUUGUUGGGAAUAUCUUCAAAUCUGUUGGCCUUGUUGAUGGUAUUGCAUAUGAACAUCGUGUCAUUGCUGAAAAUAUGGCUGGUCUAAGCAAACCUAGCAAACCAUCUGAGCCUAUGUAUGCUUUGGACCCAGUUGAACCACCAGGCAGACCAGUAGCUCUGAACAUUACCAGACAUGAGGUGACACUAUCCUGGACAAAACCAGAAGGGGAUGGUGGAUUUUCUAUUACAGGAUACCAGGUAGAGAGGAGAGAAAUGCCCAAUGGACGUUGGCUCAAAGCAAAUUUCAAUAACAUUCUGGAAACUACAUACACAGUUAGUGGUCUCACUGAAGAUGCAAUAUAUGAGUUCCGUGUCUUUGCGAGAAACUCUGCUGGUGCUGUUAGUGCUCCAUCUCAGCAGUCAGAGCCAAUCACAUGCAGAGAUGACAUUGAUGAGCCAAGACUUGAUAUUGAUGCAUCCUAUAGCAGCAAUGUUGUGGUAAUGGCUGGAGAGAUUUUCAAGUUGGAAGCCAGUGUAACUGGUAGGCCCAUCCCAUCACUGGUAUGGACUAAAGAAGGGAAAGAGCUUGAAGACACGGGCAAGCUGGAAAUAAAAACAUCAGACUUUCACACAACUCUUAUAAACAAAGAUUCACUGAGGAGAGAUGGUGGUGCUUUCACUCUAACUGCUAGCAAUCCUGGUGGCUUUGCCAAGUUUACCUUUAAUGUCAAGGUGCUUGACAGACCAGGACCACCAGACUCCCUCACUGUUACAGAUAUCACUGCAGAAAAAUGUGUGCUUAACUGGCUUCAUCCUGCACAUGAUGGUGGAGCCAAAAUUGAGUAUUUUAUCAUUCAGAGGCGUGAAACCAGUAGGUUGGCAUGGACAAAUGUGGCAACAGACCUUCAAGCUAACAGGUUUAAGGUCACCAAGCUUCUUAAGGGUAAUGAGUACAUUUUUAGGGUCAUGGCUGUUAACAAGUAUGGUGUAGGUGAACCUGUAGAGUCUGUUCCUGUCAUAUGCACAAAUCCCUAUGUUCCCAGUGACCCACCAUCACAGCCGGAGGUUACUACAAUCACCAAAGACUCAAUGGUUGUGUGCUGGGAGCGCCCUGAACAUGAUGGAGGAAGUAGAAUUAAUACAUACAUAAUUGAAAGAAGAGAUAAGACUGGCCUGCGCUGGGUAAAGUGUAAUAAAAGGACUGUAACAGACUUGCGUUACAAGGUUUCUGGGCUCACACUGGGGCAUGAAUAUGAAUUUAGAAUUUUUGCUGAGAAUAACGCUGGUUUAAGCCAGCCCAGUCCUUCCAGUCCUUUCUACAAGGCAGUAGAUACAAUCUUCCAGCCUGGACCCCCAGGUAAUCCUAGAGUGCUGGACUCAACCAAGUCUUCCAUUACUCUUGCCUGGAAUAAGCCCGUCUAUGAUGGUGGUUCUGAAAUCACUGGAUACAUUGUGGAGACUUGCCUACCUGAGGAGGAUGAGUGGACAAUUCAGACUCCAAGGAAGGGAUGGACAGCCACUUCCUUUACCAUCACUAACCUGAAGGAAAACCAAGACUAUAAAAUCAACAUUUGUGCAACAAAUUGUGAAGGAGUGGGAGAGCCUGCAGCUGUUCCUGGAACACCAAAGGCUGAGGACAGAUUACUUCCUCCAGAAAUUGAACUUGGAGCUGAGCUGCGAAAGGUGGUGUGCAUCAGAGCCUGUAGUACACUCAGACUAUUUGUUCCAAUCAAGGGCAGACCAGCACCUGAAGUGAAAUGGUCAAGAGAGCAUGGGGGAUCCCUUGAUAGAGCCAACAUUGAAAUUACACCAUCAUUUACCACUCUCCAGAUAGACAAUGUUGACAGGUUUGAUGGUGGUAAAUACAUGCUGACUAUAGAGAACCCAUCAGGAAGUAAGACAGCCUUUGUUAAUGUAAGGGUGCUAGAUACUCCUGGAGCACCUCAGAAUCUUAUUAUUAAGGAGGUCACCAAAGACUCAGUUUCUCUGGUUUGGGAUGCACCUCUUAUUGAUGGGGGUUCGAGAGUGCGCAACUACAUUGUGGAAAAACGAGAGUCAACCAGGAAAGCUUACUCAACAGUUUGUGCUAGCUGCCAUAAGUCAAGUUGGAAAAUUGGAGAAUUGGAGGAAGGAAAACUGUACUCUUUCAGAAUUCUGGCUGAAAACGAAUUUGGUAUUGGCCUACCAGUUGAGACUCUUGAACCAAUUAAGGUGUCAGAAAAACCUCUACCACCAGGAAAAGUGUCCCUCCUUGAAAUCACCAGCACCACUGUAACACUGACAUGGGAAAAGCCAGACCACGAUGGUGGAAGUAGAAUAACAGGGUAUAUUGUUGAGAUGCAGGGUAAAGGAAGUGACAAGUGGACCCAAGUCAUGGUAGUUAAGAGCAAUGAGGCUCAUGUAACAGGGCUCACGCAGGGAGAAGAGUAUAACUUUCGCAUUUCAGCCACUAAUGAAAAAGGUGUUAGUGACCCACGUCCUCUCAGCGUUCCCGUUGUGGCUAAAGAUCUGACAAUUUCUCCAACAUUCAAAUUGCUUUUUAGCACAUUCAGUGUCUUAGCAGGAGAUGACCUUAAGAUAGAUAUUCCAUAUGCUGCCCAUCCUAAAGCUACUGUAACUUGGCUAAAAGGUGGUGUUAGUCUAAAGGAAACAACAAGAGUUAAUGCUCAAGCUACAGAUCGAAACAUUUUCCUGGUUAUCAAGGAAGCUUGCAGAGAAGAUGUUGGCACAUACACCAUUAAAUUAACUAACAAUGCUGGAGAGGCAACAACAGAUAUCAGCGUUGUUGUAUUAGAUAAGCCUGGAUCACCAACUGGCCCAAUCAAAAUGGAGGAGGUCACUGCUGAUAGUGUAGUUUUGUCAUGGAAUGCACCCCAAUAUGACGGUGGUUGUGCCAUCAACAACUAUAUCGUUGAGAAGAGAGAUACAUCCACCACCAACUGGCAGAUUGUUUCAGCGACUGUUGCCAGAACCACGAUCAAGGCUGCCCGUCUAAAAACUGGAUCUCAAUACCAGUUUAGGAUUGCAGCAGAAAAUCGAUAUGGCAAGUCAUCAUUCCUGUUAUCUGAGACUAUUGUAGCUCAGUUUCCAUUUGAGGUGCCAAGUUCACCACGCUCUGUUGUGGUUCAGUCAGCCACCAAAGAGAGCAUGGUAGUUGUGUGGGAGAAACCCAGCAAUGAUGGCGGAAGUAAAAUUCUAGGAUAUCAUUUAGAACUCAAAGAGAAGAACAGUAUACUGUGGGUGAAGCAAAACAAACAAGUCAUCCCUGAUACCAGAUUCAAAGCAGUUGGCCUAGAGGAAGGAAUUGAAUAUGAGUUCAGAGUUUAUGCUGAGAACAUAGUAGGCCUCAGCAAAGCCAGCAAAGUAAGUGAAAUACAAGUAGCCAGAGAUCCUUGUGAAAGGCCAGGAAAACCUGAAGCUGUUAUUGUGACAAGAAAUCAAGUCACACUCAGAUGGACCAAACCUGAGUAUGAUGGUGGAAUCAAGAUCACUGGUUAUGUGGUGGAGAAGAAGGAGGCCAGUGGUCGCUGGAUGAAGGCCAGUUUCACAAACAUUAUUGAGACUGAAUUUGUUGUCACGGAACUUACUGAAGAUCAGAUUUAUGAGUUUCGUGUUAUUGCUAGAAAUGCUGCUGGAGUUUUGAGCCAGGCCUCUGACUCCACUGGACCUAUCACUGCUAAAGAUGAGGUGGAUCCACCCAAAAUUGACUUGGAGGCUAAAUACUCCCAGGCUGUGGUACUAAAUGCUGGUGAGACAUUCAGACUUGAAGCAUCUAUUUAUGGCAAGCCUGUUCCCACCAUUCACUGGUUGAAAGAUGGUCACGAGAUCACUGAAGCAGCUCGAAUAGAAAUUCAUAACACAAAUUUUACUGCUUGCCUGAUUUGCAAAGAAGCUAUCCGUGUUGAUGGAGGCCAGUACACUAUACUAGUAAAAAAUGUUGGUGGAGAAAAGUCUGUUAACAUAAAUGUCAAGGUCCUGGACAGACCAGGUCCACCAGAGGGUCCAAUCUCUAUUUAUGGAGUCACCAAUGAGAAGUGUUCAAUUUCUUGGAAACCCCCCUUGCAAGACGGUGGAAGUGAUGUGUCUCAUUACAUUGUGGAGAGAAGGGAAACCAGCAGACUUGUUUGGACUGUAGUUGAAUCAAAAGUGCAGACACUAAACCUGAAGAUUACUAAACUUCUUCCAGGAAAUGAGUACAUCUUCAGAGUAAUCCCAGUCAAUAAAUAUGGAGUCGGUGAGCCUCUUGAAUCUGAUCCAAUGAUUGCUAGAAAUCCAUUUGUUGCUCCAAGUCCACCGACUGAAGUGGAGGUUUCAACAAUCACCAAGGACUCCAUGGUUGUGACAUGGGAACGUCCCUCUAAUGAUGGAGGUAAUCCCAUCCAAGGAUAUGUUGUUGAAAAACGGGAUAAGGACGGUGUGAGAUGGACCAGGUGCAAUAAGCGCAAUGUGAGUGAGCUCCGCUUUAGAGUAACAGGACUCCUUGAGAACCAUAGUUAUGAAUUUAGGGUUUCUGCUGAAAAUGCUGCAGGAGUUGGUACACCAAGCAAGGCCACAAUAUACUACAAGGCUCUAGAUCCAAUCUUCAAACCAGGUCCGCCAAAUAAUCCCAAGGUAUUGGACACCUCUAGGUCCACAGUUACUCUAACAUGGGGAAAACCUAUCUAUGACGGUGGCUGUGAGAUUCAGGCCUAUAUCGUUGAAGCUUGUAAUGGAGCAUCUGAUGAAUGGUUUAUGUGCACACCUCCCACUGGAAUCACUGAAACUACAUUUACAGCAAAAAAGCUUCUUGAGAAGCAUGAGUACCAGUUUAGAGUGUGUGCAAUAAACAAAGUUGGAGUUGGUGAGCAUGCUGAUGUGCCUGGAAAAAUUCUUCUUGAGGAGAAACUUGAGCCUCCUGAUCUUGAAUUGGAUGCUGAUAUGAGAAAAAUGAUCAAUAUCAGAGCAGCAUGCACUCUCAGACUUUUUGUGCCUGUGAGAGGUCGGCCAGCACCUGAAAUAAAGUGGGGAAAAGCUGAAGGGGAAAUUAAGGAAACAGCCCAAAUAGACAAUACAGGCAACUAUGCUUCUCUUGUAAUAGAGAAUGUUGACCGCUUUGACAGUGGAAAGUACACUUUGACGGCUGAAAAUGCAAGUGGAGUAAAGUCUGUCUUCAUUAGUGUAAGAGUCUUGGACUCCCCCAGUCCACCCACUAAUUUCAUGGUAAAAGAGAUUACUAAGAACUCUGUCACUCUCACAUGGGAACCUCCUCUCCUUGAUGGUGGCUCAAAGAUUAAGCAUUAUAUUGUGGAGAAACGAGAGAGCACUAGAAAAGUUUAUUCUCCUAUCACUACCUGCAACAAGAUGUCGUUGAGAGUUGACUCCUUACCAGAGGGUGGAAUAUUUUUCUUCAGAGUAUUAGCUGAAAAUGAGUAUGGUGUGGGGCUUCAAGCUAAAACAAUUGAGCCAAUCAAAAUAUCUGAAAAACCUCAACCACCUGGAAAAGUAAGUCUAGUUGAUGUUAGUCGUAGUAGUGUGUCUCUAAAAUGGGAGAAACCUAUACAUGAUGGUGGUAGUAGAGUCAGUUACUAUGAAGUGGAAAUGGCUCCAAAGGACAGUGACACAUGGUCUUUGUGUGCCAGUGUAAAGAGCUUAGAGACCACAGUGGCCAGUCUUCUCCAAGGAGAGGAAUACCAGUUCAGAGUUGUUGCUGUAAAUGACAAAGGCAAAAGUGAUCCAAGACAACUAGCCCAUUCAGUUGUGGCAAAGGAUCUUACAAUUGAGCCUUCUGUUCGACCCAAAGCAAGUACCUACAGUGUUCAGGUAGGGUAUGAUCUUAAAAUAGAAGUUCCAAUUGCUGGUCAUCCAAAACCAACUAUCACCUGGACAAAGGAUGGCACAGCCCUUAAGCAGACGACCAGAGUAAAUGUCACUGACUCAGCACAUCACACAACUCUCACCAUUAAGGAUGCCACCAGAGAAGAUGGAGGCAUGUACUCUAUCAACGUUGCUAAUUCUCUUGGUUCCAAAGAUGCAACUGUGGAGGUGAUCACCCUGGAUAAACCAGGCCCACCAACAGGCCCUGUUAAAAUGGAGGAUAUUAGUGCUGAGAGUGUUACCCUGAUUUGGGAACCUCCCACAUACACAGGUGGAUGUCCAAUUUCCAAUUAUGUGGUGGAAAAAAGAGACACAACUACAACUAAUUGGGUAGUUGUAUCAGCCACAAUUGCAAGAACCACAUUAAAAGUGGCUAACCUGAAGACUGGUGCGGAAUACCAGUUCAGAGUUUUUGCAGAGAACAGAUAUGGAAAGAGUUACGGAAUUGAUUCAGAGCCUGUUGUGGCACAGUAUCCAUUCCAAGAGCCAGGCCCUCCAGGGACACCAUUUGUGUCCUCAUACACUAAAGAUUAUAUGGUAGUUGAGUGGCAUAAACCACCAUCUGAUGGAGGAAGUGCCAUUUUGGGUUACCAUUUGGAGAGGAAAGAGAAAAACAGUAUUCUUUGGACCAAGAUUAACAAAAUGCUGAUCCAAGACUGCAAAUUCAAGUCAACCCCUCUUGAGGAGGGCAUUGAGUAUGAGUAUAGAGUGUAUGCUGAGAAUAUUGUUGGUAUAGGAAAAUGCAGUAAAACAUCAGAAGGAUAUGUUGCAAGAGACCCUUGUGAUCCUCCAGGUCAACCUGUGACUGUGAUUGUGACAAGGCAUUCAGUAAAACUAAGAUGGACCCCUCCAAUGUAUGAUGGUGGAAGCCUUGUUACUGGCUAUAUAGUAGAGAAACGUGACCUUCCAGAAGGUAAAUGGAUGAAAGCUAGCUUUGCAAACAUCAUUGAGCAUGAAUUCACAGUUACUGGCCUUCAAGAGGACAAUAAAUAUGAUUUUAGGGUGAUUGCAAAGAAUGCAGCUGGUGCUGUGAGUAAGCCUUCUGAGACCACAGGAUCUAUAACAGCCAAGGAUGAAGUUGAACCGCCAAAAUGUGAAACAGAUCCAAUUUACAACCAAACCAUUAUCAUAAAUGCAGGAGAGACAUUCACUUUUGAAGCCAGUGUGGAAGGAAAGCCUUUCCCAACAGCUCAGUGGUUCAAGGGAAAUUUCGAAGUUGAAAACUCUGCAAGAGCCGAGAUCAAAAACACAGAUUUUAAGGCUAUUCUUGUUGUCAAAGAUGCUAUCAGAGUGGAUGGUGGGCAGUACACAUUGGUUCUGACCAAUGUGGCUGGAACAAAAACUGUUCCAUUUAGUGUUAAGGUUCUGGAUAGACCAGGCCCUUCAGAAGGACCCCUAACAAUCAGCAAUGUGACUGAGGAGAAGUGCUCAUUGUCAUGGCUUCCACCCAGACAUGAUGGAGGUGCAAGUAUUUCUCACUACGUUAUUCAAAAGAGAGAAACCAGUCGUUUGGCUUGGACAGUAGUCUCCAGCGAGUGUAAAGCUACCAUGUUCAAGGUUACCAAAUUAUUAAAAGGAAAUGAAUACAUCUUCAGAAUAAUGGGUGUCAACAAAUAUGGAGUGGGCGAGCCUCUUGAAUCGGCACCUGUUGUGAUGAAAAAUCCAUUUGUUCCUCCAGGCCCACCUAAUGAACUUGAAAUCACUAACAUUACAAGAGACUCCAUGACGGUUUGUUGGAACCGUCCUGACACCACAGGUGGCAGUGAUAUUGUUGGCUACAUUGUUGAGAAAAGGGAUAGAGCUGGAGUGAGGUGGACCAAGUGCAACAAACGCAGAGUCACAGACUUGCGUUUCAGAGUAACAGGGUUAACUGAAGACCAUGACUAUGAAUUUAGAGUGUCAGCUGAGAAUACAGCUGGAGUGGGCCUACCAAGCCCAGUCACACCCUACCUCAAAGCCUGUGACCCAACAUUUGAACCAGGUAGUCCAACUAAUGUCCAUUUGGUUGACACCACAAAAGACUCAAUCUGUGUGGCUUGGCAAAGGCCUAUCUAUGAUGGUGGUUGUGAGAUUCAAGGAUAUGCUGUUGAAAUUACCAAGGCUGAUGAAGAGGAAUGGAUAAUAUGCACACCAUCCACUGGUAUAAAUAGUACAAAGUUUACUAUCAAAAAGCUAAUAGAACACCAAGAAUACAAAAUUCGUGUUUGUGCCAUUAACAAGCUUGGUAUUGGAGAGCCCACAGAACUUCAAGGAGUUGUUAAACCUAUGGAUAAGAUUGAGCCCCCAGAGGUGAUGCUGGAUUCAGAGCUUAGGAAAGGAAUUGUGGUGAGAGCAGGAGGAUCUAUGAGAAUCUAUAUUCCUUUUAAAGGUCGUCCCACCCCUCAAAUAAGUUGGGCUAAGGAAGAUGGUGAGCUCCCCAGUAAAGUUCUGAUUGAAACUGGUGAGAACUACUCACAGCUUUCCAUUGAAAUAUGUGACAAAUUUGAUGCUGGAAAAUACAUAAUUAAUUUAGAGAAUAGCGCUGGCACCAAAUCUGCUUUUGUCUCGGUUAAAGUUCUGGACACCCCAGGGCCUCCCUUACAGCUAGUAGUUAAAGACAUAAAGAGAGAAAGUGUUACCCUGACCUGGGAGCCACCAAUUAUUGAUGGUGGUUCAAGAAUAAAGAACUACCUGGUUGAAAAACGUGAAUCCACAAGGAAAGUGUUUUCUAAUGUGGACAACAAAUGCACAAAAACAAGUUAUCGUGUCACUGGUCUAACUGAGGGAACUAUAUACUAUUUCAGAGUAUUGGCAGAGAACGAGUUUGGUAUUGGUCAGCCAAUUGUGACAGAACAACCAGUUAAAGCCUCUGAGCCACCCCUGCCUGUUGGUAAAAUCACAUUGACUGAAGUAACAAAAACAACCGCUUCACUAUCUUGGGAGAAACCAGAUCAUGAUGGAGGAAGCAGAAUCAUUGGCUACUAUAUUGAAAUGCAACCUGUAGGCUCAGAGGAAUGGGUGUUAGCUGCCACAACCAAAACGUGUGAUGGCACUGUUGCUGGCCUACGUGCAGGACAUGAAUACUUAUUUAGAGUGUUAGCUUUUAAUGAAAAGGGCAAAAGUGACCCUAGAGCUUUGGCUGCACCAGUGACUGCUAAAGAUAUUUCUAUUGAGCCAAGUUUCAAAUUAAGAUUCAACACUUACAGUUUACAGCAAGGUGAGGAUCUAAAGAUUGAGAUUCCAGUACUUGGCCGCCCCGUACCAAAAGUGGAAUGGAAAAAAGAAGGACAAGCAAUUAAAGAAACAACAAGAUUGAAUGUCUUGAGCACAUCAUCAUCUACUAAACUGGUCAUCAAAGAUGCAAAUAAGGAAGACUCUGGAAAAUACAGUGUCACAGCCACAAGUAGCAUUGGAACAGUUACAGAGGAGAUUAUUGUUAUCAUACUUGAUAAACCUGGGCCACCCACUGGGCCUGUUAAAAUUGAAGAGGUAAGCUGCAAUUAUGUGGUGCUCUCCUGGGAGCCACCAGAGUAUACUGGGGGAUGUCAAAUUAACAACUACAUUGUUGAAAAGAGGGACACAACCACCACAAAUUGGCAGAUUGUAUCUGCUACGAUUGCAAGGACAACCAUUAAAGUCACCAAGCUCAAAACUGGUGUUGAAUAUCAGUUUAGAGUCUGUUCUGAAAAUAGAUAUGGAAAAAGUUCUCCCAUUGUCUCUUCGGCUGUUAUUGCUCAGUAUCCAUUUAGUGUGCCUGCAGCCCCUGGAACACCAAUCACUACAGCUGCAACUAAGGAUAACAUGGUUGUUGAAUGGAAACCUCCAAGUGACAAUGGCGGCAGUCCCAUCAUUGGUUAUCAUCUGGAGAGAAAGGAAAAAAAUAGUCUUUUGUGGAGUAAACUGAACAAGCUUUUAAUUCCAGAGGCACGCUUCAAGACCACAGACCUUGAAGAAGGCAUUGAAUAUGAGUUCAGAGUUUAUGCAGAGAACAUUGCAGGUGUCAGUCCAGCCAGUAAAGUCUCAGAUGGUACAGUAGCCAGAGACCCAUGUGAUCCUCCAGGCACUCCUGAGGCUAUCGAAAUCACCAGAAACCAUGUAACACUCCAGUGGACCAAACCCCAGUAUGAUGGUGGUAGCAUAAUCACUGGCUAUUUGAUAGAGAGAAAGAAAUACCCAGAUACCCGCUGGAUGAAAGCCAGCUUCACCAACAUUAUUGAUACCCAGUUUACGCUUACUGGACUUACUGAGGACUGUGUUUAUGAGUUCAGAGUCAUUGCCAGGAAUGCUGCAGGAACUUUGAGUCAUCCAUCUGAGAGUACGGGACAAAUUACAGCUAAAGAUGAAAUUGAAGCACCAGAUGCUUUUAUGGAUUCAAAAUUUAAAGAUCUCACUGUUGUUAGUGCUGGUGACUCAUUUGAGAUUGAUGCUGACUACACUGGCAAGCCUCUCCCUGAAGUCAUAUGGUUAAAGGACGGCAAAGAAAUUGACAAAACCACACCAAGAAUGGAGAUCAAAACUACACUUACACGUACAAUCUUAACAGUCAAGGAUUGCAUUAGAGUGGAUGGUGGCCACUUUGUUCUCAAGCUUGUCAAUGUUGGUGGUGUCAAGAUGAUCCCAGUUAAUGUUAAAGUUCUUGACAGACCUGGUCCUCCAGAUGGGCCAUUAGAAGUUAAAGGGGUUAGGGCUGAGAAAUGUUAUCUGCAUUGGAACCAUCCUUCACAUGAUGGUGGAGCAAGUAUCUCUCACUAUAUCAUUGAAAAGAGAGAGACCAGUCGUUUGUCAUGGACUAUGGUUGAGCCCAAGAUCCAGGCAAUUAGCUACAAAGUUACCAAACUGCUUCCUGGUAAUGAAUACAUUUUUAGAGUUACUGCUGUAAAUAAAUAUGGAGUCGGUGAACCUCUGGAAUCAGAGCCUGUUAUUGCUCGUAACCCAUUCACUGUUCCCAGUGCACCCUCAACCCCAGAGGUCAGCGCUGUCACCAGAGACUCCAUAGUCCUUACCUGGGAAAGGCCUGAAGAAAAUGGAGGGGCUGAGAUUGAAGGCUACAUUCUUGAAAAACGGGACAAGGAUGGUAUCAGGUGGACCAAGUGCAACAAAAAGAGACUGAAUGACCUAAGAUUCAGAUGCACUGGUCUCACAGAAGGUCACUACUAUGAAUUUAGAGUCUCGGCUGAAAAUGCUGCUGGCAUUGGAAAGCCAAGUUCACCGACCGAGUACAUUAAGGCAUGUGAUGCCACAUAUCCACCAGGACCUCCAAGUAACCCUAAAGUCACCAAUCAUUCAAGCGGUACUGUUUCCUUGACCUGGUCAAGGCCUAUCUAUGAUGGUGGCGCUCCUGUUACAGGGUAUGUUGUUGAAAUGAAAGAGGCAGGAGAUGAUGAAUGGAUUGUCUGCAGUCCUCCCACCGGUGUUCAAAGCACUAACUAUACCGUAAAGAAACUGAAGGAAAAUGCUGAGUACAACUUCCGCAUAUGUGCUGCUAACUGUGAAGGAGUAGGGGAGCCUGUGGAUCUACCUGGGUCUGUGAUUGCUGCAGAGAAGGUCGAGGCUCCUGAGAUUGAACUAGAUGCUGACCUAAGGAAGAUGGUUAAUGUACGUGCCACUGCAACACUGCGUCUGUUUGUGACAAUUAAAGGAAAACCUGAACCUGAGGUGAAAUGGUCUAAGGCUGAUGACACUCUAAAUGAACGUGCACAAAUUGAUGUCACAAGCUCUUAUACAAUGCUGGUGAUUGAGAAUGUUGAUAGAUUUGACACUGGCAAAUACGUAGUGACCCUUGAGAAUCUAAGUGGCUCUAAAUCAGCAUUUAUUAAUGUGAGAGUUUUGGACUCUCCAAGUGCACCAACAAACUUGGAGGUCAAAGAUGUAAAGAGAAAUUCUGUUUCACUUUCUUGGGAGCCUCCUCUUAUUGAUGGCGGGGCUAAGAUAUCACACUAUAUUGUUGAGAAGAGAGAGCAGAAGAGAAUGGCUUUCACCAGUGUUUGCACCCACUGUGUAAGAAACUCUUACAUUGUGUCUGACCUACAAGAGGGAGGACGAUAUUAUUUCCGCGUGUUGGCUGUAAAUGAGCUGGGAGUGGGUCUGCCUGCUUUUACAGACCUAGUCAAGGUAUCUGAGGCCCCAUUGCCUCCCGGUAAAAUUGUUGUUGAAGAUAUAACUCGUCACAGUGUCACUCUUUCUUGGGAGAAACCUGAUCAUGACGGAGGUAGCAAAAUAACAAGCUACAUUGUAGAGAUGCAGCCAAAAGGAGAAGACAAAUGGACUUUGUGUAGUCAAGCUAAAGCACUAGAAGCCACUAUUGUUGGACUCACAACAGGAGAGGAAUACUCAUUUAGAGUCACUGCAGUAAAUGAUAAGGGUAAGAGUGAUGCUAAGGCUUUGGCUGCUCCUGUGGUAGUAAAGGACAUUACAAUGGAGCCCAACAUAAAUCUGCUAUUCAGCACAUACAGCGUCAAAGCUGGAGAUGACUUGAAGAUUGAUGUUCCAUUUAAGGCCAGACCCCAACCUGAAGUUUCCUGGAAAAAAGAUGGCCAUGCUCUUAAACAGACAACCAGGGUGAAUGUGGUCACUUCAAAGACAUCUUCCAAAGUAAUGAUUAAAGAUGCCAACAAAGAAGAUGUUGGAACAUAUGAGAUUUCAGUAACAAAUGCAAUUGGCACAAAAACAGCUGAAGUGUCUGUUGUAGUACUGGAAAAACCAGGUCCACCCAGCAACAUUAAGUUUGAUGAAGUUAGCGCAGAUUUUAUCUCUCUAUCCUGGGAUCCUCCAAUAUAUGAUGGUGGAUGCCAGAUUAACAAUUAUGUGGUGGAGAAAAGAGAUACUACCACAACAACAUGGCAAAUUGUCUCAGCCACAGUAGCAAGAACAUCUAUUAAGGUUACUCGGCUUUAUCAAGGAACAGAGUACCAAUUCCGUAUUGCAGCAGAAAAUCGUUAUGGCAAGAGUUCUGCAAUUGAUUCUGCUCCUGUUGUUGCUCAAUAUCCAUUUGAGCCCCCAGGUCCUCCAACCAAACUUCAUGUUGUCCAUGCAACUAAGAUUGGCAUGCUGGUGGCAUGGGGCAAACCAGCAAGUGACGGCGGAAGCCCAGUUAUUGGUUAUCACAUUGAAUGCAAAGAUCAAAGUAGCAUCCUUUGGACUAAAGUUAACAGAGGUCUGCUAACUGAAAACCAGUUUAAAAUGACUGGCAUUGAGGAGGGAUUACUGUAUCACUUCAGAGUAUAUGCUGAGAAUAUUGCUGGCAUUGGUCCGUGUACUAAGCCCUGUGAUCCAGUUGCAGCUAGAGAUCCAUGUGAGCCUCCACAUAACCUCAGAGUUACAAAUAUCACCAGGAAUUCAGUUUCCCUCUUUUGGAAUGCUCCAGAGUAUGAUGGGGGAGUAAAAAUAACUGGAUAUAUUGUAGAGAAUAGAGAGCUACCCAAUGGCCGCUGGCUGAAGUGCAACUUUGCCAAUUUGCAAGAUACUUACUUUGAUGUUACAGGCUUAGUAGAAGAUGUCCAGUAUGAAUUCCACGUUAUUGCUAAGAAUUCCGCCGAGCAGCUUAGUGUUCCAUCAGAAAGCACUGGUCCCAUCACAGUUAAGGAUGAUGUGGACCCUCCAGCUAUUAUAAUGGAAGACAAAUUCAGACAACUACUGGUCACCAAGGCUGGAGAGACAAUAAGAAUUGAUGCUGAGAUUACAGGGCGUCCUCUCCCAGUUAUUUCCUGGUCAAAGGAUGGAAAAGAAAUAGAGGCCAAGGCAAGGUGUGAAAUCACAUCUACUAAUUUCACAUCAACCCUCACUGUUACAGAUGCUAUCAGGAAAGAUUCUGGUCAAUACGUUCUUACUCUGCACAAUGUUGCAGGAACUAGAUCCAUGGCUGUUAACUGUAAAGUUCUGGACAGACCUGGUCCUGCCUCAGGACCUUUGUCAGUGUCUGGAAUAACAGCAGAGAAAUGUACCCUAACAUGGGGACCUCCUCAAGAGAAUGGGGGUGCUGAGAUCAUGCACUAUAUUGUGGAGAAACGUGAGACAAGUCGCCUAGCUUGGACUCUGGUCUAUGGUGACAUGAAGGCUACUACUUGCAAAGUGACCAAGUUGCUUAAAGGAAAUGAAUAUAUAUUUAGAGUCAGGGGAGUAAACAAAAAUGGAGAUGGUGAACCUUUGGAAAGUGAACCAGUAAAGGCCAUGGACCCAUUUACUGUGCCUGCAGCUCCCACAAGCGUCCAAGUCACUGCAAUUACUAGUGAUGCAAUGACAAUUUGUUGGGAAAGACCAGUGUCUGAUGGUGGUAGCAGUAUUUCUGGCUAUGUAAUUGAAAAGCGAGAGAAAACAGGCCUUCGUUGGUGCCGUGUUAACAAGAAGCCUGUAUAUGACCUAAGAGUCAAGGCCUCAAACCUUCGUGAGGGCUGUGAAUAUGAGUACAGAGUGUUUGCAGAGAAUGCUGCAGGGCUAAGUAAACCAAGUACCCCCUGUCCACUAACCAAGGCCGAAGAUCCACAGUUUCUGCCCUCUCCUCCUGCUAAGCCUAAGAUCAUUGACUCUACAAAGACCACGGUCACCUUGUCAUGGAACAAGCCACUGUUUGAUGGUGGUGCACCAGUAACUGGAUACAGAGUAGAGUACAGAAAGUCAUCUGAUGAUGAGUGGUUUAUUGCAGUCCAGAACACCAAGGCUACAGAAUUUACAGUUGUACGAUUGACACCUGGGAUUGAAUAUGUGUUUGUUGUCAAGUCCAUUAAUAAAAUAGGUGUUAGUGAGCCAAGCCCUGAGACAGACAAACAAAUUGCUAAAGAAAGACAGGAGGAACCUGUGUUUGACAUAAGCAAUGAAAUGAGAAAGACACUCAUUGUCAAAGACGGAAGCUCAUUUACGUUAAAAGUGCCAUUCAGAGGCAAACCCAUACCAAAUGUUUCUUGGGCUAAACCUGACAUUGACCUUAGGGUACGGGCUGUCAUUGACACAACUGACACUUUCACUUCAAUAACCCUUGAAAAAGCAACUCGCAAUGAUUCUGGAAAAUAUACCGUCACCUUAUCCAGUGUUGCUGGAACUUCAUCGUUGACACUGAAUGUCAGAGUGCUGGACUCACCUGGACCUCCUGCACAUGUGGAGGUCAAGGAAGUAACAAAAACCUCUGCCACAGUCACCUGGGACACUCCUGAGAAUGAGGGUGGAGGACCAGUCAAAAAUUACCUCAUUGAUUUCCGUGAGGCCAGCAGGAAAGGCUGGACUAGGUUGACUGACACAUGUCACAGACUGACUUACAAGGUGAUCAAUCUAAAAGAAGGAGAGGUCUACUAUUUCAGAGUGACAGGAGAAAAUGAGUUUGGGGUCGGUGUACCAGCAGAAACCAAGGAAGGAACCAAGAUUACAGAAAAGCCAAGCCCACCACCAAAGUUAGGGGUCACUGAUGUAACCAAAGAGAGUGUUGCCUUGGCCUGGGCAAAACCAGAACAAGAUGGAGGCAGCAGAGUCACUGGCUACUUUGUUGAAGCACUGGAAAAAGGCCAAGAAAAGUGGGUCAAAUGUGGUGCAACAAAGUUCACUCAUUUAACAGUUAGUGGCCUGAGGGAGAAUGCCGAGUACUUCUUCAGAGUCAGAGCUGAGAACCAUGCAGGACUCAGUGAUGUGAAAGAAAUGGUCAUCCCUGUCAUUGUCAAAGACCAACUUGAACCUCCUGAGAUCAACAUGAAAGACAUUGCUCACAACACAGUGUAUGUUAAAGCCGGUUCAACUAUGAAGUGCGAGAUCCCACUGACUGGUCGACCUUUACCAAAAGUCACUCUUUCCAAGGAUAACGUGCCACUCAAGUCAACAAUGAGGUUUAACUAUGAUGUUACUCCAGACAGUAUCAAAAUAAUUUUGCGUGAAAGUGUUGCUGGGGACACAGGGCGCUAUGACAUAACUGCUUCAAACUCUGGUGGAACCACCAAAUCCUUUGUUAAUAUUGUUGUUCUGGACCGCCCAAGUGCCCCACUUGGACCUGUUGAACUUUAUGAUGUUACUGAGGACAGUGUAAGCCUGAAGUGGCUCCCUCCAGCCUAUGAAGGCGGGAGCCCUAUCACUAACUACAUCAUCCAGAAAAGAGAGACAACUACAGCCAACUGGAUUGAUGUUUCUUCUGCUGUUGCUCGAUGCACCAUGAAGAUCAUGAAAUUGACUACUGGGCUGGAAUACCAGUUCAGAAUAAGAGCUGAGAACAGAUAUGGAAUCAGUGAUCACAUCGACUCACCUCCGGUUAAAGUUAGCCUCUCAUACACAAUUCCAGAGGCUCCAUCUGUACCAGAAAUUACUGGCGUAACCAAGGAGAGUGUCACAGUGGCAUGGAAGGAGCCUAAAUCAGAUGGAGGUAGCCACGUGUUUGGCUACCAUCUCCAAAUGAAAGACAAGAACAGCAUCCUGUGGCAGAAAGUUAGCAAAACAGUGAUCCGGGCUACACACUUUAAGGUCACGGACAUAAAUGCGGGGCUUAUUUAUGAGUUUAAAGUGGCAGCAGAAAAUGCUGCAGGGGUCAGUGAAUUCAGCAAGCUUUCCGAUGCAGUUUUGGCUAUUGAUGCAUGUGAGCCUCCCACUAAUCUCCGGAUCACUGACAUAACUAAGAACACUAUAAGCUUGGCUUGGGAGAAGCCAAACUAUGAUGGCGGAUCUCCGAUCACUGGUUAUAUGAUUGAAAAGAGAGAGGGAGCAAAUUCCAAGUGGUCCAAAGCCAACCUUACCAAUAUCACAGACACUCGCUUUACUGUAACUGGCCUCACUCAGGAUGAAACAUACGAAUUUAGAGUCAUGGCUAAGAAUGCAGUUGGCUCAAUUAGCAAUCCAUCUAUUACUGCUGGACCAGCAACAUGUGUAGAUACCUAUGGCACCCCAGAAAUUGAAAUACCACAAGAGUAUCUUAAUGAAGUCAAGUACAAAGCUGGCUCUGAUGUUGAACUCAAGUUUAAUAUAACAGCCAAACCUGCUCCCACGAUUGAGUGGUUUAGGGAUGGUAGAGAGCUUAAGCCCACCUCUCAACUCUCUUUCAAGCAUAAAUUUGAGUCUACCAGUAUAUUCUUAAAGGAAACUACACGCCUUAACUCUGGCACCUAUGAAGUGAGGGUCAAAAACUCUCUGGGAUGUGCAUGUGGAGUCGUCAGGCUGCUUAUUCAAGAUAAGCCAGGACCCCCUGCUGGAGAGAUUCAAUUUAAGAAAGUAACAGCUGACAAUGUCACCAUCAUGUGGUCCCCUCCUGAUGAUGAGGGUGGUGCAAUGGUAACUCAUUACAUCGUAGAAAAGAGGGAGACCAGCAGGGUAAUGUGGUCCAUUGUGUCAGAAAAACUGGUCGACUGUAUUGUGAACGUACCCAGACUAAUCCAAGGCAAUGAGUACAUCUUCAGAGUACGUGGAGUGAACAAAUUUGGUAUCGGAGACCCACUGGAAUCUGAACCUGUUGUUGCAAAGAAUUCAUUUGUCCCUCCAAGUGAACCCUCCAAACCUAAAGUUACCAUGAUUACCAAGUCGUCGAUGACAGUGAUCUGGGAACGACCUGCACUGGACGGAGGCAGUGACAUUGAUGGUUAUUACCUGGAAAAAAGAGAAAAGAAAAGUCUACAGUGGUUUAAGGUGGUAAAGGGUACUAUCAGAGACACCAGGCAGAAAGUCAACAAUCUAGUGGAGAAUAAUGAGUACCAGUUCAGAGUUUGUGCUGUCAACAAGGCAGGAGCAGGAAAUUACUCUGAAGCCUCUGAACUGUACAAAGCCUACGACCCCAUUGAUUUACCUGGCGAGCCAUCCAAACUGCGAAUUAUUGACUCCACAAAGACCUCAAUCACCAUAGGCUGGGACAAGCCUGUUUAUGAUGGUGGAAGUGAAAUCCUACACUACAUUCUGGAGCAGAUGACCUCAGAGGAAAAAGAAUGGGUGAUAAUUAAUCCAGAGGUGAAGACUUGUGAGUAUGUGGUGUCCCACCUCAAACCUGGUACCUACUAUUACUUCAGAGUGUCUGCUGUCAACUGUAAAGGCAAAGGAGAGGAUAUCAAGAUGUACCAGCCUGUUCAAGCCAAAGAUAUCUUAGAGGAAGCAGAUUUAGACUUGGAUGUGUCCAUGACAACCCAAUAUGUUGCCAGAGCUGGACGGAAUGUAGAAGUGUUUAUUCCACUGAAGGGUCGCCCAGCUCCCAAUGUCACAUGGCGCCGUGGCGAUCGCAACAUGGCUAGCGAUAUUAGAUUUACAAUCAACAACACUGAGAGAUCCACUACACUCAUUAUACCUAAGGUCACCCGUGAUGACUGUGGAAAAUAUUUCCUGGAGAUUGAGAAUGGUGUUGGAGAACCCAAGAUCAUCACAGUUUCACUCAAGGUUCAGGAUAGUCCAUCUGCCUGCCAGAAACUGAUUAUCAAGAAUGUAACAAGAGGAAAGCUGACCCUUAGUUGGGAGGCUCCUGUCAUUGAUGGAGGCUCUCCAGUAACGAAUUAUAUUGUUGAAAAGAAAGCCUCCACCAUGAAGGCCUACCAGGUGAUCACAGCAGAGUGUCUAAACACAUCUUAUAAGGUAUCAGGCCUGGAAGAAGAGAUUGCAUACUUUUUCCGUGUCUCCGCUGAAAACGAGUUUGGUACAGGUGACUAUUGUGAAACAACAGAGCCUGUCAGAGCAACAGAAACUCCUGGAGCUGUUAAAGAUUUGGUAAUGCUGGACUCUUCAAAGAAUUCUGUAACUCUACAGUGGACCAAACCUGACCAUGAUGGUGGUAGCUACAUCACUGAGUACAUCAUUGAAAAAAGGAGCCAGGAAGAGGUCAACUGGACCUUAGGUGCUACAUGCAAACGUUGUACCUGUGAAGUGACAGGACUAAGAGAAAAUGCAAUGGUUGACUUCAGAGUGUUUGCAAAGAAUGAAAAAGGUAGAAGUGACUUUUCCCAGAUUGGUCCAAUUACAGUCAUGGACUUUAUAAUUCCACCUGAAGCCAACCUGGUUGACUACCCCAAUGGAGAGCUUGCUGUUCGUAUAGGUCAAAAUAUCCACAUUGAGCUGCCUUUUAAGGGUAAACCAAGACCUGCAAUCAGCUGGAUGAAGGAUAACUUGCCUUUGAAGGAAAGUGAGAAGAUUAGAUUCAGGACCACUGACAACAAGACAUCAGUCACAGUCAGAGGAGCAAAGAAGGAACAUGCUGGCCAGUAUACUUUGGUCCUGGACAAUAGAGUCAUCAAAAAUUAUUUUGACAUAAAUGUGACCACUCUAGGACCCCCAUCAAUACCUGUCGGUCCCAUCCGCCUUGAUGAAGUAAAAGCUCAAAGUAUUAUUAUCUCCUGGGAUGAACCAAAAGAUAACGGAGGUGGUGAAAUAACCUGCUACAUUGUGGAGAAACGUGAAACAUCACAGGCAAACUGGAAAAUGGUCUGCUCCAGUGUGGUCAGAACAACCUUUAAGAUCCCCAACCUGGUCAAGGGUAGUGAGUACCAAUUCAGGGUCCGAGCAGAGAACAAGUAUGGAGUCAGUGAAUCUCUCAACUCACCAAAUAUUAUUGCCCAACAUCAGUACAAGGCUCCUGGUGCCCCAGGGAAGCCAGUAGCCUACAACAUUACUAGUGAUGGCAUGACCAUCAAGUGGGAUGCUCCAGGUUUUGAUGGAGGUUCUCCCAUUCUAGGUUAUCAUGUUGAGAAAAAAGACAGAAACAGCCUUUUGUGGGAGAAAGUCAACUCCACAAUCAUUUCUAACAGAGAAUAUAGGAUCAUAAGUCUUCUUGAAGGCCUGGAGUACUCUUUUAGAGUCUAUGCUGAGAACAAUGCUGGACUCAGCCCGGUUAGUGAGCAGAGCAAACAUGCUCUUGCCAUCUCCCCUGUUGAUCCACCUGGCACCCCAGUCUGCAUUGAUGUAACUAGAGACUCAGUCACGCUGCAAUGGGAGGUUCCAAAACGUGAUGGCGGCAGCAAAAUUGUAGCCUACAGUGUAGAAAGGCGCCAAGGUCGUGGCAAGUGGCUUCGAUGCAACUUUACAGAUGUCAGUGAAACUCAAUUCACUGUGUCCGGUCUAUCUCCUGGAGACAGAUUUGAAUUUAGAGUUAUUGCCAGAAAUGCAAUCGGCACAGUGAGUCCACCAUCUAACACCUCUGGAUAUAUCAUGACAAGAGAUGAGAGCGUUGUUCCGGAGAUUGAGUGGUCUCCAGAUCAAGUGGUUACUUUAAAGGCUGGAGAAAAUGUUCGGCUCAGCUGCAAAAUCACUGGCCGACCUCUUCCUCAGAUUGUGUGGUAUAAAGAUGGAAUAGAAAUUGAUAAAAGAACAAUGAUUGAUAUUGAGAUUACCACUGGCAUUGGGACAAGCAGUCUGUUCAUCCGGGAUGCUGACAGGGAUCACCGUGGCAUCUACACUGUGGAGGCCAAAAAUAGCUCUGGCACUAAGAAAGCUGACGUCAAUGUCAGAGUCCAAGACACACCUGGACCAGUUGAGGGUCCUAUACGUUUCACUGGUAUCACUGCUGAGAAGUGCACAGUGUGGUGGAACCCACCAGAAAAUGAUGGAUGUGCUGCAAUCACACACUACACAGUGGAAAAAAGAGAAACAUCAAGAAUCUCCUGGGCCUUGGUCACAUCUAAAUGUGAAGCUUGCUCUUACAAUGUAACCAACCUUAUCAAAGGGAAUGAGUACCAAUUCAGAGUUUCUGCUGUCAACAAGUUUGGCGUCGGAAAACCUCUUGACUCUGACCCAGUUGUUGCACAGAUGCAGUACACUGUGCCUGAUGCUCCUGGUACUCCAGAUGCUACUCAUGUAACUGGAGAUAGCAUUACCUUAUGUUGGACAAGACCAAGGUCAGAUGGAGGAAAUGAGAUCAAAUAUUACAUUCUGGAACGAAGAGAAAAGAAGAGCCUACGAUGGGUAAGAGUGUCUUCCAAGAGACCCAUCACUGAACUAAGACACCGUGUAACCAAUCUCACUGAAGGAAAUGAGUAUGAAUUCCGUGUCAUGGCUGAGAAUGGCGCUGGUAUUGGGCCAGCCAGCAGCACUUCCAGGCUGUUCAAAUGCAGAGAGCCAACCAGUGCUCCUAGUGCUCCAACUGUGAUCAAGGUCAUUGACUCCACAAAGUCAUCUAUCACACUUGAAUGGACUAAGCCAGUCUUUGAUGGUGGUCUGGAAAUUAUUGGCUACAAUAUUGACAUGUGUAAAGCCAGCUUGGAGGAGUGGCACAGAAUUAACAACCAGAUUUGUAUCCACAAUACGUUCACUGCAAAGGGUUUGGUACCUGGAGAGCUUUACAAAUUUAGAGUCAGUGCUGUAAAUGGAUCGGGACAGGGUGAAGCUUCAGUGAUGCCCAGCCCUGUUCAGGCCUUGGACAGACUAACAUCUCCAGAAAUUAACAUUGAUGCCAGUUUCAAGCAAACUCACAUUGUGAAGAAUGGAGGCACUGUCACUCUACAAAUUUCUUUCAGAGGAAAGCCAACUCCCCUUGCUACUUGGUCUAGGGUAGAUGGUGAGCUUCCUGUCAUGGCUGAUGUUAACACUACAGACUCAUUCUCAGUGUUGACUAUUGAGGGCUGUACCAGAUAUGAGGCUGGCAAAUAUACUUUGUCCUUGGAAAAUAACAGUGGCCGCAAGUCUAUAACAUUUACUGUCAAAGUGCUGGACACUCCUGGACCUCCAGGGUCAAUUACUUUCAAAGAUGUCACUCGUGGAGCUUUGACAAUGAUGUGGGAUGCCCCCUCCAAUGAUGGUGGAGCGCGCAUCCACCACUACAUGGUGGACAAGCGUGAAGCAAGCCGGCUAGCCUGGCAGGAAGUUAGCAGCAAAUGUUCUCGCCAGAUGAUCAGGAUAACUGGUCUGGAUAUUGGCAUUCCAUACUUGUUUAGAGUGACUGCUGUUAACCAGUAUGGUAAGGGAGAAGCUCAUGAGACGACUGAGCCUAUCAUUGCCACAGAAGAACCUGCACCACCUAAAAGACUAGAUGUAAUUGACACCACAAACUCAACAGCCUCUCUGGUGUGGCUGAAACCUGAUCAUGAUGGCGGCAGUCGUGUCAGAGGCUAUAUUGUAGAAUUUAGAGUUAAAGGAACUGAUGUUUGGGUUGUCUAUGGAGAAACAAAGUCUCUGAAAAUGCUAGUGGAGGGUCUGACUGAGAACAAAGAAUAUGACUUCAGGGUCAAGGCCAAGAAUGAUGCUGGUAUUAGCGACCCACAGGCUACCUUCAGCUCUGUAGUCAUCAAGGAACCUCGCAUUGAACCAACUGCUGACCUCAGCAACAUUACCAACCAGCUUAUCACCUGCAAGACUUCUAACACUUUCACAAUAGAUGUCCCAAUUAGUGGUAGACCUGCACCUAAGGUCACAUGGAAGCUGGAAGAAAUGAAACUGAAAGAGACUGACAGGAUCUCAAUCAAGACUACAAAGGAGAGAACUACCUUGGUGGUAAAAGACAGCAAGAGAAGUGACAGUGGCAAGUAUUACUUGACCCUGGAAAAUGCUGCUGGCGUAAAGACAUUCACAGUGACAGUGGUGACUGUUGGAAGACCUAGCCCACCCACAGGGCCUGUUGAGAUCUCUGAAAUCAGCUCAGAAUCCUGCACUUUGUCCUGGACAGAACCAAUCGAUGAUGGAGGCACUGAUAUCUCCAACUACAUUGUUGAAAAGCGUGAGUCUGGCUCUGCUUCUUGGCAAGUGGUAAACUCCAGUGUGAAGAGAACUACAAUCAAAGUGACUCAUCUCACCAAAUACAUGGAAUACACAUUCAGAGUUUGUGCUGAGAACAAGUUUGGAGUAAGCAAAUCCAUAGAGUCUGCAGCAGUAGUCAUUGAACAUCCAUUUGUUUCACCAAGCCCUCCGACUCGUCCAGAUGUGGUUUCCGUAUCGGCCAGUGGCAUUAGCAUUAAGUGGGAUGUACCAUAUGCUGAUGGAGGUAGCAAGGUGACAGGGUACUGGAUUGAGAAGAAGGAGAGAAAUACAAUCUUGUGGGUAAGGGAGAACAAACUGCCAUGCCUGGAGUGCCAUUACAAAGUGUCAAACCUAAUUGAAGGCCUGGAGUAUCAAUUCAGAGUAUACGCCAUGAACCUCGCUGGACUUAGCAAACCUAGUGAGGCUUCCAGACCAGUGGUGGCACUAAAUCCUGUUGAUCCUCCUGGUAAACCUGAGGUAACAGAUGUUACAAGGUCUUCAGUGUCAUUAUGCUGGACUGUGCCUACUAACGAUGGCGGCAAUAAGAUAAUUGGUUACGUGGUGGAGAAAAAAGUGUACAGCACCGACGAGUGGGAUGACAACCGCUGGCUCAAGUGCAAUUAUACCACAAUCACUGAGAACUACUUCACCGUCACCAACUUGGGAGAUGGAGAGACUUAUGAAUACCGCGUGAUUGCCAAGAAUGCUGCUGGAGUCCACAGUGUACCUUCUGAAUCUACCGGACCGGUCACAUGCAAGGAUGAAUACAGUCCUCCCAAAGCUGAGCUUGACAGCAAGCUAAAAGGCGAGACUAUCACAGUCACAGCUGGCUCUGAUGUAGUCCUAGACGCUGCAGUGGGAGGAAAACCAGAACCUACAGUUUACUGGUCAAAGGGAGACAAAAUUUUGGAGCCUGGAGAAAAGUACUCUCUAACCUACACACCCACCAGAGCUAUGACUGUCAUAAAGAACUGUGACAGAUCAGAUACUGGCAGAUACAUUCUCACAGUCAAGAAUGCAAGUGGCAUCAAAACUGCUGCUGUCAGUGUUAAAGUUCUGGACACACCUGGGCCUCCAGCUGACAAGAUAUUGAUCACUAGAGUGACAGAAGAGAAAUGCACAGUGUCCUGGAGGAUUCCUCUGGAAGACGGUGGGGACACAGUCACCCACUACAUUGUGGAGCGUCGUGAGACCAGCCGUCUGAACUGGGUUAUAAUGGAAACUGAAUGCAAGUCUUUAUCAUGCGUGAGCAGCAGACUGAUCAAGAACAAUGAGUACAUCUUCAGGGUUAGAGGAGUCAAUAAGUACGGCCCUGGAGUUCCACUUGAGUCUGAUCCUGUCAUUGCAAGAAAUGCUUACACUGUACCAUCUCAACCGGGCACACCAGAAGCCACGGUGGUGGCUAAGGAGCAUGUCAUCAUUGAAUGGAUGAAGCCUGAGAGCGAUGGAGGCAGUGAAAUUAAAAACUAUAUUGUGGACAAAAGAGAAAUGAGCAGCACCAGAUGGACUCGAGUGAACAGAAAUUAUACCAUCUAUGACACUCGUCUAAAGAUUACAGGGUUGCUGGAGGGAAGCGAGUAUCAAUUCAGGGUGACAGCAGUCAAUGCUGCUGGAGACAGCCCGCCAAGUGAUGCUUCACCAUACAUUCUCUGUAAAGAUCCAACAUACACCCCAGCUGCUCCCUCAACUCCACGCAUCACUGACACAACCAAGCACAGCAUCAGCAUGACCUGGACGAGACCCAUGUAUGACGGCGGCUCAGACGUCACUGGCUACGUUGUGGAGAUUCUGGAAGAGGGCAUUGAGCAGUGGUAUCGUGCCACUGCAAAAGCUCUCACCAGCAACGAGUAUGUGGCGGCUGGCUUGGCAGCUAAUAAGAAGUACAGGUUCAGGGUAGCUGGCAUCAACAGCAACGGCACUGGGGAGUUUAGUGACCCAAGCGCUGAGGUGGAGCCGCUGGAAAGAGUUGAAAUGCCAGACCUGGAGUUGUCUGAUGACCUAAAGAAAACCGUGUGCUUGCGCGCGGGUGGUACCUUGCGUUUGUUUGUGUCCGUGACUGGCAGACCAACUCCAGUGGUUGCCUGGAGGAAAACAGGUGUGGAACUACAGAGUCGAGGGUACAUUGAGACCACAGAAAGCUACACCUCACUGAUAGUGGAGAAUGUUAACCGCUACGACUCAGGAAAAUACACUGUGGAAGCAGAAAACCCAUCUGGCAAGAAGACUACCAUCAUCCUGGUUAAAGUCUAUGAUACUCCUGGUCCUCCAAGCGCAGUCAAAAUAAAAGACUACACUAAAGAAUCUGUUGUGAUUACCUGGGAUGUUCCUAGCAUCGAUGGUGGUGCCCAUGUCAGCAAUUACAUCAUAGAAAAGCGUGAAGCCAACUUGAAGUCAUACAAAACAAUCACCACAGAGUGCAGGAAAACACUGUACAGAAUUACUGGUUUGGAGGAGGGUGUGCACUACUUCUUCAGAGUCUUACCAGAGAACAUCUAUGGUGUUGGCGAGCCAUGUGAAACUGCAGAAGCUGUGCAAUUGUGUGAAGUACCAUCAGUACCGGCAGACCUCCAGAUUAGUGAUGUCACCAAGUCCUCAGUGACUCUCCACUGGGAGAAACCUUUGCAUGACGGUGGCAACAGACUUACAGGGUACAUCAUUGAAGCCUGCAAAGUUGGGUUAGAUAGAUGGAAUACAGUGGCCACGCUCAAGGCUUCAGUUUCGCGCCACACCAUUCAGUCCCUGACUGAGAAUGACCAGUACCUGUUCAGGAUACGAGCAACAAACAGCAGGGGAGCCAGUGAGCCCAUGGAUAUUGUCACACCUGUCAUAAUCCAGGACAUCAAGGUGAUGCCUAAGAUUGACGUAACGGGUAUUCCUCAGAAGGUUGUUCAUGUCCAUCGCGGUAAAAACAUUGACCUUAACAUCCCCAUAAAAGCGAAACCCCAGCCAGUCUGCUCCUGGUUCUUUGAAAGGGUCAAGCUAAAGGACAGCUUGGACCGCAUUAAAAUUGACAGCAACGGAAAAUUCACACACCUCAUUGUUCGUGACACGACCAUCAAUGACACAGGAAAUUACACAGUGGAGGUGAAAAAUGCCAUUGGCAUGGCAACCGAGGUUAUCAAGGUCAUCAUCCUAGAUAAACCUGGCAUUCCAGUGGGCCCAGUGAAGAUUGAAGAAGUUGAUGGUGUAUCAGUAACAGUCAGCUGGGAGCCUCCAGAGAAGGACGGAGGUGCUAAUGUUAGUGGCUAUGUUGUGGAACAACGUGAAGCCCAUCGUCCAGGCUGGAGCACUGUCUCAGAGUCAGUCACUAGACCUUGCUUCAAGUUCACUCGACUCUCUGAGGGAACAGAGUAUGUUUUCCGAGUUGCGGCCAUGAAUCGCUUUGGAGUUGGAGGCUUCCUGCAAUCUGAAGUUGUGGAGUGCAAGAGCGCCAAGACCAUCCCUGGACCUCCAAGUACACCAGAGGUGCUUGAUGUCACCCAUGAAGGCAUGACUUUAACCUGGAAACCACCUGAAGACAAUGGUGGCUCUACAAUUGCUGGCUACAUCAUUGAACGCAAAGAAGCACGUUCUGACAGGUGGAUGAGGAUCAACAAGAACCCUGUUACAAUGACGAGGUACCGUUCCUCUGGAUUGAUUGAAGGUUGUGAGUACGAGUUCCGUGUUACUGCAAUCAACUCUAGAGGAGCUGGCAAGCCCAGUGAAAGUUCGGCCAUCACUGUUGCCAUGGAUCCAAUUGAACCUCCAGGUGCUCCACUUCAGCCCAGAGUCACUGACACCACAAGGACGUCAGUCUCAUUAGCCUGGCUUCCACCUGAAGAGGAGGGUGGCUCUGUAGUUACGGGAUACUUGAUAGAAAUGCAGAAAGUGGAUCAAGUAGAAUGGACACUGUGUAACACCACACCUACAAAGAUGUGCGACUACACCCUUACCCACAUGCCUCAGGGAGCUGAGUACAAAUUCAGAGUCAUUGCCUGCAAUGCUGGUGGUGCUGGAGAGCCUGCUGAGAUUCCUGGAGUGGUUAAAGUGCAAGAGAUGCUUGAUUACCCUGAUUACAAACUUGAUCGGAAAUAUGCAGAAGGGUAUGUGGUGCGGCAGGGUGGAGUCAUCCACCUGUCUGUACCCAUCAAGGGAAAACCAAUCCCAACCAUCAAAUGGACAAAAGAUGGCCACGACAUCUCCCACCGUGCUAUGAUUGCAACCCAUGACAACAUAACCGAGCUCGUUAUUAAAGAGGCGCACAAAGACGAUACCGGCACCUAUGACUUGGUGCUGGAGAACAAAUGCGGAAGGAAAGCUGUGUAUAUCAAGGUUAAAGUAAUUGGUCAGCCUAAUCCUCCAGAAGGUCCUCUUGAAUUCGAUGACAUUCAAGCCAGAUCAGUACGGGUCAGUUGGAGGUCACCUGCAGAUGACGGUGGUUCAGAUAUCCUGGGUUACAUUGUGGAAAGGCGGGAAGUGCCCAAGGCUGCCUGGUAUACUGUGGACGCUCGGGUAACAGAAACUGCUCUGGUGGUGAAAGGCCUGAAGGAAAAUGUUGAGUACCACUUCAGGGUUUCUGCUGAGAACCAGUUCGGUGUUAGCAAACCUCUCAAGUCAGAUGAAUCUGUCUUACCAAAGACUCCACUUUGUCCACCUGAACCACCCGGCAACCCACCUGAGAUAAUGGAUGUCACCAAGUCCACAGUGUCAUUAUCCUGGGCCAGGCCCCGUGAUGAUGGCGGCUCACGUAUUACAGGAUACUAUGUUGAACGAAGGGAGGUGUCAACAGAGAAGUGGGUUCGCCACAACAAGACUCACAUCACUACAACCAUGUUCAACAUCACAGGCCUCAUCCCUGAUGCAGAGUACAUGUUCAGAGUGGUAGCUCUGAAUGAUGUUGGACAAAGUGAACCUGGUCCUCCAUCAGAGUCUGUGGUCUGCAAGGAUCCAUUUGACAAACCCAGCCAACCUGGGGAGAUUGAUAUCAUUUCUGUCACAAAAGAUUGCAUAACAAUCCACUGGCUCCGACCUGAGCAUGAUGGAGGAAAAGAGAUCUUGGGAUACUGGAUUGAGUACAGAGAAGCUGGAGAGAGCUCCUGGAAGAAAUGUAAUAAGGAGCGUUCUAAGGAUCGUCAGUUUACCAUGGGCGGCUUAAUGGAGGCUACAGAGUACGAGUUCAGAAUCUUUGCUGAAAAUGAGGCAGGACUAAGCCGACCUCGUCGCACACCCAUGGGAAUCAAGACCAAACUAAGCGUUGGCGAAGCUCCAGUUUUGAAGGAAGAGAUCCAAGAUGUAACCACCAAGCUUGGAGAGUCUGGUACCUUAACCUGUGGCAUUAUUGGUAGACCUUUGCCAGAGAUCAGGUGGUACAGGUUCGGUAAGGAACUGAUCCAGAGCCGCAAGUACAAAAUGAGUUCAGAUGGCCGCAACCACUCCCUCAGCAUCCUGACAGAUGAGCAGGAAGACGAGGGCAUGUACACCUGCAGGGCCAUCAAUGAGGCUGGAGAGAUCGAGACAAGUGGAAAACUACGCUUGCAAGCUGCACCACAAUUCCAUCCUGGCUUUCCACUUAAGGAGAAGUACUUUGCCGGAGCUGGAACCAGCCUUCGCCUCCAUGUUGUUUACAUUGGUCGUCCUAUACCUCAAAUUAUGUGGUUCUAUGGAAAGAAGCCUCUAAAUUCCUCUGAAAAUGUGAUAAUUGAGAACACAGAAAGCUACACCCACCUGGUGGUGAGAAACGUCCAGAGAAAAACCAACGCUGGACGUUAUAAGGUGCAACUCAGCAAUUCCUUUGGAACUAUUGACACAGUGCUGCGUGUUGAAAUCCAAGACAAGCCUUGCAUUCCUGAGGGCCCUGUUAUUGUUGAAGCGCUGCUCAAGAGUUCAGUUGUCAUCAGUUGGAAGGUUCCUAAGGAUGAUGGAGGUUCUCCAAUCACCAACUACAUAGUAGAGAAACGCGAGGCCAAGGAAGGGGAAAAAUGGCAGCUGGUGUCCUCCUCUAUCUCUGGCACAACCUGCCGUGUCCCCAACCUCAUAGAGAACUCUGGCUACUACUUCAGAGUUUCUGCUCAAAACCAAUAUGGAGUCAGCGAGAGUCUGGAGAUCCCAUCAGUGGUCAUUAUCAAGAGUCCAUUUGAAAAACCUGGCAUCCCUCAACAGCCGUUUAUCAUUAGUUCCACUAAGGACAGCUGUGUUGUCUGCUGGAAGCCUCCAAGUAGUGAUGGUGGAGCUAAAAUCACUGGCUACUACCUUGAAAAGCGUGAGAAGAAGCAGAACAAGUGGAUGUCAGUAACAACUAAAAAGUGUACCGAGACCAACUAUGAAGUCACUGGCUUAAUUGAAGGCUUUGAAUAUGAGUUCCGCGUCAAAUGUGAGAACAUGGGUGGUGAAAGUGACUGGAGUGAAAUCUCAGCGCCUAUCAUCCCCAAGUCUGACCAGUCUCCUAAAGCUCCUGUAUUCAGGGAAGAGAUCAGGGAUAUGACUGUCAAAUAUCAUGCUAACGCCACUUUUGUCACAAAGGUGGUGGGGCACCCAAAGCCUUCAGUGAAAUGGUUCCGCGGUGGAAAAGAGAUCUUGGCAGACGGCACAAAAAUCAAAGCCCAGGAGUUCAAGGGUGGCUAUUAUCAGCUGGUAAUCACUGCUGCUGAUGAGAAUGAUGCCACAGUUUACCAGGUCAGAGCCACUAAUCCCUCAGGAUCCAUCUCUGCCACUGCCAACCUGGAGGUGGAAGUCCCUGCAAAGAUUCAUCUGCCCAAAGAACUCCAAGGAAUGGGAGCAGUUCAAGCUGCACGUGGAGAUCAUGUAACCAUAAAAAUUCCUAUUACUGGAAAGCCUGAGCCAGCAAUUACAUGGCAGAAGGGUCAGGAGAUCCUCUCCAACUCUGUUUACCAUCAAGUCAUUACCACCAGAUCCUUCACCUCUCUGGUGUUCCAGAAGGGAGUCCAGAGGAAGGACUCAGGGUACUACACAAUUACUGCAAAGAACAGGUUUGGUAUGGACAAGCAAACCAUUGAAGUGAAUGUGGCAGACAUCCCUGAGGCUCCAAAGGGACUUGUGGUGAGCGAGAUUUCACGGGAUUCCAUAACUUUAACCUGGGAACCCCCUGCGAAUGAUGGUGGAACCGACAUUAUUGGCUACAUUGUUGAGAAGUGCCCCACUACCAGUGACCGGUGGAUUCGGGGUGGUCAGACUACUGACUGUAGUUUGACCAUUAUCAAUAUAUUUGGAAAGACUAAAUACCAGUUCCGUGUUAUUGCAGAGAAUGCGUUUGGCUUAAGUCCUCCAUCUGAUCCAACUGAGCCAAUCACCACAAAAGAAGAUACAUCUGUUCUUAGGAAUUAUGAUGAGGAAGUUGAUGAAGCCAGAGAGAUUACCAAAGAAGAAGCUCUGUUCUACAAAGUGAAAGAACUGUCCUCGAAGUAUGUAAUCUCUGAGGAACUUGCUCGUAGCCAAUUUGGAGUGGUCCAUCGCUGCACUGAGAUUGCAACAAAAAAGACCUUCAUGGCCAAGUUCAUCAAGGUCAAAGGAACUGACCGUGAGCUUGUUCUCAGAGAAAUCGAGGCUCUUAAUGUUGCAAGGCACAAAAAUAUAAUCUAUCUACAUGAAUACUUUGAAAGCAUGGAGGAGAUCAUCCUGAUAUUUGAGUUUAUGUCUGGAGUAGACAUCUUUGAACGCCUUGGCACCAGUAAUUUUGAACUUUCAGAGCAGGAGAUCGUCCGCUACUUAAGACAAGUCUGCUCUGCCCUCAAGUUCUUGCAUAGCCAAAACUUUGGUCACUUUGAUAUUCGACCAGAUAACAUUGUUUACACCACAAGGAAGAGUACCAACAUAAAGAUUAUUGAUAUGGGUCAAUCUCGACUACUUGUGCCAGGGGAAAACAUCCGAAUCCUGUUUUCAGCGGCGGAGUACUAUGCCCCAGAAGUCCAUCGCCACGACAUGGUCACAACUGCAACUGACAUGUGGUCUGUGGGUGUUAUGGCAUACGUUCUUCUCAGUGGUCUUAAUCCUUUUGCUGCAGAGUCCAUGACAAAAACAAUUGAGAACAUUUCCAACUGUGAGUAUGUCUUUGAUAGUGAAGCAUUUAAGGACAUUAGCCUUGAGGCUAUGGACUUUAUAGACAGACUUCUAGUAAAAGACAGAAAACUUCGUAUGACUGCUCAUGAAGCCCUUGAACAUCCUUGGCUUAAGAUGAAGAUUGAGCACGUCAGCAACAAAGCCAUAAGGACACUGAGACACAGAAGAUACUAUCAGUCUCUUGUUAAGAGGACUGAUGCUAUUGUCUCGGGAGCUCGUGUAGCGUAUGGAGGCGCAUUCAAAAACCAGAGAGGUCUAGCUGUCGGUAAAGUGAAAAUUGGAACAGAGUAUCGUGGUCUUCGUGCUGGACCUGUCAUGCAUGGCUUUGCUGAAGAGGGUGGUCAUGUCAGAUUUACUUGCAGUAUUCUUAACUAUGACAAGAGCACUCAAGUAACUUGGUACUUUGGUAACCGUCAACUGCAUCCAAGCCCGAAGUAUGAGAUUUCUUACAACAAUGGUUUUGCCAGCAUUUAUGUCAAGGACAUUGAAGAGUCAGAUGACGGUGUCUACAGAUGUAAAGUAGUCAGCGAUAAUGGAGAGGAUAGUGCCUAUGGUGAACUCUUUGUUGAAACUGUGAGAAGCAUUAGAGAACACUAUAUCAGUAGGUCUAUCAGGAAGCUUAAGAGAAGAGUUGACAAGACCAAACUUCUUCAAAGACCACCAGAGUUCACUUUACCUCUCUACAAUAGUACAGCAUACAUCGGCGAAGAUGUGCGCUUUGGUGUGACUAUAACUGUGCAUCCAGAGCCGCAGGUGAUAUGGCUUAAGAAUGGAGAAAGAAUUAAGCCUGGUGAUGAUGACAGAAAAUACACAUUCACCAGUGACAAGGGCCUGUACCAGCUCAUGAUUCACAACCUGGACAUCAACGAUGAUGCUGAGUAUAUGGUCAUGGCCCACAAUAAGUUUGGUGAAGACAGUUGCACAGCUCGUCUUACAGUGGUUCCACAUCCUGUGACAGAGGAAACCAUGAGGCCAAUGUUCAAACGUCUUCUGGCUAAUACUGAGUGCACAGAGGGACACAGCGUUCGCUUUGAGCUAAAAGUUUCAGGAGUUCCCAGUCCUACUCUAAAAUGGGAAAAGGAUGGUUACCCCUUACAAUUCGGUCCUAAAGUUGUUGUAAUAAAGGAGGAUGUUGACUAUCACGUCCUGCAUAUAAGGGAGACUCUCCUGGAAGACUCUGGUGUAUACAAAGUGACUGCAACCAACGCCGCAGGCUCUGCAACCUGCCAGGCUACACUGAAGGUGGACCGCCUUACAUACACCAGGAGAGAGUACAAGAAUGAAGAGGAGAAAUAUAGACACAUACAGAAACAAAUUGAGAAAACCAACAAAAUGGCUCAGCAGAUUGCAGCUACAGCAGAAAUCGUCCCUCUAAACCCCACAGCCCAAGAAGCACUCAAAUUUGCUGCUGAGGUCUACAAACCUGCAGUUAGCACCAAGAACAUAGAAGGAGAAUUUGACAUUACAGAGGAAAAGACAGAGACAAAGAAGCUUGAGGAGGAGAGAAGGAUUUUCUUGCCCUAUGAAAUUCCUGAGCCAAUCGUUCAUGACCCCAAAGCUCUGGAUGAGGACAAAGCUAUCAAACAGUUUGUGCCUCUCUCCGAGAUGAAGUGGUAUCGCAAACUGAAAGAUCAGUAUGAGAUUCCAGAGAAGACGGACAAAAUUGUACAGAAAAGGCAGAGACGUAUUCGUUUGUCCAGAUGGGAACAGUUCUAUGUAAUGCCACUUCCCAGGAUCACUGAUCAAUACAGACCAAGAUGGCGUAUUCCUAAACUAAGUCUGGAUGAUUUAGAGACUGUUAGACCUGCACGCCGUUCACCUUCCCCUGAAUCAGAGGUCUCUUUUAGAUCCAGAAGGAGAUCUCUUGGAGACCUUAAGGAUGAAGAGCUCCUGGUUACUGGAGAUGAACAUAUCACCAGGAGAAGAGAGGAGGAAGAACUUCUGUCUGAAGAUGAGUUAGAGCUUGGAUUUUCUGCCUCACCUGCUGGCAGCCCCAUCCCUGUCAGGCGGCGUGUAACUGAACAUGAAGAGAGGAGGCAAGAAGUGAGUCAUGAGUUUGCUGAAGUCACUGAGACAAAGAAGAAACGCACAAUUUCUCAGUAUAUGAGGAGGAGAAGAUCACUAUCACCUACUUACAUUGAGCUCAUGCGUCCAGUCUCAGAGCUGAUCAGACCACGACCUAGGCUUCCAGUAGAAGCAGAAGGAGAAACUGUUGAAAGACGAUCCCCAACUCCAGAGAGGACUCGUCCUCGUUCUCCUAGCCCCAUCAGGUCACUGGAAAGGUCCUCACGCUCUUCCUCUAGGUUUGAGCGUACAGCUCGCUUUGACAUUAUGUCCCGCUAUGAAGCGAGAAAGGCUGCUUUGCAAUCUGAAAGAAAGUAUCAGGUUGUGAGUCAGGCACCUUUCAGCCUCGAUCACGCUCCUCGUGUAACAGUCAGAAUGCGCUCCCAUCGGAUCCCACUUGGUCAAGACACAAAAUUCACCCUGAAUGUCCAAGCCAAACCAGAGGCUGAAAUCAAAUGGUUCCACAAUGGAAAUGAGAUUUCAGAGGGCAGCGAUAAAUAUAUCUAUACAAAUAUGAGUGGUGUUUUGUCCAUCACUAUUUUUGACUGUCAGGUAGAGGACAGUGGCACAUACCGGUGCUUAUGCUCCAAUGCAAAGGGAGAAGCCUCAGACUAUGCCACCCUGGAAGUGUCAGCUGGCGACUACACAACAUUUUCUUCACGGCGCAGGGAUGAAGAAGUUCCCAAACCACAUGUCCCUGAAAUAUCUAGAACUGAUCACUUUCACACCACACACUUCAAGACUGGAUACACUUCCCAGACUAAACUUGAGGUGGAGGAGACCAAGUCAAAGCUAACUGAGACACGUAAGGUUGUCACAAGUGAAAGACUUGGUGCUUCUUCUGAGAGAUAUUCCUCUGCUGAGCGAUAUGAGUCAUCAAUCAAGUAUGCUUCUGCUGAAUAUUUAUCAUCUAGUUCUUCCUAUUCGUCAGAGAAAUUUUCAUUAACUGGGUCACAUACCACAUCUGAAACUAAAGUCAAAUCAUCUGCUGCUGCAGUUUCUGAAGAUGUUUCUGUCCAUAAGGAAAAACCCUUCCUUCCUGCCAAAAUUCUGACCAAGCCUCAAUCUGUGACAGUAGCAGAAGGAGAAACAGCUAGAUUUUCCUGUGACAUUGACGGUGAACCCGCACCCACAGUAACAUGGAUGCACGAAAGCAAAACCAUCAUCUCAUCUCAUCGUAUCCAGGUUACUACAAGCCAGUACAAAUCCUCACUGGAGAUUUCUUCUGUGUUAUCGUCUGAUGAGGGAAGUUAUGUGGUGGUGGUAGAGAACUCGGCUGGCCGACAGGAAGCUCACUUCACUUUGACCAUCCGCAGACCAGCUCCAAAGGAGGAAGUUAAGGCAGUCAAAUCACCAGAGCCUUCAGUAGCAUCCCCUGUUCCUUCUGUUACUUCUCCUGUGCCAAGUGUCAAGUCACCUGAACCCAGCAUUAAAUCCCCUGAACCCUCAAUUACAUCACCAGUGCCAAGUGUAAAGUCUCCAGAACCAAGUGUGACAUCUCCAGUCCCAAGUGUAAAAUCACCAGAACCAAGUGUCACAUCUCCUGUCCCAAGUGUGAAAUCACCGGAACCAAGUAUAAAAUCACCGGAACCAAGUGUCACAUCCCCAGUCCCGAGUGUGAAGUCUCCAGAGCCCAGUGUGACAUCCCCUGUUCCAGGGGUGAAGUCUCCAACCCCCGGUGUAAAGUCUCCUGAACCAGGAGGAAUUAAAUCUCCUAUCAAAGCUAAAUCUCCAGAGCCAUCUGCACCCUCCCCAGCACGAAGCUUAAAAUCCCCAACUCCAGGUGUUAAAUCCCCUGAGCCAGAGGGAAUAAAGACACCACGUGGAAUUAAAUCUCCAGAACCCAGACUCAAGUCACCAACACCAAUAAAAUCACCAGAACCUGAAGAAGUAAAAUCGCCUCGUGGUGUUAAAUCUCCAGAACCAGCAGGUAUCAAGACACCGAGAGGUCUGAAGUCUCCAGAGCCAGUUGGACUCAAAACGAUAAGAGGGGUGAAGUCUCCAGAACCACCAGGUAUCAAAUCACCAAGAGGUCUCAAGUCCCCUGAACCUGAAGGUGUCAAAUCACCUCCCAGAAUGAAGUCUCCUCCUCCCAUUAUGUCCCCUAAGAGAGUUGUGUCUCCUCCCACUGUGAAAUCCCCAACUCCAAAACCUCCCAAAGUUCUGAGUCAAGUGUCAGCGCAGGCUUGUGAAGGCAUUGUCAAGAUGUCUUGUGUUUGUGAGAGCAGCGUCAGGGAGGUGGCAUGGUAUUUCAAUGGGAGAAGACUUUCACAGAGCAGCCAUUUUGAGAUGCACUACUCUGAGGGCACCUGCAGCCUCCUGAUUCAUGAUCUGACAGAGAGUGAUCAGGGGGAGUACAUGUGUGAAAUGACAUCAGAUGGAGGGGUGUCCAAAUCCUCCUUCUCUUUCACUGGACUGGUGUUUCAGUCUGUUUUCAAGAAGAUCACGGCCUACCGUGAGCAAGAAUUGGUCCUGAAAGGAUCAGCAACAGUGACUCACGUGGAAUCAUCGUCAUCAAUGAGCUCAUCCAUGAUGGCGAAGAAAGAAACCCACGUGGUGGAGGAAUCUUCCUCUUUUUCAUCCUCCACCCAUCAAGCAAUGAUGUCAUCCAUGAUGGAGUCCAGCUCUUUCAGCAGCAUGGCAGCUGAGAUGAAGUUUGAGACCAUGUCCAUGUCUAGCAUGUCAUCCAUGACUUCAGAAACAUACGCCAUGAGUUCCAGCAGCCUGUCAGAGAUGACUACUCACAUGGAGGGAUCCUCCCUGAGAGCAGUUGGCUGUGCUCCAAGGAUAGAAGCUCUUCCAGAGGACAUCAGUAUUGAGCCAGGCAAGGUCCUCACCGUUGCCUGUGCCUUCUCCGGUGAUGCCAAACAGAUCGCAUGGUCCCGUGGCGGCAAUGCCAUAGAGGUGACGCCUGGAGGUCGUUUCCACAUUGAAACAACAGAGGACCUAACAACCCUUAUCAUCACUGGAGUGAGGGAACAAGAUGCUGGAGCGUACACCCUCAAACUGUCCAACGAGCUUGGAUCUGACACAGCGACUGUUCACAUAAGCAUUCGAUCAGGGUAAAAAAAAAAAAAAAAAAAAAAAAUUGCCAAGUGUCAGUUUUCCCUUCUUCCAUGCCUUUUUAUUUAUUGACUAAACAAAAUCAUCCACUUGAUAAAAGAUCUGGAUUAUUCUUGUAAAUAUGAACUAUUUUUAUACAAAACUUGACAUUCAUCUAUGCCAAACUAGACUUAAGUCUAUACAUUUGUAAACUGUGCCAUAUUGGACAACUAUGACUUAAGAUGUUUGAACCUCUUUUCUGUGACAUGUACAUAAUGUAUAUAGCCGAAGUGACCGGUUAUGGGGAGUGUAUGAGUUGUUAUUUAUGACGGUAUUAUUAACUGAAACAAAUGAAACUAAGUGUAGUUUAGCAGGAGAAAGUUUUUUACAGAAACGAAUACCCUGGUGAACUGAGAAACUAAACUCUGUGCCUCAACGAUAAGUUGAAGUCUUAAGAUUGCCUCAACAGGUAGAGAGGCUCCCUGUUGAUGUUCUAAACCAGAAACAAAACUAUGAUGAGGAAAAAGAGCAGUGUACAUUAGAACAGGAGCAUGAGAUCCUGAGUGCUGUUUGCAUCUACCCUCAUGCAAGCAGGACAACUGGACCUCGUGCUGAGACUGAUUACAUCAUACUGCCAUUUCGAUGACUAGUUCACAGUGCGAGCGGCCUGCACUGCCUGAACAAAAGUUUUUUUGUUUUUUUUUGUGCUUUGCUUCUGGCAAAUGACCAUUGUGUGGGACUCUAGUUUUUCCAUCAACCUGGCCAAUAGAAGGAGUCCUGCAGGUGCUUGUUUGCAGAGGCAGAGCUUCAACUUGGAGGUGAGCAGCGUGUUUGUGUGUUAGUUUGUAGACAUUUACCUGUCGGUUGAGGUAGACGCGCAAAGCACAUAUUCUCCAGGUGAAUCCAACUCCUGGAAGCAGAAAGAAGUUAAAUGUGACUUUGUUAGUUGCCUCACACUUCAGGUUUGUUACAGUUAGAAUUGUAGCCAUUUUUUUUGCAGCCUCCAAAUGUUUUCUCCACUUAUUGAUCUAUUAAAGCAUGACUGUCAGCACUAAA
Oryzias melastigma (Indian medaka) is the source of this 99465-nucleotide messenger RNA. It is a transcript of the gene ttn.2, whose product is annotated as titin, tandem duplicate 2. Gene Ontology annotation, molecular function: protein binding; protein kinase activity; ATP binding. Gene Ontology annotation, biological process: protein phosphorylation. Lineage: Eukaryota; Metazoa; Chordata; Actinopteri; Beloniformes; Adrianichthyidae. The transcript is spliced from 252 exons. Bases 346 to 98433 code for a protein of 32695 amino acids. The record is from RefSeq and is a predicted model, not a curated record.